GCCAGCCACGCCCUGACUCAGACCGGAAAGCUCUGUCAUUGGCUAAACCGCUCCCCUAUGCAAAUGAGCCCGGGGGGAAUGACAUUCCACUGGACUCUUACUGUAAAAGCGAAUUUAUUUCCAGUCAAUCUCAUUCAUAGACCAGAGGAGGACACACCACUGCUGGUCCAGGCUGCAGGAAACUAAAUAGCUCAAUCAGGAAGUAACUCAACUACUUCAAGACACACUCUCUCUGCAUGCUUGCUUUUCUUAAAAAAAAUAUAUUUUUUUUCAUUAUUUUUGUUCUACUUUUGAUAGCAUGAAGCUUCCACGCUUGCUACAACUUGACAUGUGCUGAUGAGAGGGGGCAGGAAGCUAUGACAGAUCCACCUGAUAGGACCCAGCAUCAGAGGAGUUAACUGUGUGUACACACACUAAUAAGAAAAAAGAAACCCAGGUUGAGUCAACAGCUCAUUGUUUAGGAAUUGGUUUUAUUGUGUGUGCCCAUGAUCUACCCAGAAAACCACAGAACAAGCCACAAGUUCAACCAAGAAGCACUCUCCACCUCCAUGGGAAGCCACUAGUUGGGAUGAGGAGCAAGUCCUGUACCCUUGUAUAGAGAGGUGUCCACAGCCAUCAGACUCAAAGCACUUGGAAACACACAGGAGAAAAACUACUGAAAGCUGAUCUUAUCUCCCUGUCUGUCUUUACACAGCUUUUACUGGAUUUUGUAUUUUUUAUUUUGCUAUGUUAGAGCUAUGUGUCAAUAUUUGAUGAAUUGAAUAGUCCUUGUUAUUGGAAACCCACACCUCUCCCACCACAGCAGAUAGCUCCUCACACCCAGAAAGGGGGGGAUCUGUUUGUUGCAGAGGGUUAAAGGGGGGGCUACAAACACCCUUAUUAUUCUGGAAAGAAGACACGAAUGUAUUUUGUGUUUUAUUGGGACUUUAGAAAAAUAACUUGGAGAAAAAAAACUCACCGGAUGGUAGCUGAAUUGAAGACUGUUAUUGUCUAAAACCCCCCCAGUCCUGUUGAGGGUAUCAGGGUAAAUGGAACUGUGAGAUAAACAAGAAGUGAAUAAUAAAAAGUUUGGGGGAAGAAUUGCUCAAUCAGAGCCGUGAGACUGUAGGAAGUUGUUGCAUUGCUUAGAAUCUUGCCUGUUGAUACAUUGUUGCCGGUCCUGCUGGGGCACACAGGGCUGUUGUCUCUGAGCCCCUGGUCACAUUUGGACUCAUUAUUUUUUAGGUUCUGAUCCCAUUAUAGACAUACGUUUUCAUUCACAAGGCUUGUUGUGAUGCGUAUCCCCGUAGAUACCAGCACCAGCCGCCGCUUCACGCCGCCCUCCACCACUCUGAGCCCGGGGAAGAUGAACGAGCCACUGACGCUGAGCGGCCCGGACAGCAGCGCCGCCCUGGUGGGCAAACUGAGAAAUGCAGACCGGAACAUGGUAGAAGUCUUAUCUGAUCAUCCUGGAGAAUUAGUCCGUACAGACAGCCCCAACUUCCUCUGCUCGGUGCUGCCCACCCACUGGAGGUGCAACAAGACCUUACCUAUUGCCUUUAAGGUAAGACACGUUCUGCUCAACUAGGUGGCACAUAGUCAAUGCAUGCAUGUCCCUAUUUAAAUAUCUUUAUAUAUGUGUUUGUGUGUGUCUGGACAUAUCCUGGCAAUACUGAGGGGUUUAAGACCAGUAGGGGGGGGGGGGUCUAAGGCUCUAUUUACUAAACUCAGAAUUGUAGCAAAUUGGAAUCCAAAGUAUUAUUUACUAAACAACGAAUUGUAGCAAAUUGAAAUUCGAAUUGGAACGUUUAGGCCACAUUAAAUGUUUGGGGGCAAUUCUCCAUCUGUGCUAUAUUCACAGAUUGUCUGUUUUGGCUUCAUUUUUUUUUUUCAUUCACAUUUUGAUUCAAUGCAAUUCCAAGAUGAGUGCAUUGCCCUGUAAAAAUGGCAAAAGUACAUAAAUAGCUGAUUUAAAGAAAUUCUCCAACCCAGCUAUAGUCACAUGGCUGUUAUACCCCCAAACGUUCAGUACAGUUCAGCUGUUAGUGCAUAUACCCAAUGAGGUAUAUUCAUUUGUUACCAAACUGUAAUGAAUUACAAACCAAAUUACAGAAUAAUCUACUAAAGUGAGAAUUAAAAGCAAAUUUAACAUUUGAGGCCAGAUUAGCCGAGUGGAACGAAUGCAUAACCGACUUUGGGAAUUUUAACAAUUUGACUAUUUUGACCUUAAAUUUAUAAUUUGAAAUAAAAAUCCUCACUUUACUGAACAGGUUAGCUGUUGAAUAGUUUAACACUCAACUAUUUCAGCCUAAAAUUUGCAAAACCCAUGCAAGAUGACCAUAAGCCCUGUUUAUGUGAAUAAGACCUGACAGUUAUUCCAAUCGGUUAGGACUAGCAGUUAGCAAAAAUCCUUAUCAUUAUAUUUCUGGCUUAUCCUUUCUCAUUUCAUUGUUGUGAAGAAAGAAUUUAAUAGACUUGUCACGAUUUAUAGUCUAUUAUUACCUGAAGGUAAGAGUUUAAUGAACCAGUACUUUUAAAGUAUGAAUAACAAUCUACCCAGAGUCUCCUGAACUGGUCUAUUUUCCUCGGUUUUAAUUAACUUUUGUAACUCAGUUUUAAUUAGACGUGAAUAUACUCGAACAGUAAAAUCCACUGUAAAUAGGUUCUAUAAGGUUUGGCGCCCAAUCUGCCUCAAUGAGGAAGCCAGAUUCCUUAGGGAGAGACAACUUACUAAUUGUUCAGAGGGCCAUUAUUUAUGGGGUAUGAGUAAUAAUAAUGAUGACUUAUGGAAAAGGAUACAUUGAGGCUAGAAUGAAAACCAAAACACUUUCUCUGGUCUUAUUAACCCCUUAAGGACACAAGUUCUGGAAUAAAAGGGAAUCAUGAUGGAAUAUUUCCAUCAUGUGUCCUUAAGGGGUUAAGAGAUUAUUCACUAAACAGUGUGAAUGGUGGCGAAUUAUCUGAAUAGCAAAAUUCUGGGUAAAAUAGCCAAGCUGUUAUUAUAACGGAGAUGACAUUGUUCCAAAUCAGCUAUUUUGGUACCAAUUUUUUUUUUCUCCUUUGACUAUAAUUAUCUGUUUAGUAAAUAAGCUCAUUAGUAAUUACUUAAGUCACCUGUCUUGUUCUCAUGGUAUCUCCACAUUCCCGUGCUACUUACCCCUCAUAUCAAUUUUCCAUUCAGCAAAUACACCACUAGGUGAUACACCUGUUGUUCCCAUUUCAUCUUACACCUUAACCUUAUGAAAUUAUUCUGAAAUACUUUUUGACUGUCUCCGGCUUUGAAAAAAUAACUUGUAGGGCUCAGUUAACCUCUGUUUGGCCAACAAUACAGCUUUGCAAGUGGUUAUGUAUGCAUAUAUCCUUAUAUGUGUGUGUAUUUAUAGUGAAUAUAAACAUUAUACUUUAGAUUCAAUGAGAUACACCUUUCUGGGUGGGAACCCCCUUUUCCCCAACUGAAUUCCUUGUGGCAUAGAUUCAACAAACUGUUGGGAAAUUUAAUUAGAGAUACCGGUCCUUGUUGAAAUGAUAGCAUCACACACUUUGAAUAAACUAUUCAAAAGAAUGGUUUCCGCCAGUCCCUUUAUAUCAUGUCAGUUCAGGUGUGUGACUUGUCAUGAAGAGCUUAACCACAACUAUAAAUAUAUUUUUUUUAGUUUUUAGGUUUUCAUUUUUUUAGAGGACAUUCUAUGAAGGACACCUGUAUGUCAUAGUUAUAUAUGUACAGUUAUCAGUAACAUUCCAUUGGUUUCUACGGUGAUUGCUCCCCUCUUAGAAUGUCACCCCAGUAUAGCAGAUUAUACCAAUUUAUCUGUGAAAAAAAUCUCGCCAGUUGGCAGUCGAAGACGAAAUCACGCUAACUUUAUAAUUUAACUGAUUUGCAUAGGAGUUCAAGCUUUCAAGACAACUUAGUCAUGUCUUACAACAUUCUAUCAAACUCAAUUUAUUUAUUAUUUAUUUAUUACUGGUAUUUAUUAAGCACCAACAUAUUCCGCAGCGUUGUACAAUUAGGGUAGAACGUACAAUAUACACAGAAGGCAGCCCAUAAGCAGUGUAUGGCCACUUUCUUGCCCUAUAGUGUCUUGCAACAAUUUAAAGCCAUUUUUUAAAUUAGAAAACAAUUGGGUUUACACAAGAAGUUUAUCAAACUGCUAAAACUGAGCAGCUGUGGAAACAUUAAUGUGCUAUUCUUGUUUUACCUGUAGUUGCUUGAUCACUCUUUUGGCAUAGUCUUCCUGUGUUUGUCACCAAAUUAACAUAUCCAAUAAGCCUCCAGUCUUUCACAUUGUCCCGAACUAUAUAAUGCUCAUGUUUCAAACCCCCUAGAUACCACACUGCUCCCAUUCUCAUGUCUGGACUGUUUGAUGUUUACAGCAAGAAAUAUAUUCCUGUAAAAUAUUUUAACACAAGUUCUGACUCACUGUCCUGAAAUGUGGCUGCUGAAAUCUUUGAAAGGAGAGGAGACCAACUAACUGUUUUAUUACCUGAUAAAAUGUACUUACCUAAAAAAAAAUAACAAAGACCUUAGACUGAACAAGUCAAUAUGCAUAGCGUAGAGGGGUUUAUUAACUAAACAGCAGAUUGUAGUGAAUUUAAAAAUUUAGGCCAGAAUAGUUCGUUUGGAAAAAUUCCAACUCCACUAAAUUCACAGUACGGCUAUUGUCUGAAUUUUGCAAAUAGAUUUUUUGUUGUUUUUUUUUUUAAUUCGCCACUGUUCGCUGUUUAGUGGAUAAACCCUAGAAUAUUUCAUGAAAUAAAUUUGGCUCAAUUUCAAAUAAACUUUUCAAAGCCCCUAAAUUAAAACUCAGGUAUGGUUGUGUCACUAUAUGAUAUCUGCAGUUUAACAUUAUAUAUCCAAGUUAACGUCUAAGUAAUUCAAAUUGACAUAUUUAUUAUAGGAAAAAUAAGUGCACUCAUAUGUAAAUAUAUAACGCAUGCAUUCUAUACUAUAUUAACUAAAUAUGAGUGUAAAUCAAAUAUCACCAUAUACUUAAAAGUAAAUAUUCAAUGGGAAAAAAAGUUUUUAAAUUGUUAAUUUACAUACUGGAUUCGUUAGCUUUUUUAGUUUAAUUAUUACUUCUUAUGAAGUGCCAGCACAGAGCCCAAUAAUAUAGACUUGCCUACUCAAUGAUUCCUGAAUACCCAUCAUGUAGCAUUAAUAGCUAAUAGCUUGUCAUCUUCAUAUUAAAAAAAUCCCCCACGUUACUUAAUAUACCUGUAAUUAUGCUGUGCCAUACAUGCUGUAAAUUGAAGACAGUUUGACAGCAAAUCAGAAAACGUAUUUAAACGUAAGACACAUUUUUAUAAAAAUAUAUACAAAUUAUGUUUCUUUCUUCUUUUUUAAGCAUGUUAUUAUUGCAUGUACAUCAUAUGUUCCUUUAUUUAGAGAUUUUGAACACCUUCUACUUUUUAUUCUAUGUAUACACUGCAAUUUGAUUGGCAAGGCAUACUUGUCCUUGUUUUGUAUAUGCACAAUUAUUAUACAAUCAUUUUAGGCAGACAAUGCUGUAUUUAUAGGAAGUUAUUUUAGAGUAAGCUAAAUAUUGGUCUUUUUAAAUUUUUAUGUAUAUGCUAUUUUGUAGGUAUACAUAAGGUAGGCAAAAAGUUGGAUUGUGGGAUAUACCCUUUUAUAAUGUACCAUCACCAUUGAUACUCUUAGCACUCUUUAAAUUUCCCAAAAAGUCUGUAAGAAAUGACAACAAACACUUCUAACAGGACUCACUCAGCUUAUGUGAGAAUAUCACAUGUAUUAGAAUUUACCCCCUAUCUCCCAGAUAAUGAAUGAUAUUUCAUAGCUAUAUAUAUAUUCUAGAAGAAAUCUCAUGUAUGUGGUCUGCAUUGUGUUUUCUUUAAUAAAUCCAGAGCUGGUUGCCCCAUUGACGAAUUUAGGGCUAAUAAAAAAAAGAGAAACCUUGUAAUAAAAUCACGUCCUUUUUGCACUUGAGCAAGUAUAGUAUCGCAUGCGAAUAAUAAUUAUUGCAGUUCAAAGGAUCUUCUCCAAAUCUUGGCCUCCCAGGCUACAGUAUAAAUAUUUUCUUAAAACCAUAAUUUCACACUUUUCUCUAAUGUGUUGGGUAAUAGUUGUUGUAGUGUAAACGUGUGACACCCAAAAAGGGCUUUAUCAAUCUGUUACUAUGGCAUGACUCAUAUAUGGUUAAAAAAAAAAAAAGUGGCCGGUUUAGUUUCUUGUGACGGGCGACUGUUUGUCUUUCAUCCUGCAAGAAACGUACCUAAAAUAAUUAUAGAUUUUUGCAGCUCAUUUGAGCUUAGCUCGAAAAAUUAUCUUUACCGCAAGUAUGCCACUUAACCACUUCACCACCAGAAGAAGAUUCAGCUUAAUCUGUGGUUUCCUUUGGUUAGAAAAGUAAGAUGUAUAGUGACUCUUAUUUCAAUUAUAGUGAGACAUUUAAAAAAUAAGUAUAUAUUGAGAUGUAUAUAUUAUUGAAAAGGGUGACUUUGAGUGCUGUAAGCUAUGCCGGCCAUGUUACCCUACCCGGUUACAUGGCUAGGUAUGGUAAUACCAAAAUGUUUUAAAUAUGUAAAUUAGACAAGCCCCCAAGGGAUGAAUAUAAUUGUAGAUAAUUUUCGAUACGUUGCUGCCUAUAAACUUUAUAUAGACUUAGUGGUUUAAAUACUAGAAAUGGAAUUGCUCUAAGCCACUUUGUAGACUAUGGUAGCAGAUUUUUAAAAAAUUCUCUAACUUGGCAAUUUUACUAAUGUUUUCUAAUUCGUUUAUUUUGGCCUACAUUUUACUAGUCAGUUGUCAAUGAUUCUGUAAUUAAGUAUACGCUUUAAUCAAUUCACGAAUAGUCAGUGUGAGUGUCUCUUGUGUGAAAGAGAAGAGUUCACUCUAUGGUUCUAAUAUAGAUUUAACAUUUUAUUAUUUGAGAAUUAAUUUUAGUUGUCACGCAAAGACAAACCGGCAAAUGGAAAUGAAAAAAUAAAAUAAAAAACAGAACAAAAAACUUAAAGCCAUCCAUCUGCACCAAACGGUGUUGGAUAAUGUUAUACAUAAUAAUUCAAGUCUUUACAGGUGUUUGGCAAGCAGAGCAUUGCAAUGCUUUGGAGCUGAAGGGGUUAAUCCUUGUGAACCUAUUGUACAGUGUUGCCGAAUUUGUUGGCGCUUUAUAAAUGCCGUAGCAAUAAAGAAUAUUUUAUUAUAGAGGUAUACCUAUUGUUAUAGUGAAACAAAAAUGCAAAUACAAAAGAAACCUGUCAGACUGCAUUAGGAGACUAUGCACUUUACAAGCAGUCCAAAAAACAAAGAUGAACAUAUCUCAUGGAGAAAUGGUACGGAAUAGCUGGUAAUAUAUUCACCAUUCAGGAUUCAGAGAUUUUAUUUUGCCACUUUAUCUAUUUUGGCCUAAAAACUCAGUUUACUGAAUAACUCACAGUCUUCUGACAUUUGGACUAACAACAUUUUUUAGUAGAUAGGAAGUGAAGAAACCAAAUUACAAAAUAACCCAAAAUUAAAUUUAUGCCUAUAAAUUUAUACUUCUUUUUAGAAACUCAGAUUUUUUGUAAAUAUCUUUUUAUUAAACCUUUCGUUUUUGUUGGUUUUGCAACAUGUGAAAGAGAAACGUGGACUCGCAGGUCCCUCUGGUCAUUCACAGAAGCUUAUACAUCGGAAGGGAAACUCAGAUUUUUAGGUCCUCUAUGCUAUAUAUCAAUUGUGUCAUUGAAGUACCUACAUCUCUCUGCAAAAAAAUCUGUUUUUAGGAAAUUAAUUCUAGGGCUUUAUUAACCCACUAACCUACAUUUAAAAGCUGCUGUUAAACCCUCUUUUCUAGAGGGCCAACACAGUACAGUGAUCCAAGGGUUAAUACAAAUGCGGUAAUAUUCAAACGACAUGUAAUACCGGAUUGAAAACAGUAUCCUUCCCCCCUCAAAUCAAAUUAAAGAGCAAUCGAAUUAAGAACAAUUUAAAAUAUACUUGUUUUACAUCCUUAAGGUAUAUUAUUGGCUUUAGAUAAACUGUUUAGUUUUUAUUAAAUAAACCUCCCAUGUUUAAUAUUUGUUGCUGGGUUUUAUUUCGUGCAAGAAAAUAUGCUUUUUGUGAAAGUCUGAACAAAUUAAAAAGUGAGUUUGCAAACAUACUCGAAGGCAGAACAUGUAGAGAGGACAAGAGAGACUCACAUCCUGAAUUAACUGGUGCGGGCUGUUCUUCACUAUGGUAUCAAAAGCUAAUUCAGUAGAUCAGUCACUGUAUAAUAUGCUUUUUACUAAAUGGAAAGAGCUUGAGUUCAGUAAAAUGCAAUUUGAAUGAUAAUACGUUCUUUAGGAAAACAACAGUAAAAAUAAAUAAACAAACAAAAAACAAACAAACAGAUUAAACAGACAAAAAAAUAUAUUUUUUUGGGGGGGGCAAUUGGCAGAUGACUUUGGGCUAUCAUUGCUUGAUCUAAUUAGAAAGGAAUUGCAGGUCUUCAUAAAAUUUGUCGUUUUACACCUAUUUCUUCCAUUUAAUAUUCCUCAGUAGAUUGAAGUACAGUAAUUACAGACAGCAAGCUUACUACUAAUCCUGUAAGGCUGAACAUAUCAACAAAACACUGUCAGCCCACACAAGUCUCUGCUCGUCAGUUGGGUCUGUUUUCUUCGAGUUUGUGUACAUUCAGCCUUUGCUAAAAAAAAAAAAAAAAAGAAAAACCCUCUAAAAAGCAUUGGACCAUUUUUUUUUUCCAUCGCUUUUCAUCUCUAAUUUCUAUUUUAUGUCUGUGUCUUUUGAGAGACGAGGUAUUUAGCUCAGUCUCUGAACUUCUAAAGUGUAGACUUUAAGGUUUUCAUUGCCUUUUGUGAACCAGUUCCUGUUGGCGGCAAUUCGUCCGUAAGAAUUAAAUACAAAACAGAUCUUUACUGUGGCAGUACAGUUAUGUUUGAGAGAGAACAGCUAAUUUGAAAUGAGCAGACAGUUUCUGAAAACAUGGCCACAUUAUUAAUACGCCCAGGGGUCUAUCCACUAAGCAGUGACUUGGUAUGAGCUGACGUUUGAGGACCAGGUGAACAGCAAACUCAAGGCCCGAAUUGUAGUUGUAAAAUCUUUUUUAUACAGAAUAAAUCUUCAUCUAGUUUUUUUUUAAUUCAAAUAUUUGUCGUAAAAUUUUUGAUUUGCUUAAUUGCUGUUCCUUGAGAUACAUAGCUGUGUGUGCAUGUAUGUGUGACUGUAUGUAUGUGUUUCUGUAUGCACACAUGCACAUCUACAGACAGAAUGUGUUUAUAGCCACCUCUAUCUCCCCAUCCUUCUGUAUUUCUCUCUGUAUCCAUAAAUAUGUCAACAAUGCAAAAAUGAAUAAUAAUUAUUUACUAAGACUGACCUGUUUUGGUUGAGCUUGGGAAAUAUUGUUUUCUCAAAGUUUGUGCUGUUUGGAAAAUAAUUGAUAAAAAAAAAUACAAAAUUAGCACAUGCUUCAAUAAAUGGGGGGAAGGGCUACAGGGCAAUGAUAUAUGUUUGAGCUAAAUAUAUGAAAUAAUAACUUGACUGUGAUUUAGGGGAAUAAUUAUGAAUGUGCGUAUUUGUUUCUCUUUUUUACAUUUUCCUGUAAGUUUUAUAUUUUUUAUAUAUAAUAUAUAUUGGUAAAGAUAUUUAAAAUUAAAAAAGGGGUGAAGUAUAGCCUCAAAAAAAAAAAACCCUCUAGAUUAUUUACAUUAGUUUGUUGCAGUAAAAAUUUAAGACAGACUGCUCACUGUUUACGAGGUUAUAUUUUAUUUACAUCAUGCCAACUGUAUUUAUACAGAAAGCCAGAAAAUAUACACGUUUUAAGGUAAUGUUACUUUCAGAAAUAUUGCUUGGUAACACACAUAGCUAAACAAACCAAUACCCGUGUAUUAUUGUUCAAUUAUAGGCCGGGCCACAUGCAACAGUUAUAACAUUUUAUUUCAAGACACUAAUAAAUGAAAUCUCGGAAAAAACUAUUUACAGAUCCAAGGGUCGAUUUAUAGGGCGUACCAUAAAAUAGAACUGUUUUGGGAAAAUUUUAUUGAUGGGAAGCAAUUGCAUCCUUUGCCCCUCCGUAUAAACACCCAUGAAAAUGGAAACGAGUGUAGAUUUUUCACUGACUGCAAAAUUGUUGAUACACUUUGCAUAUUAACUACUUUUGACGUAUUUGGAUAGAAAUGUAUUAAUCAGUCAAUGUGUUGUUACCAUCAGGACCAACUUUGCCACCAUGCAAAAUAACGUUAUGGUUGUAGUGUAACUCAUUAGAGUAUGGAGGAGAACUUGUAUUCCUGAUGUCUAGACUAAAAAUCUCUCCUCAACCAACACUCCACUUUCUACUAAAUACAUUGUCUUCUCUGACUAAACCAGCUUGUUUUGUCCCCAGGUUGUGGCAUUAGGGGAUAUUCCAGAUGGUACUUUGGUGACGGUGAUGGCUGGGAAUGACGAGAAUUAUUCAGCAGAACUUCGAAAUGCAACAGCAGCUAUGAAGAACCAAGUGGCUCGCUUUAAUGAUCUGAGAUUCGUUGGGCGAUCUGGAAGAGGUAAUGGUAUUAUCAAUGUAAUAUGAAGAAUUAUCACACGGUUAAUAAUGUCAAAAUAUGAACCGUUAGUGCUAGACUCAUGCAGGCUACUGAAAAGGUUAAAGAAAACCGGCUGUGGGUUUUCAGUAAAUAUUUACAUUGAUAUAAUAUUAUAUAAAGCUCAGUGCCGGUGUUAAUGUGUAUAACAGUGUAAUGUUGUCUACAGACUACUUGUAUUUAGAGCGGUUAUCUAUUCUACUAUGCUUAAAUGUCAUAAGGAAGACUAUAGUGUUAGUAAUACAUGUAUUUCUUACGCUAUAGAGCUCUGCUAACUACCUAGGCAACCCCCCACCCUCCCCAUUGGCAACAAAUAGUUUUUACUUAAAGGACCACUAUAGGCACUCAGAUCACUUCAGCUCAAUGAAGUGAUCUGUGGGCCAGGUCCCUCUAGUUUUAACCCUGCAGCUGAAAAGAUAGCAGUUUCAGAGAAACUGCUAUGUUUACACUGAGGGUUAAUCCAGCAUCUUGUGACUGUCUCACUGACAGCCGCUAGAGGCGCUUCCGUGAUUCUCACUGUGAAAAUCACAGUGAGAAGACGCUGGAUGUCCAUAUUAAAGCAUUGAGUAAUGCUUUCCUAUGGGCGGUUUGAAUGCUCGCGCGGCUCUUGCCGCUCAUGCGUAUUCGGCGCUUACUCGGCAGGGGGAGGAGGAGAGUUCCCCAGCGCUGAGGGAGCCCAGUGCUGGAGAAAGGUAAGUGGCUGGAGGGGUUUUAAACCCUUCAGGCAAGUGGGAGGCGGGCCAUGAGGGUGGGGGGGACCUAAGGACUACUAUGUAAAUAUGUAAAAUAUGUAAAUAUGUAAAAAAAAAAAAAGUACAAUACAUAACAACUAUGUUUUCUAAAGGUUUUAAUAUUCAUUUUAUAAAAUCACCGCCCCUACAAACUGUCAAAAGAAAUAUUUAGAUCGCCUCUUAAAUAUGUUUACUGAAUGUAUUGUUUUUGUGUUACUGUUGCUUUAAAAGGUUCUAAAAACAGAAUCUUAAAUCAUCCUUUUCCAGUAUCAGUCGCAGUGAUGCACUGUGUAGUUUAUGACCUUAAUAUACACAAUGAGAUCAUCUGGUUGCCACUGAAUUUGUUUGUUUUUAUGUGCUUUGCAGACAUUGCGAAACAGUUUAUUGUGCUUACUAGUCGUCCAGUUAGCAAAAUCUAUCUAUCAGGAUUUUCCAUUGAAGUCCUCAAUUCCAGACAAAAUACUUAAAUUUAAUCCUGCUUUUCAUUAAGAGCUUGAUAUAUUAUAACAUAAACAUGGAAGGGACCCAUUUACUAAACAUUGUCCCAUGUUUAUUUACUGCUUCGUAUACUGUAAAUCAAAGGGGUUUAUUGAAUAGAUAGUCACUGAAAAUCCGACCUGCAAAGCUCUUGGCAAAAAUCUGAUGAUUUGGUAACAUUUCCCUCCUCAUCUAUAGUCAGAGUCUGUCUAUUUAGCCAAACCAGGUUCUAAAGUGUGAAUGUAAAGUGAAUAAAAAGUGGAUUUCCAAUGUAAGGCCAGUGUAGCCAAGCUGAAAGGCACACUAUAGUCACCUGAACGACUUUAGCUUAAUGAAGCAGUUUUGGUGUAUAGAGCAUGCCCCUGCAGCCUCACUGCUCAAUCCUUUGCCAUUUAGGAGUUAAAUCCCUUUGUUUAUGAACCCUAGUCACACCUCCCUGCAUGUGACUUGCACAGCCUUCCAUAAACACUUCCUGUAAAGAGAGCCCUAUUUAGGCUUUCUUUAUUGCAAGUUCUGUUUAAUUAAGAUUUUCUUAUCCCCUGCUAUGUUAAUAGCUUGCUAGACCCUGCAAGAGCCUCCUGUAUGUGAUUAAAGUUCAAUUUAGAGAUUGAGAUACAAUUAUUUAAGGUAAAUUACAUAUGUUUGAAACUGAAACCAGUUUUUUUUUCAUGCAGGCUCUGUCAAUCAUAGCCAGGGGAGGUGUGGCUAGGGCUGCAUAAACAGAAACAAAGUGAUUUGACCCCUAAAUGACAGUGAAUUAAGCAGUGAAAUUGCAGGGGAAUGAUCUAUACACUAAAACUGCUUUAUUUAGCUAAAGUAAUUUAGGCGACUAUAGUGUUCCUUGAAAGUAUACCGAAAAUCACCUUGAAUUCCCAUUUAAUCGAAUAAACCUGCGUGUUUUAACAGCACAUUUCAGAUCUCUACACUUUAUUGAUUAGUAAAUAAUCUCUCAAACAUAUGGAACGGGCCUAUUCAUUAACCCCUUAAGGACACAUGACGUGUGACAUGUCAUGAUUCCCUUUUAUUCCAGAAGUUUGGUCCUUAAGGGAUUAAACAGUGCACUAAGGGCUUUAUAUCGUAUAAUGCAGAUUAUAAGGUAGCAUAUUCACUAAACAAUGUCGCCUAUUCAUCAAAUUCACCAUCUCAAGUCUGACUUUAUUCUCACAGGGAAGCCCCUGUAGCGGUUGUCAGUUUGACAGAUAUUAGAGGUGUGUUUAACUCUGCAGUGUAAGCAUUGUAGCUUCUAAACAAAACUGCACCAUUUUAUAUUAUAGGAUUAAAACUACAGGCCACUGCAUUCAGACCACUUCAGUGUGAUGAAGUGGUCUGGGUGCUCUUAGUGGCUCUUUAAAUAGAUAUUUUGUUUAUUUUUAAGAAGAAUACAGGCAGCUCAAGCUGCAGAGAUCUAAGCGAGUGAUUUUUAUAUAGAAUGGUCAGGGUUAUAUUCUCACUAUAGUAGAAACAUACUUCCCAACUGUCCUGAAUUUUGUAGAAUAUUCACAGUUUUGGGACUCCCUCCAUCAUGUGGGCCCCAGAGAAAUAACAGUAUACGUGCAUGUUUUUACUACUGGAUGUGGUCAGAUUAACUCACUUUGUACAGGUAAUAGGAUUACCACAUCUUGCAUUAUUUCAUGGACACAGUAUCGCUUCAUUGUGCUAAUGGAGAGCACAUGAAAAGGGCUGCCCUGCAGUACGUGUUAUUCAGCAGCGAAUAAAAUUAACUAAUCGUGCCAGUUCUUUCCAGAUUCCUCCUUGAGUAAACAACCAGUUUCCCUCCUGUAGCUUAUUAAUGCUAUAUUCUGAAGGGCAGAACGUUUCAUUUGCAGUCCAUCAGAAUGUUGAAAAGACGUGGGUCCUGGAAAACAAGGUGGAUCUAUUAACCAAAGUUUGCUAAAGUACUUGGCAAUUAUAGUCUGCAAAAUGAACUGACAAUUUGCAAUAAGAAAGCAUUGAAGUGUAGAUUGCGUGAUUUAGCCCACAUGCUAGAACCAUUUAGUCAUAUUGCAGAGACGUCAAGGUGACUUCACAAAUAUCUUGAGGACACAGAUUCAAGUGAUUGGCAUUUGCACAGAAGCCCAUGUUGUAUUUUAUUGAUUUAUUAUAAAAUAUUUUACCAGGAUGGAUACAUUGAGAUUUCUUUCGUUUUCAAGUAUGUCCCGGGUCCACAAAACAUUGCAUUGUUACAAAAGGAUACACUAUUACAAAAAAUACAACAUACAAACAAUAUAUAUAUACAUACACACACAUAUAUAAAUUUAACAUACAACAGGUGAUAAAUAUAUUCAACAAUGACACCUUCGCACUACAUUCAUGGUGACAGCUUUUGUGGUUAAAUCAUUUUACAAAUUGAAUACGCUUACUACACAGCUCUUGCAACCCAAGCUGUAGAAUGGCUUCUGCUUGUGAAAGAAUGUAGUACGUGUUGUGAAAACGCAACCCUGUGUGAUACAAAGUGCUAGUUCCUGCAUUGUAGACAUGCUGCAUUGUGUAAGUCAGAAUCCUCAGUACAGUGUGUUACAAUGUCUAUACAAUGUGAUCAAGUCAUUUUUAAAUUCUACCUGCACAUUUACUGAUUGAGUGAUAAUGGUACCACAUCAGAGGUAGGUUGUGUAUAGACAAUGGGAGUUCCUUGCUCUAAUAAGAGUUUGUUUGAUCAGACAACAGCUUGCGAAUAUGCUGUUAAUAUUACCACAAAAUUCAAUAUUAUAAUUAUUGCAAAUGCAAACCUGCAAAUACCUAAAAUAAACACCUUCAAAUCCUUAUAUGAUUUGGCUUGCUUUUUGUUCCCAAGACUACAGGGGAAAAAAAACAUUGCCUAAAUAUAAUUAAAUAAAUAUAGGGGUAUAUUUACCAAAGGUUUGAAAUGCUAAUUAGAGAUUUCCAGCUUCCAAUUCAGCUGAAAUUUCCCAACCAGUUUAAUAUACCUUUAAAGGAACACUAUGGCUUUAGGAAUAUAACUCUGCAUUGGGAAUCUGAUGUGCAUGCGGGGUGAGCGUCGUGUACAUCAAAAGCUUCCUGUAUCCUAUAGGAGUUAAUUCCAAGUGCUAACCCAUACCUAUAAAGCAUUGAACAAUUCUAGCCCCUCUUAUAUGUCAUCACAGAUCCAUAGGUAUGCCCCUUCUCGGUCUCUCCGCUCUGCCCGUGACCUUCUCCUGUCCGCUGCUCGCACCCGUACGGCCAACUCGUGCUUGCACGACUUCUCGUGGGCGGCUCCCUUCCUAUGGAAUAGCCUGCCUACCGCCAUCAGAGUCUCCCCUAGUCUUCAAUCGUUUAAGAAGUGCCUUAAAACCCAUUUCUUUAGGAAAGCUUAUGGCCUCCCAGAGUAACCUCUACCUUACAUACCUGUCUCUUGCUCUCUCUCCUAAAGGGCAGCACUCUACUCUCUCCUCCAGCUCUGCUUCACUCCCACCUUAUUUGAUUGCUAUUUCCUGUCCUAAUGUGUUUCAUACCCCACCUCCUAUAGACUGUAAGCUUGUUUGAGCAGGGUCCUCUUCAACUUAUCGUUUCUAUAAGUUUUAUUGUAAUUGUCCUAUUUAUAGUUAAAUCCCCCCUCAUAUAAUAUUGUAAAGAGCAACGGAAUCUGUUGGCGCUAUAUAAAUGGCAAUAAUAAUAAUAAUAAUAGCUGCUGCAUCAUGUGACCAUGUUUUAUUCGGUCAGUGCAGUGGAAGCACCUCUAUUGGCUGUCUGGAAGAAUAUUACAGUUUCUAAGAAAACUGCAGUGUUUUACAGUGACAAGACCACUGCACUCAGACCACUUCAUUGAGAUGAAGUGGUCUGGGGGUCUUCACUAUUGCUUUAAGUGGCACAUCACAUGCUGCUCUGAUGUUUUCCACUGAACAUGUGUUUUUUUUUGUUGUUGUUUUUUUUUAAACCAUCAUUACAUUUGAGGACUGUCCUAUUGUCCACAGUGACCUAUUAGCAGUAAGUAGGUAUUGCCUGCUGUGCAGUGAAAUUUAAAUGAUCACUCCUAAAGUAAACAAGGGUUGUUCUGGCUAAAUCAUGUCGUCGCACAGAUGGCUGUUUUAGAGGCAUAGUGGAAGCUUUGCCAGGCCCGGUCAGAUUGUGAGUGUCACCACGAAAAUGGCCACAAUGUUAACAAAUAUAUAUAUAUAUAAUAACACAUCUUCAUAUAGCUAGUCACUUAAAAAAUAUUUUUUAAAAGAAAAAAGAGGCCAGUGAAUUAGCGGUGAAUUAAGUAGUCAUAAAAAGGGCAGGGGAGUAUUGUGCACAUAUUGUAUUGAAUGGGUUAAAAGAGGGUUAACGUGUCCCCCCACCGAAUUGUCAGAAUGUUCUUAAACACAGCCGUUGGAAUAAGCCCCUCCUCUUUUUGCAUGUUCUUGCAACUUCCUGUUUUGUAAACCGCAACAGGUUUGCAACCACAAACACUUGUAUAACGAAAGAGGAAUAACUGUAUAGCAAAAACAGAAAAACAUGAUGUAAAAUAACUAAAGUUAUAACUGUUGCUUGUCAACAAGACUGGACUAAACUGCUGCUAUAUUCCUAAGUGUCUUGGUAACCAAGUGAGAACAGCUAGCCACAAUCCAACAAAUGAAAUCGAUACUUCACUGACUUUACCAGCCAGCCACACAUUUCUGAUGCAUUAGGGCAAUAAAGCCCCAAUUAUUGUCCACGUUUUGCAGGAAAUCUAUACAUUCUGUUUCUUCUGCAGUUAUCUCUUCUUCUUUCGUGAAUUGGUCUCAGCCAAUCCUCGUUUCCCAUAAACUUCAUUCCAUGAUAGUUUACUUGACAGGUGGAUAUAGAAUUCAGUAAGUGGUCACACAGAUAUAACAUGUUAUGUGCAGGGCGAGGUACAUCUCCCCCUUGUAAACAUUAUUUUAUCCGUCUGUAUUGUGAUAGCAUAGCAGCAGAGGUGGUGGAGAGUCUUCCCCCCUUCAUCCCCUCCCCCAGUUUGACAAUAAACUGCAAGAUGAUACUCACAGAAUCCUUCCACCAGAAAGGCUACAAUAAGCGAUAGUGGUUAUAGUGUGUAAAAUGACUCUUUAAGCGGACCUGUCCACUUUAUGAUAUUCUUUAAAGUUAUUUGGGUGCCCACAGACUGCCUUUAAACUGCCUUUAAAUACUUAGAAAAAGAAAAACAGAGCAUAGAAACAUUACAAAUUUAAAUAUUAUUUUUAGUAAUGGGUGCUUACAUGUACCCCAAUUAACACUCUUUACCAAAUAUGGGUAAUAAAGGAGGACAUUUUCCUCUUACAGCUUGGUGGCAUGACUUUAUGGGACACAUUUAUCUCAAACCCUGUCUGUAAGGGUUAAUAAAAUUCACAAGGGCGUUAAAUACGAAGUAGAUGUGAUGAUUCCCAUAUCUAAAGCGGAAACAUCUGAAGAUGUUAGAUAAAUAAGCCUGCUUCCUCUUCUAGAAAACAAAUCUUCUUGUUUAUUAAGAUCCAGUAAAAUAACUUUUGUUUGUAAGGCUAAAGAAGUAAUGUUGACAAAUACACGUUAAUUUCCGUAGAACUGCUAAGUCUCACCUUUUUAACGUGAUGUUUAACAGAUAAGAGACAACACAAAAAGUCUGCAGAAUAUUACAUUAGGCCAUGACCCUAAACUGUAGUUUGGAGUCAGGUUGGUUGAUAGUAGCUAACACACUAAUCCUCUCCAAUGUCCCUGCUUUCUGACAAUACUGCACAGUCUGUUUAAUUUAGAAUUUCUUAUCUCUUUUAAUAGGCUUCUAGAGCCGGCAUAAGUCUCCUGUGUGUGUGAUUGAAAAAGGAAAAAAUGUCUAAAGCAAGUUAACAUCUGAUUGAAAAUGAAACAAUUUUUUUCAUGCAGGCUGUGUGAGUCACAGCCAGGGGAGGUGUGGCUAAGGCUACGUAGACAGACACAAAUGUGAUUUAACUCUUAAAUGGCAGUGAAUUGAGCAGUGAGACUGCAGGGACGUUAUCUAUACACCAAAACCGCUUCAUUAAACUAAAGUUGUUUUGAUGCCUAUAGUGUCCCUUUAAUAAUUCAAUAAUUAAUUACAUCUUUACAGCUCCUUCUAAACUAGCCUACCCUUGAAAAUCAUCCUGGUCAGGUGUGCCCAAAUAUCACAACUUAAUUCAGAGUAAAUACUUUUCUGGCCCGAUGGUGGCAUGAGACAUUAUUGAGGUCCUGUACAAUGCUUUAUCAAUAAGACAGGUUUUCAAAGGGGCAGAUUUGGAAGCAACAUAUGAAAGAUCAUUUUCCUGUUUCCGGAGUAUUCUGUGCUUUGGCCAGAGUUUGUACUAGUGUUUUUGCAUACAACUACAUCAUUUUCAAGAUGACAUAUUGCAAUAUAUUACGUAUACAGGGACAUUUAUUAAAGGGAGAAGUUAAAGUUCAAAUUCAAGGUAAAUAUAACCGUACAAGACACAUUCUCUAAGUCAGCUGUGUUUCCAGGGCAGCUUCUUUAGCCUUACAUCUGAAAUCCACUUGGAAUUCUUAUAUUAGUGAAUUGCCCUAAUCAUUUAAAAAAAAGCAAGUUUCACUUUGUUAAAAUAUUGUUGAACCUCCCCUUUAAAUGUGCAUUCGCUUUACAGGGGAUGAUAGGCAAAGAGCCUGCAGUAUUUGGGUGGCUGUUCACAAAACAAGUUUCAAGUAGGGAAUUCAAAGAAUUUCAAAUUUUAAACUAAAAAUGCUGUAUUGAAAUCAUAGCUGACUUGAAGAAUUUUUACAGGUUUUCUAAUUUGUCCUAAAAUUUUAAAUUUAUACUGAGCAUCUGAAUAUUCACACUUUAGUGUAAACUCUGAGAAUAUUUAAAUAAUUUAUCGAUGUUGAGCCGGUGAGGGUGAAAGAAAGAAAGAAAGAAAGGAGGGUGAGAAAGAAAUGUAAUAUUAAUAAUUAUAAAAUAGAAAAAGGAACACAAUUAGCGGAGAGAGGCGGGAGAGAGCAUUCUGCCUGCAAGGGGGAAGACUAGCACGUCUGACGCUAGCACGCUGUGCACGCUAACAACCGACGCAAAAUAUGCACAGAAUUGACAUUAGGCAGUUUGGAACAGAGUUCUGGACUGCCAAUGUCUGGUGUGCUUGGGGUGCAACUAGCCCUCAACACAUACAGACUCCUACAACCAUGACCACUUCAAUUCACCAAAGUGGUUGGAGUAACCCUUGGAGUAUACCUUUAAGUAAUUGUAAAAGAGCAACAACGAAAAACAAAUUAAGUUGGAUCUCUGUUGCCCCCUAUCUUUGCUAAAACAGACAGGAGCUCUGAAAUUAAACUUUAUAGUUCAGUAAAGCAUCAGCUAGCACAGGUAAAAAUAUCCACUACAUCUGACUGACAGUUUGGAACAUUCAGGGUUAAUUUAGUUAAUGUCGCCUUUGCUCUGCCUUAUACUGAGUUAGUGACUAAAUUAUUCUCACAAUGCUAUGCUGUUGUCCUAAGGUGUUAGCUGUUUGCCUUUCAAUGCAUGAAUUACAAUGUUCUGUUACUGUGUUUGCAUAAACACUGGAUUAAGUCUAAUGUGUCUGGUUUCUUAAGAAAUUCAAUGUUACACACAUUUUUUUCUUUCAAACGUAGAACCGAAUACAAUAGCUUUCUAUAUUUUAUUUAACCACUUCUGGAAUUCUAGAAAUAAGUAACCCCAUGAAUUAGUUUUAAUCUCUGCAAACGUGAAACCAUAUUUUAUUUAUAACAUGCCCUUAAACUGAAAAAGUCAAUUUAUUUCCAUCAGAUAUUGAUAUAGGCCGCAAAUACACUAAUUGCAAAAUUAUAAAAAUAUAAUAAUAUAAAAACCUCAUUUAUCCUGAGACGAGUUAGUGUUUUUCCCACUUAUUUUUCCCUGAAUGGUUUAAUGGUGGGGACUAGUGGUAUUUACUAUGAAAAAUAAUUCACAUUCAGCUGAGAGCCUCAUUAUUGUUUCCUGAAAUGUAACAUAACUGUACCUGAAUACAAUAAAAAAAAUAAUAUAAAAAAAAAACAUAUAUAUAUAUAAUAUAUUAUAUUAUUAGGGUCGAUAAUUACGUUAUAGAACAAAACCGUAGAACAGAAAACAUGACUUGGAGGAAUUUAUCAGUUAGGCUAUUAAUCUUUUUGCCUCAAAUCUGAAAUCCCAGACAAAUCACAAUUUAGUGACUAACUCUCUAAAUGUCAAGUUAGAACCUUUUUAGAUACUGCACGAUAAGACAUUCUUUACGCACUUCUUUGCCAAACAGAGAAAAUGAUUAACCGGAAUAAUAUUGUAACGCGUGCUGAGUGCUUUUACAAAGAAAAUGACAGCUGUGUCACGGUAUUCUUUUCAGAAAUUGACAUCUGACAGGUUUUAUGAAAAGCAUAUGUGAAGCAUUUUUAACAGGUGCAUUCUGUGCUCCUUUUAAAUAGUCGUUUCCCAUUAAAUAAUAAUAUACAUUAUGGUACCAUAUUGAUGGCAUUUAUACAGGCAUCUGUGCAUUAAACUGUGAAGACAAUAAAGGGACACUAUAGGCACCCAGACCAUUUAAUCUCAUCGUCCCUGUCCCCUUUACCCUGCAGCUGAAAAUAUUGCAGUUUUAGGGACACUGCCAUGUUUAUAUUGCAGAGUUAAGACUGCCACUACCAGACAGCCACUAGAGGCGCUUCCUGCUUUAUCACAUAGUUUAAGUCCAUGAAAUGACGCUGGACGUCCUCACGCUUUGUAUGAGGACGUCCAGCAUCUUGCAAAAUCUCAUAUGAAAGCAUUGAUUGAAUGCUUUCCUAUGGGGAAGGCAUACUGCACGCGCAGCUCUCACCGUGCAUGCGUAUUAAUUUUCCUCUUGUGACGAUGUUAGAUGGGGAAGAGAUGGAGCCAGUGCCUUGGGACCUCAGGACAUUUGUGUUCCUAACACUAUAGUGUUCCUUUAAACUGACAAAAAGAAAAGAACAUAUUCAGAAUUAUAAAAUAGUUCGAAAAAACUGUGGUAAUCCGGCUGUCAAUAUACCACAAUUUGGUGUUUAGUCAAUAGUCUUUGCUUUAUUUUAUAUGCAUUACUAAGCACAAUAGAGAUAUAAACCUCAUUUAUCUAUUUAAAGGAACACAGUAGGCACCAUAACCACUUCAAUAUAUUGCCUAAGGCCUGUAGGUGCCAGGUCCCACAUCAAUGCUAAACAGUUUACUCACCAUUUAGCGUUUACAGACUGCAGGCACCAUCAUCACUGCAAUUACUUGAGACAUCAUUUAGUGAAUAAGGACCACUUUCUUUUUUUACAGUUUUUGAUUAUCUCUACUUCAGUUGUUUACAAUAAGCACUGACAGUUCUGAACAUGGAGUUUUCAAAGUGAAAAGCGUCAUUUAUGAGUUUUCCUUAUAAAUGGUUGUGGAUGCUUAGAUUUCAUUUUAUUUGAAAUAAUGAUUUUAGUAGCUUAUUUCCGUAACUUUUUGCGGAAAAGUUACUUUUUGCCUUAGUAUGUGAAUGCACAUUUAAUUGGCCAAAAUUGAAGAAUUAUUACAAAAUCUAAUUUUCUAUGUUUUGGUCACCACUGAAAUUUCGUGCCAUGUGCUACAUUGUAAUUGUGAAAUGAUUCAGUUCCCAUCAUGCUUUGCUGUCUGUUUGCAGCUCCCUUUUCAUUAGGUAUUGGUUAGAGGCGCUGAGGCUUGCAAGCUCUGUGUGAUGUAAUGAUCAAGUCUGAGGAUAGAUGUUGGGUUUACCGCAGAUUAAUACAAUAGACUGAAACUGUGUGUUUGUUCUGUGUGUAAUAUUUGUCUUAGAAUAAUGCUGGCUCACUGCAUUUCAGACACGAGUGCCAGUAUAAUAUAACCACUAAUUUGAAUAUGGAAGAUUUUUCUUCUUCUCCUUUGUCUGUGAGCCACGUCUGUGGUCUCUGAAACCACCAUUUCUUCUUCCAGUGUGUACGACACGGUUCAUCCUCUUUAAAGACAGAUAAUUACACUGCGGGGCACUAUAUUUCAGUCAACAAUGUUACUUCAUUUUUAUGUAGAAUGUUAAUUAACCACACCAAUCUUUAUCAACAGUUCUCUCAGUAUAUGUAGAUAUCUAUAUUAAACUGCCUGCUAUUAUAUAGCUAUUAUAUAGCUUCUUAGAAAUUUUCAGUAAUCGCAUAUGUUAUUUAAAAUAAAUUCCAUGAGCUUGCCACUGCUCCUACGGUACAUAUAUAUUCCUAUAGAAUAUAUUUUAAAUAAAACACACGGCUGGUAAUAGCCUAAAGAUUGUUCUACUUAUGUUAAUCCGUUCUAUGCGUACCUCUCUACUUGGUUUUUGUCAAUCCGAGUUAGGGUCCUGUGAUGGGGAGAGCUGCUUUAGACAGACAUUGGUCAGACUUCCAAAAUACAGAACGAGAACAUUCGAAGGGGUACAGCACAAGGACACUACUGUGACCAAUUGAUACAGUGUACUGUACACUUCAUUCUAAACCGGUUUCAUGGUUUAUAAAAUCGCUUAUCGUAAAAUAAUGAGAUACAAAAUGUCCAAUAUAGUCAUAUGUUGGAUAGCCUGAUAAAUAUAGAGAGAUUUAUAAUAGUGAAGUAUGAAUUAUACUCUUCAGCUGGCUCACUCUCUCCAGCAGCCCCAGCAAAGCCCUACUUAUCUCUGAAAUUAUGGCGGCAGCCGCAAUUGGCAGGACCAGCUGAAGGUCUGGAGCAGUGGCUCCAGGCCAGGAUCCCAGCAGGGUUUUUAACAGGAGUUUCACUCCCAUUACCGACAUUGAAAAGUUAAGCCUUCGGUUUGGUGGUCUCAGAGCAAGAUGUGUUGCGUUCAUCCAAUGGAGGAUGUGGGUACGUCAAGGACAGCUAGUUUUGGUCAAACCUAAAAAAAAACACAAAAAACUGUUUGACCAAGAACCUAGGACAGUCCGUGCAGCCUAAUAGAAGCAUAACCACGACAUUAUGAUGCAAACUCUGUUAAAUCUUUUAACUGACUCUUUCACUGUUUCUAAAUCUGAAUGAUUUUAGUUGAAAUUCUUGCUGUGUUUUCCUCUGCUGACUCUCAUUGACUGAACGUGGGCCCUAUUUGCUCCGUAUGUUUCUCAGUUAUUUUAACAGAUAACAUAAGCUACACACUCUGUUCCUAUAAGGAUGAAGUGGGAAGCACUGAUUGUAUUGGCAUGUUCCUGUUGAAUCUUGGCUUUGAAGUAAACUUCUAAAAAAAGCCAUCUCCCUGCUGUUUUAUGAAUAACCCGAUGGUUGCAGACAGUGUAGCCCUGUGCAGACCUAGGGAGACGGAGACCUGUGUUUUUCUCUACCAGACAGCUCGGAAAGAGAGCAGCAGACUGUUACUGGCUUGUUGCCAAAACUACAACCAUUCAUGUCAAGUUCAACAAGCUACUGGCAAAACCGGCUUGUCUUCCUUCCAGACCACCCAAUUUAGGCUUAACCUCUUCAUUGUCAGCCAAACCUCCAAAACAAUGCUAGUCUAUGGAGGAUUAUUGACUUAAAAUGUAAAACAAUAAAAGAGAUAAAACUCUUAAAAAAAAACCAUUGCAGUCUAUUGUGAAAAACAGUGGUUCUUGCCUCUAUUGACAGGAAUCCGUAUCAUGUACCUGACAUCAGCUUGGCUACCCAUUCUUUAACUGUAAUGUAUAUCAAAAUCAAAACUAAUUCAGCAAAACAUGUGCACCAAUAAGCAGGCUAUGAUGCUGCAGUAUACAGUAAGCAGUUUAACGUGGGCACUUGCAUGUGGUUGAAAUCAGAUGUUGUGUCCGUUGCAGUGGAUGAGGACCAACAGCAAAGGUUUCGCUACCCAAUCUUUACUCCUUCUUUCUGAUCAAAGGAUUGACGAUUACUACUUGGGCAACUGUCUAUAGUCUGGUUUCGUUGUUGAUUGAUAACCUGAGUUGUCGAUUUGGCCACUUUAAUGACUGAAACAAAGUAUAAAGAUUGUUCGGAGAUUGUUGUGAGAUUGUUCGGAGUUCCAUGGAUAAUGCUAUCGAGAGUGAGUCUGAGUUUGUAUGUUUUUUUUAUGUGUAAGCAGAUCAGUUUUGCCUUUGGUAUUAAUAAGGCCCUAUUAACUUUGUCAUAACAUUGAAAAUUUAUUCUGGUCAUUAUUUGUGAAUGAAUGUUACUGGCAAAUUGUACACUGUAUGCAUUUAAAAAAUCUUUUUGUUUAAGUUUAGUGUUGGGUUUUUUGUUUAAUUUUUAUAUUUUUUUCUCAUGUUUGUAUUAGAAGAUGAAGAUUUAAAGAUUAUCUUUUGUUGUGAAAUUUUGUGUCCGUCCGCCAGCUGGUUGUGAGUGGUGGGGGUUGUAGAUAACCACAUACAUACUGCGCAUAUUACGUGAUCAAUCUUUUAACUGAACAGUUUAUGUAGCUUCAAAGGACCCACGUUUCCUUUUCUAAUUCACCUCCUAUACAGAAACGCUUUCUUCUUUCAUAGCUUAAGGGCCUGUAAUUUAUUGCUUGGGGAUAAAAUGUGAAUGAGACAUUCUUUCGGCAAUUACAAAAUGCUGUGUUACAUUCAGUUGUCAAGGUCAGGGAGGGAUGGGUGGAUGGAUGGAUGGAUAUCCAUCCAUCGCUGACCUUGGCUACUGAAUGUAAUAUAGAUAGAUAUUGUGGUAUGUAGAUAACUAUAUAGGUAGGUAGGUAGAUUAGUAGGUACAUAAAUACAGAUGGGUAGUUAUAUAAAUGAUUGAUAAGACAUAAUUUGUUAAUAGUGCUGGUAAUUCUGGCAUACUAUAAAUUUUUAUCAUUUUAUAAAUAAAUUGUUAUAAUUCAUGAGCAAUCAUUGAAAGACCAUUUUUUGUCCUUUUUAAAAUCUAGAUUUUUUUUUUGGCCAUAAUUUGCAGCUGAAAUUAUUUAGCUGACGAUCCUUAACCAUUGCUGUGAAUUUUAACAGAGAACUUUAUAUUUAAUCUCUUUUUUCCUUUGAAAAUUGAAUGGGAUGUACGCAGGAAACGCAAUGCACAGUCAGUAAUAUGGAAGAUUAUUUUAAGUGGCUACUUUUGUAAAACAAGCAUAUAGUUUGUACAACAUGUUAGUGGCAAGGACUCCUUAUUCAUGUACAAGUCAUGACACAACCUGGACUAAUUUCUAAGUAUCUCUUCCCCUUUUAAGAAUUUUCCCUUUAAGUUUAAGCACGGUGGGGUGAUGUCUCCCUACGGGUUGCAAAUCUUCCAUUGAUGGAAAUAAAAUGGAAAACUACAAUCGGUUCACAUUGAUAUAUCUCAUCGUAAUGUAACAUGGGAUUUCUUCUGUAUCUUCAGCCAUAGAAAUCAAUGCACUUUCACGCUUUAAAACAAACGCGGCUUUCGAUGGAAAGUAUAGUCAGAGAGCUUUAUUGAUUCAAAGUAAAAAUUAAAAAAAGACUGACGAUAUCAAGGACACAAAAAUAUUGCAUAGAGUAAAGCAGCUUCAUGACUUUUACGUGUAUAGGCAUUGUAGGAAACAAAAUAAUAGCUUCACAAUAAUACUGGUGAUUUUGUUUUUAAUUAGAUUUUACCUUUUCAUUUCUUACCCUAUAGGGUUUAUUUACUAAUCUGGGAAUUAUUUGGAAUUGGAAUCUAAAACUGCACUUCCAGCGUGUAGGAGCUCACAGCCAGGGUCAGAUUAAUAUAGGGGCUAUUGAAGCUGAAGCUCCAGGCCAAUGUAUUACAAAAGCCUAAAUGUUGCUGGACUUGUUUUUUUUUGUGAUCUGCUGCUGUACAAAAUGCUGGGUGCCAUAUUCCUAGCAUGUGGCCAGGGAGGAACAAAUGGAACCUAAAGUGUUCAAAAUAUCUUUCUAUCAACUUUCUAUUUUAAUCUCUAUUUGGUCUGUGUCCUGAUUAGCAACUGGGAUGACGGAAAUGGGUCCUAGAUCUACACAUAGGGGUGGACUAUCUCUUCUCCUAGCUCAUUACAUACAGACCUUCUGUGCCCUUCUGUGCCCAUUUACCCAUAGAAUGAAUUCCAUUGAAUUCCCUGUGUCACCGUGCCAUUUACCCAUAUGAUGAAUUCCCUGUGCCCCGUUACCCAUAGGGUGAAUUCCCUGUGCCCCAUGACCCAUAGAAUGAAUUUCAUUGAAUUCCCUGUGUCACUGUGCCAUUUACCCAUAAGAUGAAUUCCCUGUGCCCCGUUACCCAUAAGAUUAUUUCCCUGUGCCCCAUGACCCAUAUGCUGUGACCCCUUCAGUCCUUUGUUUUUGUAGCAAAUGUAUCUUUCUCAGUCUGUUUGAAGACUUUAUAUGCUUACAAAAUGUCCAGUUUAUAAAUGCACACAUGCCUGCAAAGUUUAAUUGUAGAUUGAGGUCAGGCAUAUGACGUCAGGCGUAUUGGAGCUCAGAGAAAUAUACAGCUGAGGUCUCUGGAGCCUCUACUCUCGCUCUGCACUUGCUGUCUGCAUGCAAUGGGAGUAAAAGUCCACACAGCGCCAUUGAGAUGACAUGGGGGUUAUUUAUAAAUAUUUGUGAAUUGCAAAAGUGGAGCAAUAACAGAAAACGUGUAAUUGGUUUCCAUGGAGACUGCUCUAUAUUAAGUAUAUUAAGGUAAUUGAGCAGGGCCCUCAAUACCUCUGUUCCUGUGUUAGUCCACCCAUUGUACAGCACUACGGAACUUGUUGGCGCUUUAUAGAUAAUAAUAAUUAUCCCAGAAAUACUCUUUGUAAAUAAUGCCCAUUGUGUCUUUAGAAGGGUUACCCUUCUACCUCUACUUCAUGAAAAAACUCACGCGUACACAUUGUCUGAAAUAAACCAUAUUAUGUGUCAUAUUCUGAGUAGUAAAAAUGUAACAAAAAUAACUGUAAAUAAAUACAUCAUUGUGUUAACGCAUUUAUGUAACUUAUUUCGUAAUUGAAAAAUAUAAUGAAAAGUAUAUAUAAUAUACUGGAGAACUAUAAACAAAAGGAUUAUUUUAUUGCACAAAUGAGAAUCCUCUCAUUUUUCAAAACUUGCUCAGAUCUGAGAGUGCAGACACAUCCGAUUAACAUUUAUCAUAUCAGAGCUCCAUUUGGACUAUGUCCAACAUCUCCUCUAUAGUGCUCCAUAGAUAAAAACAGGUAGCAGCAUGUUAUUUAAUACCAAUUAGCAUCUGCGAGAAUACAGAAAGUGAUCAGGUUUUACAUUUUCAUGCUAAAACUUUGUUUUCCCUUUCUUGAAUGUAAACAUUAGCAUAAAAUGAAAACAUCGUUGGACGUGUAUUUGGCUGCACUACUGAGAAAUCUAUCUACCUUUCAGGCAGGGCAGACUGACAGCUCAUAUAUAUAUAUUCCCAGAUAUUGUGUAUGGGGUCGUCAAAGGAUGCUACACUCUGGAAAAUUGAUCAGCUGCCUCCCUAGUAAAGCCUCUGAUUUGUAUUUUACCCUGAGAUGUUGUUGAGAGUGUGCCUGCUGCAGAUAUGUGAUCGAAGUUUGAAGCGGGGAGAGAUCCUAGUUGAAUGAUCUGAAAACACUUUUUUACAUUCCACAGCUGUCUGUUCAGAGGGAAGCGCCACAGUAAAAAUAUCUUGUUGUUUUCAGUGUCAGUGUCUCGCAUGGAGCCUGAGGACACGGACGAAGACGCCUGCUGUUACAUGUGUCUUUUGCCCUAAAUACAUCAGUUUUUGUCACCUGUUUAGGACACUUUCCUAAACCAGCAACCUAAAUUGACUUUUUUAGUCUCAUCACAACCCACUGUGGUACCUUCAAUCCACUAAUAAGUCUUACCUUACCCCAAUGACAAGAGCUUUAUUAUUAAUAUACGUAUUCGUUGUCCUAACCAGUUUCUUCACAUUUUGAUGAAAAUGGACAAAAACGACCUUUUCUUCUCAUCACGACAACAACCCAUUUCAGUCCUUACAUUAUCAAAGCAGUCUACAGCUCUCACAUGCAGCACUUCCCCUAGAUUACCCAAUGCUGUGUAAGGCCUACUCUGCCCUAUUUUUAUUAUUAUUAUUUAUAUAGUGCCAACAAAUUCCGCAGGGAUGUACAAACUAUACAAACAUAAAAUAAACGCCAUAACAAUAAGUGUCAUCCAAUAUAUAUUUUGCUGAAGCGCGUAAUCAUCUUAGAAACAUCAUAGACCCCCUAUAUUUAGACCCUGACCCUUAAUUAUUACUAAUGGCAUCUGCUUCAUUUAAAAGGGCAUGUAGCUGUGUUUACAAAUACCUAAGACAGUUAUUGGCUCUUGCUGGAUCACCACUCUCAUGAUUCUGAACCUACCAAUAUGCUGCAUUGGAUGUUGGCUAGGACAGAAAAAUAUGAGGGAUGUAGUUUAGCAACAACCAGAAAGUAAAUGUUAGAUAUCCUUCUUGAUUUACACUAUAAAAUUAGUUUUCUUACACCUUCAUGGAGAAUUGGGAAAAUUAAGUACUUUUCAGAGUCAGUUAUUUUGGUGUAAUGUGUGAUUCCCUGAUAAAUGUUUUUUACUGUCCCUGAUUUAUUGAAUAGCCCUACUUAUUAAAGGCCUUAUUAAGCUCCUACGACUGCAAUUCCCACUAUUCUCAGCAAGUUUACUCCACUGCCAUCUCCAUGAUGAAUCAUGCCAACUUUUAAUGACCAGCUUCAGAGUGCCAGAUUUGCUUUGAAAGAAAUGUCUUGUGAAUUCUUAUCUGAUCCUCGUAAAUUUUUUGUAAUCCUACCCACUUAACAGCAGAUUUUCAAAUAUGCAGUCAUAGCACAUCCUGGUAUUAACGUUUCAGACUAAAUUAUUUAAAAAAAACAAAAACCACAUUGAUCCGAGCGCUUCAUGGGAAAGAAAUAUACAGCGUUUGUGUCCAACCCCUUUAUACAAACAUUUAUGAACAGCAAAUAUUUAUGAUUCACACAGAUAUCUAGCAUUUUCUAAAUAAGUAUUACCUAAUCAUGCAUUUGUAUUGGCUAAUUGCCACAAAGGAGGGGCACCAAGCAUUUAUCCAUUCUUCAUCACCAUUUCUGUCACCUCCACCCUGUAUGCCGUGUAGAAGAUAGUGUUACCCCACAGGGCAUCUGAGGCCUCAAUUUUAUACACUUGGGACCGUCGUCAACUUACCAGUGCACUGAGAGGACAACUAUUUUCUUAAGAAAUCAAAUAAAAAUUUUACACAAUGUUAUCACAUUUUAAUAGAAUCUUGUUAUAUUUAUCGAUUUCAAAUGCAGUUCUAAUUAUUUUAGUUUAGGGGUCUGUUAACUAAACAGUGUGGAAGGCGGGUGGGAUAACAACUAACUUGGAUUUAAUAUGCAAUUCUCCUAUUACAGUUUACAUUUUAAAGGUUGAUUUUAAAGUCAUCUAAGCUCGCUGUUUAGUAAAUAAAUCCUUUAAGGUUGACACUUAGAUAUUGCAGUCCGCUACAGCUGGAGUGCUGAGAAUUGCUGACUCCUGCAGUAGUUAUUUGAUGUAUGUGCACCAGAAUUAGUUCUGUUCACGAAGGGCUGUGCCCUUAUACUGUCACGAUUACAAUGCUCGGUAUUUUUAAUUUCUGUUUUAAUGGCCAUUUUUUGAAAGUGAAUCAGCUGUUUCGGUCUAAAUUUUGCACUUUGAAAAAUUCGGAUUAACUCAUCAUAACUCACAGUUUAGAUAAUAAAGCCCCAUUUCGUAAAGAGGGUGCUGUUAUUAAGUCAUGUUACUUUAUGUCAUUUAGGUGGUGUAAGGCUAGAUUUUGUUCUACGUUAAAUGUUUCCAGCCUUGUUGGUAAAAACUAAAAAUUUAAAAAGUAAAAAUGUCUAUUGCUUAGAUUACUGGGCCCUUCUUCCAAUGCUGGGACAGUCUCCUUGUAGCAGACGAUCCUCCUCUGAUUACAUCAUCAAUCCUGAUGAUUUCUAUUCAAUCAGAUACUUUUCAUAGAGAAGCAGCGAAGACACACCGCGCAUGCACAGCCUUUGAACGCGGUGCUUGUCUAUGACAGCAUGAGCCGAUUAAGUGUUUUGAAAAAGUAUCCAAAAGGAGGAAGUGGUUCUAGUGGCUGCCUGACAUCCACUAAAGACAUGUUUUCAGCAAAAUGUAACGGUUUAAAUUGUCUGCGGAACUGAUUGUGUCUGUUCAUUAAAGCCACCACAUUAAGAAGUAGUGGUUUUGGUGCUUAGAUUGUACAAUUUGAAUACCAUAUCCAGUCAUCCACCCACUAGGAAAUGGAUCGGCACGCUGAUGUUAGAUUCUGUAUUGCUAAGUGGUACCAAGUCCCUAUUUGUGCACAAAAAGACAAACAGCAGGGCUAAAAUAUCCACUCACCACUUUAUGAACAGCAAAUAUUUAUUAUGAUUCACACAGAUAUCUAGCAUUUUCUAAAUAAGCAUUACCUAAUCAUGCAUUUGUAUUGGCUAAUUGCCACAAAGGAGGGGCGCCAAACAUUUAUCCAAACUUCAUCACCAUUUCUGUCACCUCCACCCUGUAUGCUGUGCAGGAGAUAGUGUUACCCCCACAGGGCAUUUGAGGCCUCAAUUUUUAUACACUAAGUAAGCAAGACUCUAGCCACUGGUGAGUAAAAAUGUAGCCCUGGCAAAUACAAAUACACUGCUGUUGAGUGUGACAUACACCUUCAAGGCUUGUAGUGGCAAGUACAUUUUAAGGCCUGGCUAGUAGUGUAGGAUUUGAAAUUAUAAGUACUGCUAACAGUACAUCAGGGGUUAAAGGGACACUAUAGUCACCUGAACAACUUUAGCUUAAUGAAGCAGUUUUGGUGUAUAGAACAUGCCCCUGCAGCCUCACUGCUCAAUCCUCUGCCAUUUGGGAGUUAAAUCCCUUUGUUUAUGAACCCUAGUCACACCUCCCUGCAUGUGACUUGCACAGCCUUCCAUAAACACUUCCUGUAAAGAGAGCCCUAUUUAGGCUUUCUUUAUUGCAAGUUCUGUUUAAUUAAGAUUUUCUUAUCCCCUGCUAUGUUAAUAGCUUGCUAGACCCUGUAAGAGCCUCCUGUAUGUGAUUAAAGUUCAAUUUAGAGAUUGAGAUACAAUUAUUUAAGGUAAAUUACAUCUGUUUGAAAGUGAAACCAGUUUUUUUUUUCAUGCAGGUUCUGUCAAUCAUAGCCAGGGGAGGUGUGACAGUGAAUUGAGCAGUGAAAUUGCAGGGGAAUGAUCUAUGCACUAAAACUGCUUUAUUUAGCUAAAGUAAUUCAGGUGACUAUAGUGUUCCUUUAAAAUGAGCUUCAACCACUUAUCCAUAGAGACCAUUUACUGAUCCAAACCAGUAAUUGUGUCUAGCUAUAUACUAUUAACUGCAAGUUUAGUUUUUGCUAAUAUUCUGUCACCUACCAAUAAUUGCAAUUGUUGUCUCUAUUACAAGUUACUACUCUGCUGCGUAUCAAUGCAUUAUCAAGUCUCUUUCUUACAUCGUACAACGCAGCAAUUUGUAUGCAAUUAAUCCAUAAAUAAUUAUGAAGGUGGAAUAUGUUAACUGACACUGUACAUCACUACCAAUUAACUGUAAUUAAACAUUUAAUGAACUGUAGACGGAAAAAUAAGUUAUUGAUAUACUCUGCGUGCCAUCUACAGGACCUUCUGAUAAUACACACACAGCAAACAGCGCUGCCUAUCACUUUUCUAAAUUUUAAAUAAAUUGGCCAUAAAAAGUGAUUUGGAUUUGAAACGAUUCAAAAUGCUAUCCACAGUAUGAAAUUCCUCACUGUCACAACUUGAAGAUGCUUUGACAUCGUAAGACACUUUCCACCAUACCCACCUUAACAAGCUGCUGUAGUUCUGAUACUCAAAGUAUCUCUAACAUUCUUGUGAAAUUUGCUUUAACAAAUCUUUCUCGUUAUUUUCUCAUUUUGCAGGGAAAAGUUUCACCCUGACCAUCACCGUGUUCUCCAGCCCACCACAAGUGGCCACAUAUCACCGAGCCAUUAAAAUUACUGUGGAUGGACCUCGAGAGCCGAGACGUAAGUAGCACUUUAGUCACCAAAUUCUAAGGGAUAUUAUCAACUGUCUAAUGUAUUCCAGUAUGUCCAGCUACUAGAUGUAUUAAUUCUGUCACAGUCUGAGGCAACGCUACAUUAUUUAAUUAUCUUUGUAAGAUCAUACAUUGCUAUGUUAAUAAUCGCGUUUAUCUGUCCUGUGAUGUAAAGAUUUGGAUUUACCAGGCGAAAAUAUAACUUGGAGGAAAGAUGAGACAGGGGUGACCUAAUGUACAGCGCUACGGAAUGUGAUGGCGCUACAUAAAUAAUAAUAAUAAUAUGAUAGACCAUUUAAAUACAUAAAGGGAAUCAACACAGUAAAGGAGGAGACUAUAUUUAAAAGAAGAAAAACAACCACAACAAGAGGACAAAGUCUUAAAUUAGAGGGGCAAAGGUUUAAAAAUAAUAUCAGGAAGUAUUACUUUACAGAGAGGGCAGUGGAUGCAUGGAAUAGCCUUCCAGCUGAAGUGGUAGAGUUUAAGCAUGUGUGGGAUAGGCAUAAGGCUAUCCUAGCUAUAAGAUAAGGUCAGGGACUAAUUAAAAGUAGUUAGAAAAUUGGGCAGACUAGAUGGGCCGAAUGAUUCUUAUCUGCCGUCACUUUCUAUGUUUCUAUGAAAUGGUUUGCACAGAACAGGAAUGAAGUUUCAUAGUUAUAAAGUGCAAGCUAAUUUCUUUAGUAAAUCCACGAGCUCGGCUAUUAAUAAGUCAGUUCUUUUUCUAGCCCUAAAAUCAAUACUCUGUACCCAAUGUAGUGCCAUUCUCACCCAUUCCAGGCAACCUGUAUCCCAACAAGGAGAAGACACAUUGAGCCCAAAUACAUGUCUUCUUUGCCCUCUUUACGUCCCAUAUACAAAAACUAAUAAUCACUAUUUAGUAGAUAUACCCCCAUUUAAUUAUGCAUUUUAUCACUGAGGGUAUAUAUAAAAAGAAACACGUGCAAAAGCUGCAGAAAUCUUGUUUGCAGCCUUUGCAAGUCCUCCCCAAUGCAGCUCAAUGAGAAGUCUUUGUAAGAUAGGUAAUUUUCUGCCUCUUGAGUUUAACUCCACUGAGCUAACCAAACCAGGAAGUAACAGGAUUGAUUGUCUGAAUGGCAGCAAGAGGGGUGUUGCAAAGUUAAUUUAUACAAAUGCAAAUUUCUAUUAAAAUCUGCACUUUUUGUAAAAUGAAAAAAGGGGGGGGGGACACUCUUCACACAUAAAGCAUUUCAUCAAACUCAAGUACUUUAGGUGUUUGGAGUGUUCCUUUAAAGGACCACUAUAGUGCCAGGAAAACAUACUCGGUUUCCUGGCACUAUAGUGCCCUGAGGGUGCCUCCCGCCGGGCUCUAGAGGGUUAAACUUACCUCUUUCUCCAGCGCCGGGCGGGGGACUCUCCUCCUCCUCAGCUGAAUGCGCAUGCGCGGCAAGAGCCGCGCGCGCAUUCAGCCAGUCUUAUAGGAAAGCAUUCACAAUGCUUUCGUAUGGACGCUGGCGUCUUCUCACUGUGAUUUAUACAGUGAGAAGCGCGGAAGCGCCUCUAGCGGGUGUCAAUGAGACAGCUACUAGAGGCUGGAUUAACCCUAUUAUAAACAUAGCAGUUUCUCUGAAACUGCUAUGUUUAUAGAAAAAAGGGUUAAACCUAGCUGGACCAGGCACUUAGACCACUUCAUUAAACUGAAGUGGUCUGGGUGCCUAUAGUGGUCCUUUAACACCCAUUAAAAUUGCUAAUUCUAGAUCAAAAUAGCAGAUUCCAAAAAUAUCUACAAAUCAUUUUAUGUUAGCUUGACCAUUUAAGCCUAAAAUUUGCAAUUCCCUCCCCAGGCCUUUACAAUUCCUUAUUUUGUGAAUAAACCCCAUUUUUCUUUUUAAGUGUUAACAUUACCUCUUUCCGUUUCCCGUGAAUACUUUACCAGCUCUGCGAGUCACAACCUGUAACUUGCAUAGCCUGGCUAAUAAAGACUUAGCUCGGACUUUGUUAAAUCCGAUGUGGCAACUCCGACCGACGCCAGUUUUGACACCACUAACAUUGGCAAAAUAUAGAUUUAAUAAGUGUCUCCACGCAUUCAAAGGGAAUAUUGAGGCCAACACAAGUCACCUUGUUCUAGCACUUUCUCAGAUCUUUUCCUGCCUCUCCCCAUGUUUAAGGCCUUCUGACCACAGGACCACAGAAUAAAAUAAGAAACAGGAGCUGACAAGACGAAUAAAGCAGUAACAAAAAUAUUGUGGUUACAGACGCAUGCUUGCCGCAGCCACGACAAUUUUCAAACUUUGUACUUUCCACCUUAUGUUACUGUAUAAUUUACAAAAUCAGGAAUUCUGUAAUAUAGUACCGCACGCUGGCAGUAGGAAUGUAAUCCGCUGGGGCACACGUUUUUAUGCCAGACAGCCAAAAAAGAUUCUUUUGUCCUUUUAUAUCUUUGAUACAUUUGGAGGGGGCUGUGAGUUAUGAAGAAGCAAAGGAUGAAUGACUCGCUGUCCCCAGGGCGGAAUCUACAUCUUUCACAUGUACGUUUUUUGUGAAACAGAUGUAGUUAAGGUCCGUUAGUCUUUUGGAGGCUGCAUGCUAUUUUUAUAUUACCACGGGCAAUAAUUGACUUCCUUUGCUUUAGAAGAAAAAAAUAAUAUCCCAGAAUCCUACUGUGAGAUUGCGCUUGUGGAUUUCCUUAAAUAUAUACACAUAAAGACAUUUAUGUGCAUUAUUUAUAGAUUUAUUCGGGGUUUUUUUUGGGGGGAAGCGUAGAUUGAUGAGUGGAGUAAUUCUAUACAGCCCAGUCACAUAUGUGUUAGCAAUUUCCUUCAGACAACAGAAAAGACACAUUAAAAGCUCUCCCUGUCUCCUGCCUACUUAAUAUUCCCUGUACAUGUUAGAAUUGCUUAAUUUUUCAAAUUCUUUACAAAAACUUCCCCUCCAGCAUUUCCACUAGCUGCUAUACACAUGGGUAAUUACUGUAUUUAUCUAACGUUCAGAUUUGAAGAAAAAAAAAAGUUACAAUGACAAAGUGCAGAGUAAUGUAUCGAGUAAUCCUAAAAAAUAAAACAAUCUAAAAUGAUACUAUAAUCCAUCGUGGACAUUCGUUGGAAUAAUACAGUGGAACCUCGGAACUCGAACUGAAUCCAUUCCAGAAGGCUGUUCGAGUUUCGAUUUGUUAGAGAACCGAAUCAACAUUUCCCAUAAGAAUGAAUGUAAAUUUGAUUAAUCCAUUCCAGACCCCCAAAAUUACAUCAUUUUAACACAUUUUACAGUUUAAUAAUACUUUACAUGCAUAAAAUCAUAUAGGAAAAUAAUAAUAAACACAAUGUGCAGUAAAUAAAAUGAAAAUAUAACUUCAAUUUACCUGUAAUGAUGAGAGUUGAUGGCGUAAGUGGAAAGGAGAAGAUAUAUUAUUGUUUGAAUAGGGAUAGGUAACUGAUCUUCUGGCAUUUAAAUGUGUCUAAUUGAACAUGUUUGUAGCAUGAUUUGUUCAGGUACCGAGGAUCGUUCACGUACCGAGACAUUUUUGUUCGACUUUAGAAUUUUUUGAGAACAGGACUGUUCGAGUUCCGAGGUUCCACUGUAUUAGAGCUUCAAAGAUUAAGUAGGGAGAAUCGAUUAGUGGUUGAAGUACCAUUGCUUCCCAAAAGAAGGGCAAAAAGAAUUUUAAAAAAAUAUACGAAUCCAACUCAGCACAUUGUGUACAGGCAUAAAAGGGCCUCAAACACAUGCAUAGAUUUUUUUUUAUUUCAACCUCAAUUUUUUUCACUCUCUUUUUCAGUUUAAUUUUAAGUACAUUUUAUUUAUGAAUCUUUAAUUUUCUGUAUAAUAUAUAGGCUGCGUUUAUCAAAAGCAGCUCCUGUCCAAGCGUUGGUUUGGCUUUGCUGCAUAAAAUCCAUUUAAACCACAAGGUACACAGCCUGGUUUCCAUUUUCCCGAAAAAUGCUAUUUUUGACAUUUUGAAUAUAUUUUAUUUCCCGAGGCAUGCCCAGCCAAACAGAUGGUGAAAGCAUCAGGAAACUUGUACCAUAAAAAGGGAUCGAUACGGACUGUUAGAGUUUGUUGGUACAUGAUCUUGUUAAAGGACCACUCUAGGCACCCAGACCACUUCAGCUUAAUGAAGUGGUCUGGGUGCCAGGUCCCUCUAGGAUUAACCCUUUUUUUAUAAACAUAGCAGUUUCAAAGAACCUGCUAUGUUUAUAAAUGGGUUAAUCCAGCCUCCAAAUCCUCUAGUGGCUGUCUCAUUGACAACCGCUAGAGGCGCUUGCGUGCUUCUCACUGUGAAAAUCACAGUGAGAGCAUGCAAGCGUCCAUAGGAAAGCAUUGUAAAUGCUUUCCUAUGAGACCGGCUGAAUGCGCGCGCAGCUCCUGCCGCGCGUGCGCAUUCAGCCGAAGGGGAGGAGAGGAGGAGGAGAGCUCCCCGCCCGGCGCUGGAAAAAAUGUAAGUUUUAACCCUUUCCUCUCCCCAGAGCCGGGCGGGAGGGGGUCCCUGAGGGUGGGGGCACCCUCAGGGCACUAUAGUGCCAGGAAAACGAGUAUGUUUUCCUGGCACUAUAGUGGUCCUUUAAGCACUUUGUUAAUUGGGAGGUGGUAGAGGCAGAGGGGUUUAGAAUAGAAGGAUUUUGAAUAGUCUGCUAAUAUGGAAUGUAUUUACAAUGUAUUAAAAUGGCAGACAGUUCUUUAGUUUGGUCUUUUACCAUUGGCUAGUGACAGUAUAGCUUUGGCAAGGAGAAAAUCACCACUGGCAAGUAAGCCAUGGACUCUCCAGUCUUGCUGUGGUGAGUAAGCUUUUCUGUGAUUUUUGAGCACAAGGUAUGAGCCUAGCGUAGAGAAGUCCAUUGACGCAUUUUCUGAUACGCACCUAUCAGACCAAAGAGAUUAGAUACCCAAAGGGAAAUAAAAUCUUUCUUAACAUGGAAAGUUACACCAAUCCUGUAAUCCCCCAGACUCCAGUAAAGUAACUCACUGCUUAUUCAUUACUGUAUGACUUCCGGAAAUUGCAGCUUCACAAUGUUGUUAUAAAACACUGAUUUGGCAAAAGGCCACGCCAUGUUUAUCACAAAUAACCAAAGAAUCUUUUCGCUGUUUUCUACUCCCAUUACUUAAGACAGUGGCCCAGCGCUAGCGAGUGACUAACUUGCAGCUGGCUUUGAUGUGACUGAUUGUGUAAGAUUUCAAAGAGAGACUUUAGUACUUUGCAUUUACUUCUAAAAGAAAUGAUACUGUGCAUUUUUCCAUUUUGAACACUGUAAGAGUUUUUGUUUGGAUCAAUUUCAAUAGAUUCCCAACAUUUGGGCUAAAAUACACAAAUUGUGACAAUGGCAGAAUUUGAGAAUUUUUUUUUCAAAUCUGCUGUAGUUGUCUUUAUAAUCACACGUCACUUUUGGAUUUACUACAGUUUGGAGUUUAAUGAUGAAGCAUUUUGAAAAUCUGUCUGAAGACCAAUACUAUCAAUACUCUUCGGGCAGACCAAUAAAACCAUCUUUUUACAGGACACAAGUCAAUAGUAAUUGCUGAUGAAUUGCAUAGGAAAAGUACUGCCUUGAAGUAUGUAGCAUUCAUAUACUUCAGGGAGGGAAAUCUAAAUGCUACAUUCUUAAACUUGCUGGAGUGACACAGCUCAAAUCAUUGAUGGGCUUACAACAGUAAAAAUGAUCAGGGCCCAAGGCAGCUUCCCCGUGGGCCCCGCUGCCCUCAACAAUUGUUUCUCCCAUGGGGCCGCCGGCCCCCACAUUAAGCAGGCCACCGGGUGGGUAUUGUAAGCAGGGGCCCGGUCACGCACUGUAGCACUUUAACAGCGCGACCGGGCCCUUUGCUUUUCGGCAGCACUGGGAGGAAGUGAGUGUGUGUCAGUAUGUCUGUCAAUAUGUGUCUGUCAGUGUGUGUGUCAGUAUGUCUGACAGUGUAUGUCUCUGUGUAUGUGUGUUAGUAUGUCUGGCAGGGGGCAGAGUCCAGGGGCCCCAAGCAAAUGGUUGCCCAGUGUCCGGUCAAUAUUAAAGACGGCCCUAAAAAUGGUGUGUAUCCUGAAAGGGACCCAAAAUGUAAACCCUACCAUUUGGCAGCAAUCUUGCUACAAGGCAAGACUUUUACGGUAAUGCCCGUCCAUGUGCAGAAGUAACGAGUCCUGGAAAAUACAGUGGGUCUGGCAAGCCUAAUGUCAACGUAUAAUACAUACAUCAUUAGGCCAAUUCAUAUUACAAUCCAUCACAUUUUAUUGGUCGGCUCCCAGUCCGUAACAUCAUACGACCAAGUAAGUAGUAUAUUAGGAGCAGAUAAUUGGCAGCUAAAUAAUGUUAUUGGGUGCCAACUCCUGUAACCCCUAGCCAAACAUAAGGAUGGCUGUGAAUGUCAGUAGCAAUAUCCCAACCACAUUUGGCGGCACUUUCAAUUAAAUAAAUCCUAUUAAAUAGUUUACAGUAAAAUACUAAAGUACCGGCUGAGGGUGAUGUUACUAAAACCAGUACUAAAAGCAGUUUUAGAUACAGAACUGAUAACUUUGUCUUCAGCUGAAAUACAUCUAAUUCCAUACUUUCAUUUUAAUCAUGAGAACUGUUAGGAUUUGUUAGGGGUGCAUACAGUUUCUACAUUCUGUCGGGAAAGCUGGACGUAUGUGGGAUUCAGCUGCUCCGAUUCAGCAACUAAUUGAACAUGUCAGUUUCCUUGAUUGAUUGAUUAUUUGAUUUUGUUUUAGGAAAUCAUGAAAUUCACAAACUGACCAUCAUAUUUUUUUAUUUUUUUUAAAUGGCCUGGCUGUAUGUGUGAUUAAUAUGCUGCAGGAUCCCUGCCUGCAGCCUAUGAAUGCGGAAUUCUAAAUGGGCAGCAGUUUUCAUGUGGUCACCAUCACAGUACAUAGGUGAAUAUUUCCAAAAGGACACAGUGGAUAUGGUAUUUAUUUUCUAAUUUUAUAUAUGUAGAGCACCAACAUGUUCUGCAGCGCUGUACAAUUAAAUUAAUGAGUUAAUAUGGCCAUCAUACAUUUAACUCAUUCUGAGCUUUACCAAAAACACAAAAUGUAUGUAGGGAGUUAAUGGGCGAGCAGCUGCACUGUGACUCGCAUGAUACAUACUCGAAGAAUGAUGAUGAUGAAGUCAUUUCCUGGGUUGUGACUCAUUAUGAGCAGUACACAGGUAACAGGAGACAGACAGCAUUUGCUCUGUGGGUGGCUCAGAGCGUGUCUCUCCACCUUAAAGCAAUUGCUCUACAAUUAAUAAGUAUAUAUUAGUUUAAAAAUGAAACGGUAAAGACAAGGACAGAAACACCUUGCUAAGCUUCACUAAUCUCCCAUUAACGCUCUCGCAAUUUAAAUUAUUUCCUACCUGAGGGCAGUAGAAUGUUGGUGUCAUUUUUAUCCCUUUAGUAAUGAAAGGGUUAAGGUUCUGACAUUUAAAGUAAGGUGAACAAAUGUUUUAAAGGGCAGUCACAACGUGUACGUCUUUCGGAAGACCUGGAAUAGAUAUUUUGAGCUUAUUGAAAGAAAAUUGAGCGAAAUUGCCAGAAUUACGGCUGCCGCCUGCCAAACCCACCAUGGUUUUGGGGACGCGUAUAUCCAGCCUACACGAAAAGCUUUACCCCGAAAUAUGAACAGGCUGUAGGAAGGAAUUCAUUUAACUAGUUAAUGCACUUUGGGAUUCUUUUUUGGUUGGUAAAGUGAUUUAUUAUAGCACCAACAUUUUCUGCCAUGCUUUACAAUUAACUUAUGGCGGAAUAAGUGCAAGUAACAGAUUAUAACAACUAGUAACCGGAGACGAGGUGAUUGAAUUUAAUUUACAUAAUUUCUGUCCUAUCUGAAUGCUACGUAAUGAAAGGGAGAACUUUGCUGCUAACAGCAUGUCAUAUGGUGGACGUGUGAAGCUGGCCGGCCUAGUACAGAUAGAUAACCCCACUUAACAAUGGACCAAGUGACCCCUCCUGGUUCUGAUCAAUUGUACAUGAGAUGUAGUAGUAGUAGACAGCGUUAUUCGGCUGUUUUGGAGCUUCAUUAGCAAAACUCUCGCCUCUUUGUCGUGCUGGUCAGGAGAUGUUUGAAGUUCGGUUCUCUUGUAGCUUUUGAGUUAGGGUCCCUAUUUGUGAUUCAAUGUAACAGAGCACACUGUAGUCAGGAGGCACCCUAUCCGUGUUAGAUAUGUAUCUCUGGGUGCCUUUUCUCAACAAGAACGUAGUCUCUUUUAAUCUUUGCGUCUAUUAAUGUAGCAAAAAAUAAAACAAACAAAAAAGUAUGUUGAGUUUUUAUUUACUGUUGACAAUGCCCCAAGUAUAUUCUCCACAAUAUAAAUACGGCAGGGUGGACGGCCAAGCUGUGUGUGCCAAAUUUUUUAAUAUACAUUUUUAUGUCCAAAAGGGAUAGCACCGUAUAAUAUCUAGUGAGUUGGUCAAUCGUUCAAAUUUUACAUUUUGCACUUAGGCUGUUGUCAUUAUUUACUAUUCAUAAGCAAACCCUAAAUGUGCGUGAUUUAGUUAAAUGCCAUUUCUAAACUGGUCUAGUCCUCCAAAUGGUUUGCUGGCUUCUCAGUAGCCAUCAAAUGCAUUAUCUUUUAAUCCCCUGUAAUACGGGCGAGGAAUGCCUCUGAGCUCUGCAGACGCGAGGGGAUGGUCUGUGGAAAAACCAGUGGAAGCUUGUCGGUAUAAUGUAGGUAGGGUGAUACAUUGUUAUAUGGAAUAUGGUGUGAUAUACUGUGUUUAUAUAGUUUCCCUUUUUUUUUUAUUUUAUAAUAUAUCAAGUAUUGUUCACACACUACAAUUCACUACUUAGUAAAUAAACCCCUAUAGAUUGGUGACAUCAUUCUACAUGUGGAGAGAGGAUGGGUAGCAGGAUUGCGCUAUACGUGGAUGUUAUUCUAGUUUAGAUGUUCGCGCAGACAGGGUUUAGAACAAUAAGGAACUUCCAAGUAUCUGGAUUGCGUGACAAGUCUAUUUUUUGUCCCUUAGUGUUGCUUGAUUAUUUAAUCACUAAAUGCUUAUUCACUGUAAAAGCUAAUUAAAUGUAAUCUGAAUUAGUCCAAAAUAGGUGAUUUGGAAAAAACCAAAAACAUGUCAUAGUCUACUAUAGUUACAGCUCGGCUACUUUAGCCUGAAUUUUGCAAUUCUUUCCAGUCCACCACAACUCACCAUAUAGUAAAUAAACCUCCAUGCCUGCUUCGUAGUGUGUCUACAUGCAGGUGGGCACUGCAUGAAAAGUACUGACCUGAAUAAUGCAGUAUUCAUAUGCUACAGUGAUCCUGUAUCUAUAAACUAAUAAAGGCAGUUCCUUUGGGUUAAUUAAAGGAUCACUCCAAGCACAAUGACCACUACAGCCUGCUGUAGUGGUUAUGGUGCCAUGAGUGCGCUGGAGCCUCACAAUGUAAGCAGUCAAACUGUUUGCUAAUAUAGUGACUUCUUACCUGGAGUCCACUGAGUGCCAGUCUCAAGACUAUUUUCUUCUUGUUGGAACCUUUUUUGGCUGUUCUGAACUAAGCCCCGCAGUGCAUGCUACUCAUCGCACCAUAACUACUACAGUACUCUGUAGUGGUUAUGGUGCUUUGAGUGUUGAUUUAAUUGAUUUCCUUCCUAUUUAAUAUAAAUGCUACAUAAGUCCUUUCCAUACACUUACCUGCAGCAUGUAGAGCUGAUCUGUAAAAUUAAGUUGAAUUUCCAAUUCUCUGUAAGAGGAAGUUUCUAUAGAUGGAGGGUAAUUUGUCUGUGCGAUUAUUCUUGGCUAGUGGGCGGAUUCGUUUUAUUUUAAAGGGAUAAGCUAUUUGUUGUUCUAUUGGCAACUAAAUGUCUUGUGCGUUAAUAAUAAUAAUAAUAUUAAUGCGAUUUUCCCAGUGACCCUGAUUGAGCAACCCCCAGCUUUCUAAGGCAGGCAGUGGCAAAGCAUCAUGGGACUUGUUGAUAGUCUAGCCCUGUUAAGAUGAGAACAUUGUCAGUGCAUAUCUCACAUCCCUUCUAUCUUGAAACAAAUAUGCAUAUAGAAAACAUUAUUAAGAAUACUCACAGAUCUAAUAUGACUUCCCAUGUAAUAAUGUAAGAAAGUCAGGGAAAUUCCAAAUGUCCCAAAAUAUACAGGAUCAAAGAUUGAAUUUUAGCUACUGUUUUUUUAUUAACUGGUGUCAGUCUUAAACUGCCAUUACCCUCAGACCUCCAAUAAUCAGAGAAAGAAAGGAGGCUCGCUGACAAGCCACGCAAGUUACCUGUUGGAAUGCAACUCCCAUCCACCGCACGUCAGGCUGACUGAGGUUGGUGGGAGUUGAAGCAGUCUGACAAUCUCUAAAAAGCCUACAGGUUCUCCUUUACCUCCCUUACCCUUGCACAUGUUUUACAUCAUUAAAAUGCACAACUUCCUUUAGACUGUACUCCCCUGGUCUUGUUUUCCAUUGUAAAAAUGCCUGUGGUUUCAGUAGUAUUUAGGGCCUAGCAUCAGUUUUCCUACCGUUCAUACACCGGAUAUCUCUGUCACAACCUUAGCCUGUAAAGCAGCAGUAAAGUUGGCCAUUCACGCCAGGAUUUCACAUGUUUCUGCUACCCACAGUUCCACAGACUGUUCUUCGUAACCUGCUGUAUCUAUCUGCGCGAUCUAGCCGCAAACACUCCAGGCUGACCAUACCACUUCCCUAUUGAAAGUUAAUACUGCUUGAUUCAUUUCGUGCUACAAUCGCAGAGCCAAAGAAAACAGUCCGCAGAAUAACUUGCUUGUAUGUCGUUUGGAACGCUCUGCGAGGCGCUGGUUUCAUAAUGCCAUACAGUAGCUUACUAUAUCUCUCCCCAGCUGCAGGGAAAAUCUAGCAGGCUUAAGUGUUGCAAGACAGGGGCUCGGCUACAGCACUUGAAAUGUAUGAUCUGUCAUGAAAAGAGUGGAUUUCUUCUUGCAAAUGCCGAGGUCCCACACAGGGCAGCGACUGUUAAAUAUAGAGAGAAAGGUGCAAAGCAUUUUUUAUAUAAAUAUUUUUUUUUUCUAUUUUGCUUCAUGUUUUUAAGGAUGUAGAAACUCAUGUGGUAACAGGGAGUACAAACACCAAAUGCAGUCUUUCCUUCAGAAACAACUGAUGUCUACACUGCAGAGACAGAGGAAAAAAAGCUUAUUUUUCUUAAAAACAAAUAUAACUAUAGUUAAUUCUUAUAUUUUUAUGAUGAGAAGUCAUAAGAUGGAGUCGUUUUAUGAGUCCGUAAACUGCAAAUUAACGGGAAUAAUCAUCAAAGUGUAAAUGGUUGGGAAUUCAAAGCGAAUGGAUUUAAAAUUUUCAGCCAAAUUGACAUAUUUUGGAAAACAAAUUUCUGGCCAACUUUGUUUUCAGUUCUGUCAAUUUGCCCUAAAAUUCGAAUUCACUUUGUCUUCCCAGAAACACAAAGGGUGGUGUGGAAACCUUUAUAAGAUAAUUCAUAAAGAGAAUUACAGAACCGCCAUUGGCACCAAAUUGCAAAGGGUUUAAUGUUGCAUGCUAUAUGUCACUACUUUUAAUGAGUGGAUAAUUACAGUAGGUUACAGCCUGGAGAUUGCGACUGGGCUCAAUAUAAUACUACUCCUAGCCUUUCAUAAGAUAAACUUUACACUGUAAUUUACUUUUAAACUUUUAUUGUCAUAAAUCAAUCUGCUAGAUUCAGUUUAACCUUUUAAAGACACAACUUCUGGAAUAAAAGGGAAUCAUGACGGAAUAUUUCCGUCAUGUGUCCUUAAGGGGAUAAUAUAGACAGGAGUUAUUUUGAUAUCGUCCGUUAGUGAAGCUGCAUUAUUACUUGGAAGUUCUGGCAAGAAUAAGGUGUCUGAUGUGAUGGGGCUCGGUGGUGCUGAUGAGAUUCCUCUGUGCAUAUGUCUAAUGUUGUCGAGAGAGUUUUAAAGUGUUUUGUUUUUGAUUUGGUCCUUUUUUUUCCCCUCCACAUUGUACAUAUUUCUCCAUUGUUGAGGAAAGAGUAGCGUAUAGGGAUUGGCAAUUCCUUUAAGGUCUCGCGUAUCUUAAAAUUUUCUGUUUUCAAGCCAAAUGAUAACUUGUAGAAGGUGCUGUGAUGAAAGGUGCUGUGGCUAUCAUUGUGUUUGCAGCAAUCGGUGGGUAGAUAUGGUCUACUUGCAGUGAGUGGGUCUUGAUAUUUUGUGGGGGUGCUGUGUUCUUCACUCAACUGGGAUCCUGGGAGCGCAUAAUAUUCAAGGCUUCAGGCUACACUGAAUUCUGCGACGCACAGCCAAGAUGCCUCCAGCCUGGUCAAUGCUGUCCUGGCCCCGGACCUAUGGGAGAUUCUCCCUGACCAAUUGUUUAUGUUGAAGCAGUGUUCAGAGGAUCGGGCAAGUGAUAUGGAGCCUUCAUAGAACGGUUCGGUGUAGAACAAUCAAGCCUGUCUGCUUCCCCUGACCCCUCACCCAGAAAUCAACACCGUAAUUUUCAUUGUAUCCUUGUGAUAUUUUUUAUUUUAUAAAUAAAAGAUCAACUUACAGUCUGCGUUUGAUGCUAAUGACUUGGUGGUGGAGAAUCCUCCAAUCACGAGACCAAUCUGUAGUGAAAGAAAAGUUUGCUUUAAUUUAGUUUCUCCGCUACAUGACUUCGAUUUGGGAAGGGGGACGUCCUAAAAUAUCUCUCUUUGACAGCCCCUGAAAGCUCCUUGGUACUUUAAAUAGGCAAAUGAGGAAUUUUAGGGGCCAGUGAGUGUACUUUUGAGUCCAGGGCCUAGCCUACUCUAGGAUUUCAUCCUAGCUAUACUGCAUCCACAAGAUGUUGCAACUAACUGGUUGUAAUAUGACAUGAUUAUACCCAGACAUAUAAUUUGAAAAAAAAAUCUUGAAACCUUUGUUACCAAUUACUGUAUCAGCCGUGCAGUUACGGCAGAAUACGCUCGUUUCAAGACCUGUGAUCUUCCUGAGUUUACAGGCGCCCGUUGUUGGCAGCAAGGUUAAUUAUGCAUUCAAAUGCACACACCAUUUAAAGUGUUGAAAGACCUAGACUCAUGUUGACAUCUAUAUUUGCCCUUUACUUUUUCCUCUUUGGGUGUAACCUUGAUACAUUGAUAUAGACCUUUUUUUUGCAUCGCCUACUUGUUCCACUCCGCUGCAUCUGUGUAGGAUUCAAACAAUUAUCUCACAAACAGUGUCCAAAUGGUAGCCUUUCCCUAUCGGCUCUGCUUUUGCAGGAAUAAGCAAUGCUAUUAACUAUUUGCACUUUUUUUAAGGGGUGUGUGUGUGUCUCAUUGUUACAAAAUAUAAAAGAAAACUUUAAUUUAUUAUUAGCCACUGUAAUCUUUGUUUUUUUUGUUUUUUUUUGUGGCUUGCAAAAUUAUUGGAAAAUAAGGCCUACUAUUAUAGUAAUAAUGAGUUCCAUUUAGGUGAAUACUGGCUUAAAGUAACACUAUAAUGUCAGGAAUACAAACAUGAUGAUAGGUCGUCACCCCCCUCUCUUUAGAGAAUAAUGGUAUAAAACGUACCUAUUCCCCCACGCCACGCCACGCCAUCUCGCCACAGCUGUCCCCGCAAUCAUGGCUGAGAUGAUUAAUCUUGAUGAUCUCAGCCAAUCCAAUAGGAAAGCAUUGGAAGGCUAUAGCGAAUGCGCAGCAAAACGCAGCUCUGCACCAAUCACCAUCUCCCCAUUGAGAUAUAUUGAAUCAAUAUAUCUCUUUUGGGAACAUUCAGCGCCCCCAUACAGAGCGUGGAGACUUUGAACAUCAGUGCUGCACACAGUGCAGCACUGCCCCAGGAAGCACCCUAUUGACCAUCUGAGUGACUGCCACUACAGAUGUUCCUAGGCAGCAGUGUAAAUACUGUGUUUACAGUGUUUUUGGGAGCAAAAUAGUCACUAAUAACUUAGUAUCUUUAAAGCUCAGUACUGCCAUCUCUCACAUCUGCACACUGGUUUUAUUUCAUGGCUGAACAGAGCUUAUGGCUUGAUGUGUAAGAUGUGAUGUCGUCACAAAGAAAUGUAGGUGGAGUUAUGACAUCACUGUAGUUAUGACAUCACUUGCAGAACAAGUGGCCAUGUUUAAAACGCGUUAUAUUUUUAUCUAUAUUUCUCCGCUAUAAGUAGUGAACAGUGUGCUCUCCUAUGUUGCACCCUGCUUAUAAAAUUCUUUAAAUGUUUUUCACCAUCAUACUUGCGUGACCCUAACAAAUGGGGGGAGGAGGAGGGAGACAGAUGAGGAGAAUAAUAAUAACAAAAAAAGGGUUUAAGGUUGGAAUACAAUAUGUCUUUGCUACAGCAUGAUAUCUUUAAAAAGAGUUAAUAUUUGCAAUUAAUAUUAACACUGAAACAGGAAGCGCUGCCAAAACGUUUUUGCAUGGUUCAUUUUUCGAAUAUGAUGUCCCAGCCAGGUGGAAAUGGGCCAAGAGCAAUGUAGAUGCAUCUUAAAGUUUAUACAGUAAUCUGUUUAUUGUAUUCUUAACAAAACACAUUCCUUUAAAAAUGGAUCAAGAAUAAUGUCACCAUUUCUUUUUUUUAUUAUGGUGUUUAACCCCUUAAGGACCAAACUUCUGGAAUAAAAGGGAAUAAUGACAUGCCACACAUGUCAUGUGUCCUUAAGAGGUUAAGGAAAAAAAUGUCAGUUUUACAAAAAAAAAGUAAUUCUUUCUCAGCCAUGCUCUUAAAACCAUAGAUGUUUAAUGUUUGAAUAAACUCUCAGUAUCUAAUUAGGUCAUUGAGCAGUUUAUUAUUAAAAUGAUUACUAAUAACAUGUAUUGAAUUCUGUCGCUAAAGAAAUUUGAAAAAAGUUUUCACAUUUCAAGAUAAAAACGUAAAUCAAAUUUAUCACUCGAUAAAUGUUCAUAAUGAGAGAAUAAAACCCUAUAAGAUAAUGAUGUAUUUAUACUGUAUGUAUUGCCUAAGACCAAGUGAAGACACAGAGAAUGUGUCAUCCUGUAUGAAAGAGGAAGUCUGCUUAAUUUAGACAUCACCCGAUUUAAAAUGCUUGAGAAAGCCUUAGCCUAGGAAAUGUGUGAUCUGUAUAUACACACGCUUGCACAUGAUCACAUAUAUGUAUAUUACAUGCUCUGCCCAUUACAUCAAUGAACAGGUUAGCUUUUAAAUAUCGUCAUGCACCAUAUGGCGGACACUGUGCCAUGUUGGGGCCGCUAACCUCGAGAGAGUAUAAUGACUGACCCCCAGCAUGGCUGAGAUUAGCAGGAGUUGCACUCCAGGGCCGCAGCUGGUAUUUGCAGAUACUGCCAUUGAUUCAAUCUCUCACUUGUUAAUGCCAUGCAAGUGAAUGAAUUCAAUUCUGUCUCCCCAGCUCCCCUCAUAGGAUAUCACUAAAGAGGGAGUCAGGACUGCCAUAAAUUAAAAGAACCUUAGCCUUAACUCUUAUUUUAAAAUCUCAUAUAAAAUAAAAUCUACAGAAUGCUGCAAACAUGUGUUACGGUAAUUGAUAUCAUCUUGCAACGCUUCCCCUCUGUCUGUCUGCAUGCGCUGAUUGGGGACCCCAUUUCUGUAGAGUGUGGAUUAGUAUCACUGAAAAUAUCUCAAUGAAGAGACGCAAUGUUAUAAGAAAAGGGAUGGGAGGGGAUUUAGAUAUAUUUCCCAAAGAAUGCCAUAUUAACCUAAAAAAAUUUUUUUUAUUUUUUUUGCUUGUUAAGUUUUUUUUUUUAAUUAUUAUGAAGUAUUUCCUGAGUCUCUAUUCUGAGUUCUGCUAUACAGGAAUGACCAGGCCUGGCCUUGACUGGUUAGGAAAGAGUUCACGUGCCUCCAACAUACACGUCAAAGCAUGUUGUCGAAUAAACUUACACACCGUAGUUUUUUUGUGUAUGUUUAUUUUCAAGUCAAGGGGGGAAAUAAAAUCAUUGAUAGUUAGUGCUCAAACCUUCAAGUUCAUUCCUGGUUUUCAAGCAUAGCAUGUUCGUGCGUAACACAACACUUUAUUCUUUACAAAGGAAACAUUUAACACACCCAGCAAUCCAGAAACCACAACGUCUUUUACAUCCAGAAACUACUGUUUUAGGGUUCUGGUAUAUUUCGGUCCCUGUGGCACUUUGACUAUGAAGAAGGGAAAAGUCAAAACGCGUGCUUUUAGGAUAUAUAUAUAUUUUUUUUUUAUAUCUUGCACACAUGUCAAUUUCCUUAAGAAAACCAUGUUUUAGAAAUAAACAACUUCCUCUGUGGUUUUCUAGAGGGCAUUUAAUGUUGCAUAGCGUUACAUAGAGUGGACAGUGGAUCUACUGUAAGUUACUAGAAUGCAAGAAUAAGUCAGCAUGUUGUAAUGACGUAGUGCAUAGGAGACUCAAAAAUAACCUGAAAGUUUUAGGGCCAAUUCAAGAUCGCUGCUACAUGCAACUAUCCGUUAUUACUUGCACAUACUGACAGUUGUGAAGCUGGAUAUUCAGAAGGAAUAUAUAUCCCAUUUUCCCUGUCCUCAUUGAAGAUGACACAGGAUUAAACGGUCACCUUUUGGUGCUGUGGUUUAAAAAACACUAUGUUAGAUAGUUUAACAUACAGUGCCUCUUCUCAGGGAACUACAGAGACAUAGUUCCUGUGACACUAUAGUCACCAAAACAACUAUCGCUUAAUGAAACAGUUUUGGUGUAUAGAUCACACCCCUGCAGUCUCAGUGCUCAAUUAUCUGCCAUUUAGGAGUUAAAUCACUUUGUUUAUGAACCCUAGUCACACCUCCCUGCAUGUGACUUGCACAGCCUUCCUAAACACUUCCUGUAAAGAGCCAUCUAAUGUUUAUCCUUCCUUUAUUGCAAGUUCUGUUUAAUUUUAGAUUUUCUUAUCCCCUGCUAUGUUAAUAGCUUGCUAGACCCUGCAAGAGCCUCCUGUAUGUGAUUAAAGUUCAAUUUACAGAGCAAGAGAUACAAUUGUUUAAGGUAAAUUACAUCUGAUUGAAAGUGAAACCAGUUUUUUUUUUCAUGCAGGCUGUGUCAAUCAUAGCCAGGGGAGGUGUGGCAAGUGCUUUAUAAAUAGAAACAAAAUGAUUUAACUCCUAAAUGGUAGUGGAUUGAGCUGUGAAACCUGAGAGACAUGAUCUAUACACCAAAACUGCAUUAAGCGUAAGUUGUUUAAGUGACUAUAGCGUCCCUUUAAAUAUAAAUUGAACACAAUCAAAAGCUAAACUUUUACUCCAACCACCAUGACCACAUUUAGAAGUGGUGAUGGUAGUAGGAAUCUGUACUGCAGCAUUUCAGCUUUAAACGAAUACAGAGGUAUUUGCAUUUAUGUGCUGGGGGGUUAGUUACAUGUGUGGCAAACAUGAUUUAGGCUGUUCUGGGCUGCCACCUAAUUUGAUUGGACCUCCCGUGGACAGCGGUGUCAUCAGACGUGGCGUCGAAAGCAGCGCGAUGAGCAUCAUCCAGCGCUGGAUUCCACAUUCCAGGUAAGUUUAUUGCGUUUGAAAAAAGAUUUUAAAGGAGGGGUAGCUAAUUAGUAGUCCCCAAUGCCGCAUGUGAAAUUAAAAACAACAAUUAGAGUUAGAGUAACCCUUUAACUAUGAAUAUAGUAAACAAACAAAUAGUUUCACACUCUCCUCAAGUAACUUUCUCUAAACUUCCACUACUGUUCCACUAGCUUAUACCUCCUAACAUCUCAAAUGAACAAAGAGGGACACUUUUAUAUUUCAGGGGUGUGAGUGGGGGGAGAGGGAUGGUCAAGGGUAGGAUGUUCUGAGAAACAUUCGGUGACUUAUUGAUAAUGUACGCCACAUGGGAUGUAAUUUAGAACUAUAACAAUGUAUCUUAUUCACACAGACUGAUUUCUAACCAUAUUAAUCGUAGUUUAGACAUACUACGUGAGUAUUAUUGCUGUGGAGCUCUGUUAUUCACUCAGAUACACCAAUAAUAUGGAGCUCCUCGAAAAGAUGGACAGAGGGAUUUGCUCCCAAAAUAGGGACUAUACUUCCUAUAUAGGGACACUUAGGUAGUAUGCUAUCUGAAUCCUACUGCAGUCCUAUGGAGGUCUCAUUCUCUCCCACUAUGGAGGCUCCCUUGGGAAGAUCCCUUUUGACCAUAGGUGAAGGAUCUUUUCCAUUUUAGCAAAGUGUGUGCUUUGGGAGCCUGUUUACAUGUCAUAGGCGUACGGUAUAAGGAAAAGGGCAAAGCCUUGAGUUAAUCUAACCCUGCUGUAUGUAUGAAUAUAUAUAUAUAAUAUAGUGUGCGUGUAAGUAGACAGAGAGAAAUGUAUACAGAUUUAUUUAUUAAAAUGUGCUAAGGUACAAACCAGUAAGCUAUAGAGUUUCAGCAGUUGGGGAGUAAGUUGUUCCACACAUAUAUCCAACGUCGCUAAAUAAACCCAGUAGCCUUGCUAUAAUGUGACCAGAAUUACAGGGGGCAGCCUUGGUUUUGGUGUAUUGAUUAAAAGCUCGUUCCGUUUCUCUGAUUUUGUUGCAGUUCUUCAGACAGAAGAUUUGAUGAAAUAAUUGUUUUUCUUUUUCUUUUCUUUUCUUGUGAACUUUAAAUGAAAGCUUUGGCAAAGGACGGACGGAAACUGUGUUGUACAAAAUGCUUCAUAUUUGGCAGCCCAGCCCGUGGGCCUUCAGAGAGUCAGGCUAAUGCUUAAAAUAGCCUGUAUGUUGGAGACAGAGCAUAUGUACACAGCUUGCGUGACUCCAUGUGUUUGCAUUCAAGUCCACUGUCAUGAUAUAGAGAGCUAAACAGAAGUCUUAGAUUUGCAUGCUUGACAAAUUAAGGAGCGAGCCGCGUUUGUCUUGCCAUAAAGGCUGGCGUUUUUUUGUUUUUUUUACCUCAUGAUUUUUUUUUCUCAUGCAGAUAAAAUCAUUGCUAUAAAACUGGCUCCAUUUUUCAGCGCAGUGGGAAAUCCGAUAUUUUCGCCGAUGUAGCCAGCAAGGAGUAGAAAGAACAGGCCACUUAUAUUUUGAACGCAAAGGUUUACAAAUACUUUUCUUUUUAAAUUUGCAGUGACUUUAAAUUUCCUUUUGAAAUGCAAGUUUUCGACAGCUGUAAAACAUUCUUCUGUGUGUGAUUUUUCUUUCCAGAAACCAAAUAUGCGGAUGAUAUUCUGAGUGGUGAUAGUACCACAGAGUUUUCAUUUGCUACAAAUAAUUCAGGCAUCAUAAAGGAUCGGUCUAAGCACCUCUACUGCCAGAAGCAUCGGCCAAUCAGCAAUAAGCUAAGCCCAGUUUAGAGCUGAGAGGUCCUGGCUGCAGUGGUGUAUUUUGUUGGGGUUUUUUUUUGUGUGUUUUUGUUUUGCUUUUUGGAGGGGUUAGGGAAGGGACUGCUCCAGCACUAACUUUUACCCAGCUGAGAAACACCUACUUCUACUAGAGCUCAAUUCUGUCUUUCUGCAUCCUACCCCUUCUACCACACUCUACAUACAACUUUGAAGAUCACACUUCAAGGCGGCCUUCUACCAACCAGCAUGGGAGGGGGAGGAAGUGAAAGUUCUGAACAUACAGUGUACAAUGCAGAUUUCCUUUUCCAGCCUGCAGUGGAAGCCUACAAUAUCAAGUAUAGCAGAUAAUCUUGUAAUAACUGGACUUACUUAAAGGAACACUAUAGGAUCAGGAACACAAACAUGUAUUCCUGACCCUACAGUGUUAAAACCACCAACUAUCCGCCUUGGGCCUACUUGCACCCCUAAAUAUAGUACAAUCUUACUUUUGUUCAAGUCUGCUGCUGCUGGCUCUGCCCCUGAUCUGCCUGCUUGGCUGACAUCAUCAGAAGUAUUGUCCUGAGUCAAUCACAAUGCUUUCACAUUGGAUUGGCUGAUAUUGUCAAGUAUGCAGAUCAGGGGCAGAGCCAGCACAAGCCAAACACAGCCCUGGCCAAUCAGCAUCUCCCCAUAGAAAUGCAUUGAAUCCUUGCAUCUCUAUGAGGAAAGUUCAGUGUCUCCAUGCAGAGGGUGGAGACACGGAAUGGCAGUGCUGCACACGGUGCAGCACAGACCUAGAAAGCACCUCUAGCAGCCAUAUGAGGAGUGGCCAGUUAAGUUAUCACUAGACUGUAAUGUAAACACUGCCUUUUCUCUUAAAAGACAGUGUUUACAGCAAAAAGCCUGAAGGUAAUGAUUCUACUCACCAGAACAAAUGCAAAAGGCUGUACUUGUUCUGGUGACUAUAAUGUCCCUUUAAUAUUUUAAGUGGCAUUUUCGGAAAGCAAUAUCCCAAUUGUGUAUAAUAUUUCUGCUCCUAUGCCAAUAUUUCAGACCACAUUCAGGAAUCCCAUACUGUUACUGUAUAGCUUAUAGUAUAGUUAAUACAUCAUUGCUUUGAGAAUGCCGUUGUUACUAUAUUAUUUCAUAAAGGUACAUGUUUCUAUGUUGUCAUAGUAAGAACAUGUUUUUAUUAUCCUAGAUAGCUGCUGAAUUGUUGUAGAAUUUUUUUUAUAUCUCGGCAUGGUAAUAUGAUGGAAUUCACAGAUUGGCCGUAUGUAGAUUUGUGAAUUGUAAAUAGUGUCAUUUUUACUACAUCCUUUAUUUUCUUUUUAUAUGGCGAAAGCAUUUAACCUCCCAAAAAGGAGUCAAGUUUUAAACAGACUUAAGUUUUUAGUGUUUAUUUAGGCAGAUAGGUUUUACUAAUUUAUUGAACAGUCUCCUGGGUGAGAAUUAUUUCACUCAGACAUCGUAAAGCUUAAAAGUAAAUUUUCAUUGCUUUUGAAUGAGCCCAAUGGAGUACAGAUUAAAAAUACAUUUCCAUUUGUUGUAGUGUGUAUAUGUGUACAUAAUAUAGAGAUGUCCAGGUCCAUGACCUUUCUGUGUAACAUUUAUAAUUUGCUUGGAGAUUUUGGAAGAUAUAUACCUUCAAUUUAGAAUUUAAUUCCGUAUACUCUUUGCCUGUGUAAGAAAUCUCUUUACACUACUGUGCAGCAAAUCACUUAUUAUUUCUAGAAUGUCUGAGUUAUAAAUAUCUGUGAUAUAAAUCCAUUGGCCAGGACUCUGGUUUGGGUCCCAAUGCCAUGUCUUUGUACACCCACUGAUUGAAAAACCACAGGACCUCAGGAAACUCUUCACCGUAAACUGGUUUCUGUAGAAGCACUGCCUUCCCAAGUGAAAUUUAAACCCUCCAUGACACUGUGAAGACUAUAAAGAAGGGGAGUUUGUAGAUUUUAUUUUACGUGUCAUACUAAAAAUUAAGAUUGAGUCACUGUUAUGUAUAUUGUUUUGUCAGAUCCCAGUCAAGACAGGUUAAGGGGGCAGUAUAAGUACUAUAGCCACUACAUGAUGUUGAGUGCUGUUGGGCUGAAGAUGCCACCUGUGCUCCCCCCGUUUCUAAGUUAAACAAUUUUUGAGUUGUUGGACCAAAACUGAGGUCCACCAAGGAACACACAACUCAGCCCAACCUUACUGAAUUGCUAAUACAGACGUUCAACAUUCACAUUAGCAAUAUUAAUUUCAUCUGUAUUUGGACGGCAUUGAUAGGCUGAUCAUGUCAGUUGAUUUUAUUCACUAAAUCCAAAUUAGUUAUAAAUCUAAAGCUGCUCUCCUCACCUACUCUGGAGGAGUUUUACAACUCUAAUCAGAGUUUCCUUAAGGUGAGUCCUCAUUAACUUCUAAAUUGGUUUGGCGUGGGCGCUUGUCUCUAAGACCGUAAAUCGUAUCGAUACGAUAGAAUUUAAGACCUCUUUUUCACCUCCCUCAUUAAUAGGGCAUCGUCAGAAAACAGAUGAAUUGACAAAGCCUGGAAGCUUAUCAUUCUCUGAGCGACUGAGUGAACUUGAACAACUCCGGCGAACGGCUAUGAGAGUCAGCCCACACCACCCAACUCCCACUCCCAACCCACGGGCAUCGCUGAACCACUCGACAGCAUUCAAUCCUCAACCACAGAGUCAGAUACAAGGUGAGUACUUGACUAUCAGCCACAGCAACUUUUAAUACACAGUGAAUUAUUGUGGAACCCUUAGGUCCCCAAUCCUCACCUCACUGUUGGCAUCCAUUUGUGCCAUGAUUUUGAUGAUUUGUUAUUUAAGUGUUCCAGUUUGGCAGAAGAUGGUAAAUCAUGUCCACUUUAGAAAGAGGGGUGAGAUUAAGUGAUUUCAGGAUAGGCGAGUUAGCAGUGUUUGUAAUGUUCUCACAAAAAACUUAACAGCUAAUCACUGUCUCAUGGUAAGUGUGAUGCAAACACUGACAGAUAUGCUUUAAGACAAUUUUAUAUUUAGUUUCUUAAAUUUUUUUUUUCCAAACACCAGCUUAUUAUAUAUUUGUCUAAAAUUACUGCUCCCUCUGGAAAAGAGUAUUCUAUAAAUUUGACACAUUCUGUCACACACUGAAAGGAUAAAGUUGGUUUUUUUUUGUACGUUUUCUUGCCCCCGUCUACACUCCCACCCCAUCUAUUGUAAAGGUUCCUUACAAUAUUUCAUUUUUACAGGAGGGCAACCAAUAAUACAGGGAGUGCAGAAUUAUUAGGCAAAUGAGUAUUUUGACCACAUCAUCCUCUUUAUGCAUGUUGUCUUACUCCAAGCUGUAUAGGCUCGAAAGCCUACUACCAAUUAAGCAUAUUAGGUGAUGUGUAUCUCUGUAAUGAGAAAGGGUGUGGUCUAAUGACAUCAACACCCUAUAUCAGGUGUGCAUAAUUAUUAGGCAACUUCCUUUCCUUUGGCAAAAUGGGUCAAAAGAAGGACUUGACAGGCUCAGAAAAGUCAAAAAUAGUGAGAUAUCUUGCAGAGGGAUGCAGCACUCUUAAAAUUGCAAAGCUUCUGAAGCGUGAUCAUCGAACAAUCAAGCGUUUCAUUCAAAAUAGUCAACAGGGUCGCAAGAAGCGUGUGGAAAAACCAAGGCGCAAAAUAACUGCCCAUGAACUGAGAAAAGUCAAGCGUGCAGCUGCCACGAUGCCACUUGCCACCAGUUUGGCCAUAUUUCAGAGCUGCAACAUCACUGGAGUGCCCAAAAGCACAAGGUGUGCAAUACUCAGAGACAUGGCCAAGGUAAGAAAGGCUGAAAGACGACCACCACUGAACAAGACACGCAAGCUGAAACGUCAAGACUGGGCCAAGAAAUAUCUCAAGACUGAUUUUUCUAAAGUUUUAUGGACUGAUGAAAUGAGAGUGAGUCUUGAUGGGCCAGAUGGAUGGGCCCGUGGCUGGAUUGGUAAAGGGCAGAGAGCUCCAGUCCGACUCAGACGCCAGCAAGGUGGAGGUGGAGUACUGGUUUGGGCUGGUAUCAUCAAAGAUGAGCUUGUGGGGCCUUUUCGGGUUGAGGAUGGAGUCAAGCUCAACUCCCAGUCCUACUGCCAGUUCCUGGAAGACACCUUCUUCAAGCAGUGGUACAGGAAGAAGUCUGCAUCCUUCAAGAAAAACAUGAUUUUCAUGCAGGACAAUGCUCCAUCACACACGUCCAAGUACUCCACAGCGUGGCUGGCAAGAAAGGGUAUAAAAGAAGAAAAUCUAAUGACAUGGCCUCCUUGUUCACCUGAUCUGAACCCCAUUGAGAACCUGUGGUCCAUCAUCAAAUGUGAGAUUUACAAGGAGGGAAAACAGUACACCUCUCUGAACAGUGUCUGGGAGGCUGUGGUUGCUGCUGCACGCAAUGUUGAUGGUGAACAGAUCAAAACACUGACAGAAUCCAUGGAUGGCAGGCUUUUGAGUGUCCUUGCAAAGAAAGGUGGCUAUAUUGGUCACUGAUUUGUUUUUGUUUUGUUUUUGAAUGUCAGAAAUGUAUAUUUGUGAAUGUUGAGAUGUUAUAUUGGUUUCACUGGUAAUAAUAAAUAAUUGAAAUGGGUAUAUAUUUGUUUUUGUUAAGUUGCCUAAUAAUUAUGCACAGUAAUAGUCACCUGCACACACAGAUAUCCCCCUAACAUAGCUAAAACUAAAACAAACUAAAAACUACUUCCAAAAAUAUUCAGCUUUGAUAUUAAUGAGUUUUUUGGGUUCAUUGAGAACAUGGUUGUUGUUCAAUAAUAAAAUUAAUCCUCAAAAAUACAACUUGCCUAAUAAUUCUGCACUCCCUGUAGUUUGUCAGUGACCGAUUAGUGUUUUUACUUGUGUGCAUUUCCAAUUGAUCUCUGAUAUAAUAUAUGGCAGGUUUUAUAGCAUUAUCAUAUGUUAACGCCUGCUGGAUAAUGCUACUGUCCAGCGCAGUAAUCAGUUCUUUGAGGACCUUAUAUCCCCAACAAAUUAUACAAAGCCUGCUUAUUGGGCAUCAUAUGCCCUUACUAUACCUUUAAGAAUAUCCUUCGUCCAUGACAUUUAUGGUGAAGUGGAGAUGGUCUACAGCCUCUUAAAUCUCCUGUAGUCAUGUAAAAGGCAUGUUAAAAUUGAUACUGAAUUUGAAACAGUAAAAAAAAUAUAUUUAUGAAUACCAAUAUAAUGUAAUCGAUUUAAUUUAGCCAAACAAUCUUACCCCGGUUAUGUAAAAUAGUGAUAAAUAAACACUGGAAUCUCAGCCCUAGUCUGUGCGAGCCAUAUAAAACCUAGAGUUAUUACUUGAAAUGUUUGCUGUGGUCUUUAAAUGUAAGACAGCCGGCUUUGUAACCACUGAACUGACGGCUAAAGAGACAGGUGGCAGCUCCCACACACAGUCACACAUGCCAGGCAUUUGCCACCAUGUCCGAGUGAAAUCAGAUUGAUGUUACGCUGCUUAGUCUUCAACUCCUAAUCCAGAGAGGCAGCCGAUUGGUGCCGGGGACCAUUUAUCUGGAUUGUUACGGAGGGGUUUAUUCUGUAAACUGUGACUUGUGAUUGGAUGGAAUGACAACUCUAGGGCAAAUUAACUGAUAGGAGGCAGGGAUUCACCAAUUAUGGAGAUACAUUUUUAAUCAUGAACUAUUUUGCCCUAAAUUUUACCAAACUUCAAACCACUUGUUCACUCAAGUUGCUACUUUGAGACUUACCUGAAUCUAUGAAUGAGGCUUUCAUUGUAGAAACAUUUGGGCUUGUUCAUGAAUGAGCACAAAUUAUCACCUUACAUUCAGCCAUGUUAAUUCUUUCAAUGUGCCAUCUGAACUAGCUAAGGUAGUGAUAGAUUGGUAAACAAAGACAGGCCAUGACUGGCAAUUCAGUUUUUAGUAUGACCCUUCCUAGCUCCUAUGCAGUGCAGUCACCUUUGAAGACACUUUGGCUACAAACUUAUUUUUUUUGCCGAGUGCCCACUUUAGAGGUGAAAGUCUAGUUUGUGUAUAAGGUAUUUGUUGAGGGUAUAGAAGUGGAUGCUGAUGGCAUCAAGGCAUAGAAUUCAACAUCUUUUAGGUAUAUGUAUUAAAACAAAAGUGAAUUGUGAUGUAUUUAAAAGAAAAUUGCAAAAUUAAAACUAGAAUUUUAUCCAGCUUUCGACGGUUUGUAUAUUGCAAUUUUUUUUAAUUUUUCAUAUUUUUAAUAUCCCUUGUUCUAUCGAAGGACGCAAAAAAUGGCAGUGGUUAAAGAAUUCAUGUUGUAGACGUCUAUUCACUAAAUGGUCAUGUCAUAGAGAUUUAUUCACUAAAUGGUGCGUUCUUAUGUUUAGACCACCAACGAGCCAAUACUAAGAAAUUCAACUUAGCAAAAUCAGAUGUUUCCAGUCCAGAUACUUAAGUCUAAAUAAUUUGACUUGGUGGUCCACUCUGUACAAAUCACUAUUUCGAGAUCGAAGGCUUCGUGUUUAUGUAGUAAGAUUGGGUUGGGCGUUCAAUAGAAGAAAGUCGAACCCAGUUUACAAGGAUCCUUCUAUAUACCACAUACUUCCAAUAAGCACCGCAGCUGUUUCACAGUCCUCUGGUGUUAAAAGACACAGUGCAGUGGCGAAGCCCAGAAUGCAUUGCUGGAAGUAGUAGCUGCUGAAACCGUGCCUGUGUGCGUGGCGAGAAUUGAAAAGGGUGACUUUCGCUAACUCUUUACAAAUGAUUCAUACACAUUGAUUCUGCAACAGAGAAAGGGUAGUGUGGGGCCUGUCCACGAAAUACUGAAUUGUAGGGGACUGAAAGCAGAAUUGCAAAAUGGAGGCAAAAAUAACGGAUUUUGAAAAUGUCGACUUGGCUUUAGCAACAGCUUGGACACUUUUGCCUAAAUUUUGCAGUUCGGUUUGCAAUUCAUUCCAGUUUGUUAUUCGUGAAUAAACAGCAAUGUCUUUUUAUGUGUGAAUACACUCUGCGACUGUACAGCUGCAACUCCCAUCAGCCUCAGUUAUAAAAUCUGUAUGGUGCAGAAAACCAUGUCUCAUUAGCAACACAGAAAAAGUUGUGCUUGCCUUGCAGUCGCCACGUAUGAACCCUAUCAGCCACAGCCAACCUAUGCUCUUAGCUGUUUCUUUAUUAUAAGGUAGAAGUGUUUGUGUAUAUAUUUGUAGCAGCGAUCUUUAUGAUAACAUAAGUGGCAAAGCACUGCAGUCAGUAGAACAGUACGUGCGUCUCAAUAAAUGUAUGCCCUGAUCGAAUUUUGCAAUAUGUUACGUACACAGCGUGUGAGUAACAGUACACCUGUUAGUUUUGAAACAUCUAACCAAACAAUAUCAUAGACAAAAGCAGGGAACGAAGCCCCCCCACCCACCCCUCCGCACCACAUCAAACAGCUAAGAGCAUGAAAGAAUACACUCUGCACAGAAAUUUAAGAAAACAAAGCAGUAUAUCUGCAGACUAGUACUUUGGGCAUGCAAAACCAUGCAAAGCAAUAUUCUGCUUUUUUUUCUGACUGGUCUUUUGUAGUUCCCCCAGGUGCAUGUCUUUUCUUUUUUUCCCGCCUUACAUUUAUAUAUCAUUUUUUUUCUGAUCUUCUGAAAGUCCUGUUCUUUUUCUGAAUUCAAAUGACGCACAGAAACAAUGCACUUGAUUUUAAAAACUUGUGCUUUUAAUGUAACUAUGAUAAAUGUCGCUAAACUUUGUGAUUUUAAAGUUCAACAUAUAUCUCAUGUGAUUUACGUAUUUUUAAUUUAUUAGCUUUCCUGCGAGAAAUAGUUUAACUGCUUGUUUUUGUAAAAUCAAAUAUACUUUUUUUUUCUUUUUUUAAAAUUCUUUAUUUUUUCUGUGCAUGAAAAUAACAAGCAUUUGUAAUGUGCCACAACAGCACGCAUAUAUUAUCCAUCAAGGUUCACAAUUUGGCACUAAAGAAGUGCGCAUUUUUCUUUUUGUUAUCGUUUGGUACAAGCUAUAUACAUUUUAUAAACAUAUAUUAAUGGUAUACGUGUAUAUCUUAGAUGCAUUACAUAGAAAGAACACAACAAAUUAAUUAAAUAACUGCAAGCUUGAGCAUGCGGGUGAUUAGCUAGUUUGACAGGGUGAAGCAGUACAUUCACCCAAGGUACUCAGGAUGGUGACUUAAUACGCGAAUAGCCAAACAAGAUAAAGAUCAAUAACAGUGCUCGUGUGUCAUAAAUGUUGCUCUCAUGAAUGGAAAAGGCUGAUGAGCAGUAUAUCAUAUAUGUUAUUGUGCCGGGUACUGUAAGCUACAUCUACGGGAACAUAUUUGGUGCUGAUAGCACCUGCCAGAGGGUAGGGUCAUUUAGGUACAAGCUAACUUAGCAGAGACCUGCAGGCAAAUGGACAAGUAUGAAAAUACUCAAGGUGUUGCAGCUUAAAACGAGAAAGCAUAUGGCUGUAAUUGUAGGGGCUUAGUGUGUUGCAGCUGAUAUCCAGCAUGCCCCCAGGGAAAAUAGUACCGGACAUUAGGCAAGCAAUUAAGGGACCUAGUUGGGCUCAGAGCACAAGGAAGACAGGAAGAGUUAGUGUGACAGUCUUUCCACAUCUAGCAGAGUAAGACUGAUGGGACCCCCUGUGGCACCCAUAUCACAGUCCACAGUCACCCUAUACCUUGUAACGGUAAAGCAUAGUCCCUGCCCGCACUGGGGCAUGCCAAGUUUUGAAAGUCUAAUGAUCAGGGUUUGAUCUCUCCGUUGCUUGUCGGUCUUGGGCUUGCUCCAUGUCGGUUCCCGCCUCUGUGCCGCUGCUGGUGGGUCUUUGCCUGGUCGGCUUGUAGUAGAGCCUCGCUGAGGUGGGUAGGCGGGUCUGCGUUGGCGCUGGACUAUAGAUUGGGUAUGCGCUCGGUCCAGUCGAGUUCCCUGUCCAGAGGGAGGUCUGCUGCUCCGGUCGGUUGCACGAGCCCGCAGUUUAACAUGUGGGGUUGGGCGGUGUCGUGGGCGCUGAGGUCUUCUCGUAGCGGCCAUUUUAUGUGCUCCAUGUAAGUGUGUUAAUGAGCGGGUGUCAUGUUUAAGUGUGGCGUGCUGCUGCAUGCGCCGCUCGAGUUUGUUCCAAAACGCCUUGAAAAUCGCGUCCAAACCUGCGGCGUAAUCAGUGUGUUCUGAGGGGUAGUCGUUUGAAUUCCCUGUGCUCACCCUGAGUUGCGUGAGUGCUACUGCGGCGGCAGUUUCACAGGCAUCUCGGGUCCGUUGGCCUACAGGCUGAGUUGUGGGGGUAAUCGUCCCCAGCGAGGACCGGGAUAACCCCCACCGGUCCGGGGGGAGGGGGCAGCAGGGCUAUAGUGGGCUCUCGUAUGUGAGCGUGUCCCUUGCCGGGGGAUCUGCCGCCUCCCCCAGGCUCCAGGCCCCGCUCCAGAGUAGGCCGCAUGGCCGGUUGCUGUGGUCGCUUGGUGUACCGGGUCAAUCCCCGCCCCCUCAAAUAUACAUUUUGUCUUAAAACCCCACGAUGAACUACCUCACUUAUAAAGUCUAGUGACACCCAGCAGUCCUUGUUUCUGUGGCUGGUUGGUUACAUUUAACCCUCUUAUUUCUAGACCUUCUCAGUAACCUGCUGAUUACCUACUCAGUUCUUCAUUACUAAAAUCAAACUAUUUAACCAGGAAAGGAAUGGUUUAAUCUAGUCACUAAUGUCCAAGUACAUCUCGGGGGGGUCUGACUGUUUAUAUUAUUACUUAACUAAAUGGUAAUAAUUUUAAUGACCUUGGAGGCAUGGGAGGCUAAGACUUUGUGGACCUUGUCAGGAAUCAAACCUGUGACUCCGAUACUGCAUCUGGAGCCCUGUCAACUGAGCUAUCUCAUCAGUAUUGUGUGGGUGGUUUAGUAAAUUAGGAACAUUGGAGAAUUGUCAAGGUGAUUUAAAAUUGUCUAGACAGAAUAGGACAAUUCAAUUAAUUCUUCUAUUUUUAUUUAUUUUUUCCAUAUAAGCUAUGCCGGCUUAAAAUAUACAACUCUUUAACCACGACACUCAGUUUAGUGAAUAUAAUAGAAUAAAUCUGUUAUUUUCAGCAUAUCUUGAGUUACUUGCCGAUAUGAAAAAUCAUGGCGCUUGGAAGGUUCAAAGGUUGUCAGUAAUGGGUUCAAUUUUAACGGAAUAUUCAUGUUCUAUAACUAUUAGUAAUAAAAUAAGUUAUUCUUUGUAUAUGAUCUAAACCGGUAGAUCGCAAUAUUGAAGACCUAACAUGUAGCAAACCACUCUUUAGCCGUUCGCGUUAAUAAACAGUAAUAUCACACAAUCUCUAUUUGCCAAAUUGUUUACUCUGAUUACCCUGGGCACAGCUCUAAAUAUUAAACCUCUACAUGCCCACUUUAUGCUCAGAAACAAAAACAUAUUCACCUAACUAUGUAUGGACUCUCUCAUGCAAAACAUGGAUGCCUGUUGGUAGCUAUUGUCACUGUGUUUCAUUUCAUAGAAUAUUAAGUGGUGUAGAUUGCUUUCUCUUUAAUUAAAUAUAUUGGCAUUUAAAAUAUUGUUUAACUUGGCAGCCAGAUGUCUGGAGGAUAAACAUAUGAGUACAUUGUGUUCCCCUUCAAAUUCUCGUCUAGCCUUUUAACUCCCCUUACAAGAACUCGUUGGUACAAACUAUGUACUGAUCACUAGUGCCAACUGUCCACAUUUUCUAUGGACAGUCCCUAUAAUCAAUGUUCAAGGGUCAAUUCAACCAAAACAAAUGCUAAGAAAACACAGUUUUUGGCACAAGUAACCCUUCCUAUCUUGGUCACCUCCCCCAAUCAAUCCCAAAAUAAGUCAAUAAAAUAAAGGAAAUAGCUCAAAUGUAUCUCCAUUCUGGUCAUUGAAUGAAGUUACUCAACCGACAGUAGAGGGGCUAAAUGUCUGUAUGUAUGAAACGCUGCACAAAACAGUGAAGUAGUUAUGGUUCUUGGCGUAGUCCUUUUAAAGAAUAACAAAACAAACUGUUCUGUGUUUUCUCUGCACCAAUAUAAGUAUAUGCUCUAUAUUUUUUAGGAUAAUAUUUUAGUUUUAUUGGAAAAGAGACGUAAAGACUUCCCAGUGGAGUCAGCGCACAGGAAGAGACUUUAUGUGUUUUUGUUUCGCCAAGACUAGUUAUAGAUCCCCAGAGAUUUAUUCACUAAAUAGUGCAUUGUUGUAGUAACUUGGAAAUCCAGGGAUGUAUUCAUUAAGCUAACUCAGCUGAGGUGAAGAUAUUUUUCAAGUUUACUAUUUUGUCCUAAAUUUUGCAAGUCAGUUGUCAGCACACAUCAACCAACCAUUUGAUAAAUAAUCUGCCUAGUAUUAGUGGACGUUACCACUAUCAUCCGGCCUGAGCAUUUAGUACACGUAUUGGCUUUGAUAUGCUAUGAUAUUUGUAUUACGUGAUUGCUUGUUUUUAUAUGAGAGAAAGUAGAUUCUGAGGUUUUCAGUUCGAACAAGUUAGUUAUACAGGGAUUAAAAAUAGCUCAUCUAGAAAAAUUCCUUAAGUCGGCUAGAAUCACAACUUAAUUAUUUUAGAUUCAAUUUUGCCAAUUUUUUAUUUUGAUUGAUAAAAAUCUGAAGCUUGAUAAAUAAUACUGAGGCCUAAGCAUACGGCAUCACAAAAUACACAUAGGUAGGAGUGCCUAACUAACUAUAUAUUUUUUUUUAUUUCAUGAAUUUAUGCAAGUAGAUAAACUGAAUCACACCCAUUUGUAUACAAAGAGGUGGGGACAAAUUUGUUUAAACUUAUAGUUAUUUCACUUUAACCCCUUAAGGACCAAACUUCUGGAAUAAAAGGGAAUCAUGACAUGUCACACAUGUCAUGUGUCCUUAAGAGGUUAAAUAAAAUAAAGUAGUACCAUGCAAGCUAUGUGAGCAUAUAUUUAAUUUAUAGUGCCAAAGAUCUUUUUGAAUAUUAAAAAAAUAAAUAAAAACCUCUGUGCGCGAGGUAUCGAGACAGAACAACAUCAGUUUCUCACACAAAAGUGCAUUCAUGAAUGAACCGCUUUAGGCUCAAAUGAGAAGCAAUAUCUCAAUGCAGUGUUUAUCGGGCUGAUGCCAAACGAGCCUGCAGGUAACAUGUCUGUACAGCAAAGCAAAUUCUUUGAAGACAAUAGCAAGUGACUCAGUACCAAACUUUCUGAACAACAUUAAGGACUGUGGCAAUGCUGCCGCCAUCUUGUUUUAUGCCCUUCCUACUGCAGGUAUGCGUACAACAACAAAGAAAGCGGAAUGUGUUAUGUGCCAUCUCCUGGACUUUUAAUAGGCUUUAUUAACGCACAAUUCCUGUUGAAUGAAUGUUUAGCCCUGAUGGCUCCCCAAAAGGUAGAAUUUUGUAUACUUUGAAUGUAUUGAAUAUAUGUUGUUCUCUGGCUUGCUGUGAUCAUUGUUGACUGUCAGGGCAGUAAAUAUUGUUGCACUGCUUUUAAUGUGUCUCGUCUGUGUUUCCUGACCAGGCUUGUUUUGUAGUGUAUAGUGUUUCACCCUGUAUGAUAUUUCAUCACAGAAGCAGAGCUAAUGAAAACUAUGCUCCAAUAAGCAGAUUUGCACAUCCACAGUGAAUUAAAAAAAAAGCAAGCAAGGUGAAUUGUUAGAGUAGGACCCACCUAAGAGGUUUGGCUUGACGUGGCAGGUGGGCUUACAUCUAAUGGCCAUUGGUGUGGAACUAAGAACCUCAAUUUAUAUAAAUAGGCGCAGGGAUUUGGAAAAGUGCGCAAGUAACUUUAUUCUUUUUGAUUUUAUUGUAUGCAUUGGGGCAGAUAUGUACCAUGGUCAUUGCUGCCGCCCAGGAGUAGAGGGAGUUUGAGCGCAGAACUUAUUUUUGUGUAUUUAGAUUCGCACAUCCAGUGAAUCAAAAAAAGAUUUCUUCCGUAGAGUGGGAAGCUCUUUGUAUGACAUGAAUCAGGAGGCAUUGCUUCAGAGGAAGCACGUGGCGGGUUGGCGGGAAACCAGUCAUUUAAAGGGGAACUAACACUUCCCAGUAUUUAUAUUAUUAUAUUUACUCAUCCCCCUAUAUUAAACAAUGAUGUGCUUUUGCGAGAUAUGAAAAAUGUGAUUUAAAUGUAGAAUUCCUCUUUAUCCACCAAGGCACCUCCAUUACAAUUCCUUGCCAAUCACUAGUGUAAGAGAAAGGAAACAUUGUGUCCGUUUUGUCUACUCAUUUAGAAUGUGCUCUGUCCUUGCCGGGACAGAAUUAGAAUAUGUCAUUUACUAAAUCUUUAAUAAAACUUUAAAAUGAAAUGACGCAUCACAUGAAGACAAGUUUAACAUAGAAGUUACAGUUUCCCUUUCAAUACCAUAUUGUAGAACAUAAUAGCACUUGGCAAACCAUUUUGUAUGACUGUUUUAGUGAACGUCAUCUAAUAGGUUUGUAGAACCAUUGAGAACAAUGUCCGAUCUGACUUAGAGUAAUAGGGUUUGUAGUUCAACAACAAAUGGAAGUCUGCACUCGACCCCAUAUUUGUGUUACAUUUUAGUGUUAUGUCAUAGGCUGGCUAAGGGUUAUAAGAGUUGCAUAUCAUCAACAAACUGGGAGAUCCCAAUGGCCCAGAUAUAUUUUUAUUUUCUAACAGUUUAAAAAGUUUUAUUUGAUUCGGCAAAACAAAAUCCCCAUGAAAGGGCAGUUAUGACUAAUGAUGAGCAGUGAUUCAAAGUGAACAGGAUUCUUAAACCUACAGAAAUUAUUUUUCAUCACUAAACUGGUGGUCAGAGGGUUCGGUGGGCUACCGAAGUUCCUUUCCACUAAGCAACUAUUUAAUUCUUCUCAUGAUAUAACAUUACCCUCAUUCGCCUCGACAGGGUGCCUCAAAGAAACACUAUUCUCCCUUGUGGAAGUGAUGGCCUGAACAUUGUGGGCAAUGGCUUAGAGCCUCCGGCACUGAGUGAGUUAAGAAGGGAGAUUGUGCAAUCUUCGCAGACCUUAAUCUCUGGCUGGUGUGCUCCCAUGCUCAGUAUAUCUUUACAUUGGGUAUUCUUGUAAUCCCUUCCUGGCAGUACUCUCCAUGUGUUAAUGCGGGUUCAUGUUACACAGCAAAGUAAAUAAAUACCAGGCUUCUCUCAUCCUCAAAGGCAAACAUAUAAUGAAGCAAAAAUAUACUUUUUGAUUUUGUAAAGCGAAAUGCCAAAAAACACAAUCGACCCACCCUUUUCUUUUUUUUAUUAGGCUGAACAUUAUGUGUUAAUGUUAUUAUUUCAACACAGGAGCGUUGUAUAAAUUAUACAAUGGGGGGUUGUUUUUUGUGUAUUUUUUUUUCUCCAGAUAACACAAUAUGAGACUUUAUAAAGUUUAUUUACUAACCUUUAAUUUGUUUAACGUCAGCAGUGGAAUUUGAAAUUCUAGGCCACAAAAGCCAAAUUUGUACUAUAUAUAAUGUGUGUGUGUGUGUGUGUGUGUGUGUAUGCAUAUAUACAGAUAUUAUAUUGUUUUGUUGUUUUACUGUAUGAAGUUAGUUCUUCCAGUAAGUGAGAAGAUACUAUCACACAAUACGAUUUUAUUUAUCGAUCAAGCUUAUUUUUGGCAUAUUAUCGGGAAAAUAACUGUGGAAACAUUAUACUCUGGGUAGCGCUGCACAGUAUUCAGAUAAUGAAUUCAAAUAAACUCACACGUUUGAGCUAUUGACAUUAGUGAAAUAUUUAUGUUAUUUUUUUCCCAGCCAAACCUGCUUUUAUAUUGAUAGAAUAUAUAGAAUGUUAUAUAUAGAACGAAGCUCCCUCCUUAACUAAAUGUUUUCUGCUCAGAUUGACAAGCUAACAUAUUCAAAGUACGGCUUGCCAACCAGGCCAAACUAGUUCUGUUGCAUAAUAUAGAAUUUUGUGACAUUAAAAAAUGCAUGUUAGGAUCUUUCAUUCCAUGUAUUGACAAUACUUGAAAUAUUUGAAAUCAUUUUGCUUUAUCUCAUCAGACUUCAGGAAAACACUUGGCCUUUUUUUGGUAGCCUUAUCCCUAGGAAGUUCUUCUCAGAGCAUCUUGCAAUGGCUUACUUUUUUUGGGCAUGGGCAAUCGUCAAUUUGGUUGAUUAGAAAUUGACCUGUCCAGCACAGAAUCACUUUGGAUUCGUUUAUAAACAAAUCAAAAGGGGUUCCAUGCUGGACACAUCGAUUCUUUGUCAAACUUAUCGACAAACACACAUGCCUACUACUAUUUUUUUUUAAUUUAUUUUUUUAAAUGCAUGCUUCAGAGCUUCAUAAUGUCUCCUUUUCAUUAGUGGUGCCAUAAACAACUCUACGUCAGGCCUGUCACAGCUCUGGUUGAUACAAUUUUUAUUUCACAUUCUUGAUCCUGAUUAAACUAGUAAUGUGACCACUUUAGCAGCCAUCUAAGGCGAUCUGUAGUAAGACACGUGCUAGCCACAUACACACAAGCAUCACAUUUUCUGAAACAACCAUCAACUUGCUUUAAAAAAAUAAAUAAAUGUUAUCCAUGAUAUAGGUGAAGUAAAGCCACAAUUGUUUUUAUUUUUAUUAUUAUAUACGGGGUAUUUCAUCUACAUCCAUAAACAACAUUCAUAAGCUUUUCAAAUGAUCACAAUCUGUUAGACUAGCUUUCCAGCUGAUUUAUCUACAAAAGUUAUCAUAUCCCCCAACAUUGGCUCUCCAUUAAGCGGGAAGCUGGUGCGCAUGGAGUUAAAAGGGCCAUGUCAGUGUGUCAUUGGUGCCACCCAAAGGGGCUGUCAUGGCCUGAAAGAGGUAGGAUCCACCUGAAAUAGUGGCAGGUUAGACUGCCGUGACUGGCAGGCUUCCUGCCAAUCAAGCAGACCGGACCACUGCGGACAGACCGUGCAGGGAGCUCUGUUUGAGCGCACAUUGCAUGGUCCUAGUGCCCUGAGUGUGUCUAAUGAUGCACUUCUGUGAUGCACUUUUUGUGGACAGUUCCAAAAAUGUGGAUUAGCCAACCAAUAUUGGGAUAGUUAAAAAGCUAUUUUGAAUCUGUCAUUUGAAAAGUUUUUCUAACUGUAUUGAAUCAUUUGAAAAAUGUAUCAAAAAAUAUUAAAUCAAUGCCAUUCGAUAAGAAAUACAUUUCAUUUUUCGGGUUGUAAAAGGGAUCAAUUAAUGGAAGGCACACCGUGGUUUGUAUAUCUUAUAAAUCGAUGACUUUUCUAUACUUCCCCAGUAAAAAAUCCCAGGGAGGUUUAAUGUUAUAAUUUUAUAUCAACAAAAUCUUGAUUUCUGUGUAAAUAGGUCGAGGGUUUACCGGAGUCUGUGAAGUUAUUAUAUUUAAACACAUGCAGUGUGAGUGCCAGUAAGGAUGGCUGGGACAGAAUUGUCCAGUUGAGAUGACUAACAUUCUGUUAAUCUCUGGCCGUGUUCCGUUGUCUGUUAAGAAAUCAUAUGUCACCAUAUCUCGAAUACCAUAUGGGUUUUCAUAAGCACUACAUCAGCUGCUGAAGAGAGAUUUGCUGUUUGUCAUCAAAUUAACUAUAGAAUCUGUGAAAUACUUUCAUCCAUGAGUAACGGGGACAACUUGGAGCCAUUUUUUCUUUCUUUUUAUUUUUUUAAUUUUUCUGUACUACCUAUUUUGGUAUCACUGACUUUCAGCAUGUUAUAAUAGUCACAAUUUCGUAAGACAGGUUCUGGAAAUUGAGUUUUAAUUUGAAUACCCUUAUUCUAUUUAUUAUCGUUCUUAUUAUUAUUUAUAAAGCUCUUACAUAUUAUGUAGCACUGUACAAUAAGAGAAUAAACAAAAAAGUAGUUGCAACAAGACCAUUGGGACAUACUUUGGGUACGACCCUGCUCAAAUGAGCUUCAGUCUAAAGGGUUAAGCCAUGAAUACAUUUAAUGGACAAUGUAUCAAAUACAAAUGGCUCGACUUUUCUAGGCUUUAAAAAUGUUUUAUUUACUUGUUUCCUACAGCAUAUUGUGGGCAACGUAAAAGCCUUAAAUAUCAUACAGCAGACAACUGUGUUUUUUAGUCACAAGCGUGCGGAUGCUCUCUUUCUAAAGGAGAUUUAAACACGCCAUCCGAAGACAAACGCAUCCAGAAAAAUUGCUUUUAGGAUUUCCUUUUAAAAGGUUCUGCUUUAGGACGUUUCAUGUUUAGUGUGAUUUAGAGCAAAUAGUGAAGGAUUCCGCCAGAGUAUCAAGUUGAUCCCACUCAUGAGCUGUACCCUUUUAAAGCCCACUUGCAGCUGUGAUUCAAACUAAGUAUCCAGCCAGAAGCAUAAGGCGAAACAGGUGUGUGCUGCAAAAAUGGCGACAGAGCUACAGCUGUAAGGACCGGCUAUUAUUGGCACAAACAGCUCACAACAGCGAGCCCUGAGCAAGAGGAAACAGGGCAGCCAGAUGAUAUUUCACUGAGCGAAAAAAGGAGGCUUAGUCACUGAGAGAACAGAAACUCAGAUGCAACAGUUACAGCUCACACCGGUUACUGGAAGCAGUUAAUCAGACACGGAAUGAAAAGCAGAUUGUUCUGCACAGCUACUUUGUAAAUAGUCUUGGCCGUCAAUGGGAAUCUCAGGGGUGUGGGAGAUGUACUAAAGCACCUAAAAUGUAUUAUUCAGAUCAGUGUUGUUUGCCAUGACAAUAUUUGUAAAAAAAGUUUUUACUUACCGUUUUCCAGAGCUAAGACUCCCUUAACGCUGCUCACCUCACUUCCUCCGGCCUCAUAGAGGAGCAUUGGGGGCAUUAUGCACAUACACCACUUUAGUCUUCAAUCAUUUAAGAAGGGCCUUAAAACCCAUCUUAAAGCUUAUGGCCUCCCAGAGUUAUCUCUACCUUACAUACCUGUCUCCUGCUCUCUCCUAUGGGACAGUGCUUUGCUCUCUCCUCCAGCUCUGCUUCACUCCUACUUGAUAUUUCCUGUCCUAAUGUUUCUAAUACCCCACCUCCUAUAGUCUGUAAGCUCGUUUGAGCAGGGUCCUCUUCAACCUAUUGUUCCUGUAAGUUUUCUUGUAAUAGUCCUAUUUAUUGUUACAUCCCCGCUCUCAAAAUAUUGUAAAGCGCUACGGAAUCUGUUGGCGCUAUAUAAUAUGGCAAUAAUAAUAAUAAGAAGAAGAAAGCAUUAAAUUCAGGGCUUUCCUGUGAGCUAUAAUGUUAAGUGACCAAGUUCCAUUCUGUCAGUGCAGCGGAAGUCUCUCUAGUGGCUGCUAGGAAGACGGUCACUACAGGUGUGUUUUACAUUACUGGUUAAAAUGACAGGACCACUGCGUCCAGACCAAUUCAUUGAGAUGCAUUGAGUGACUUUAGUUAUCCCUUAGCUAUUUUCCACCUUUGAUCUUUACAGACAAAAACCCUGAGUAAUUUUGGACUCCAUAUCCUUGAACUUUAUUUAAAGCAGUUGAAUUUUCACCAAGUACUAUUUUAACCCAUGGUUUUUUGAAUGAGGACCUAGAGGACAGCAGUAGAGAGUACAUCCUUCAGAUGUUCAUGGAUCACAUCUUGCCUGUGACCUUUUUUUUUGUUUGUUUGUUUUUUUUUUUACCCCUCUCCCUCUAAAUAAACCUUUUUAUAGACUGGAUAUUUCCCAUUGACAGGAAAUGCAGAGCAAAGAAACCAAUUAAUUAGUUUUUACUUUUUCUUUCUUUUUGUCAAUGAGCUACAGUGUAUAAAAUAAGAGCCACAUUUUAGAAUUUUGGUAUUGGCUUGGCUUUUUCUUUUUUUUUUUUUUUGAUGAUGAUUCUAGACUUGAAUAAAUAGGAUACAAAGAAAAUAAAAUAAGAAAGUGAUGGAUUGUCUGGACAAGAUAAGGCAAACAUAGCUGUGCCUGCUCCACCCAGCACGAGGGUUUCCACUCCAAUAACCCAAACAGGCAAGGUCUGAUGUGCCCAGACUGUCUGCAGGCUUCUUCCCAAGAAGCUGAUGUUUGGCGAGGACAUCCUUGCUUGAUUUAUGUUAUGUGUGUGUGCUAAGCCUUAAAUUGUUGAGUCUCUGGCUGGCUGCAGUGGUAUUACUGAAUGCUUAUUGCACUGUGUUUGCAUCUCUGAGAGCUGGCUCCGAAACCUGGGUCUCUUGGCUUGGAACUGGGUUUAAUCUCACACCUGUUUUAAGACAAUGAAGGUCUUGUUAGGAACGUCUCAGGCUAAAUCUGCUACUGCUGGAGGGGUGGGGGGAAAUUCACAUGAGUAAAAGGAUGAGGAAAGGUGUAUGUAUAAACCGAAUUCACAAGCUAUUCUAAUCUGCCCUGCAGUACAACAGGCACAAUAAAUCCUGUAUUUUCUCAUUGUAGAAAAUAGGCACUAACACUACUUAGCCAAUCAUAGCUACAACAGGGCUUUGAUGAAAUGAUAUAUAUAAUAAAUAAAAUGAGAAAGUAUUUAUUCCAAUGGUGAAUAAUAAUCCAAAGGUCCAUAUGUUAUUAAAAUGAUUUAAUUUCCCUUUAUCAGUUUUUGUUUUACAUUAUGUAUUUUUACCAUCAUAUUUUUUUCAUAUAUAUAUAUGUGUGUGUGUGUAUAUAUAUAUAUAUAUGUGUAUAUAUAUAGAUAUAUAUAUUUAUGUUGAUUGAUAUUAUUAGGUUUUAAAUUACUGCAAGCUACAUGUAAUUUAUUUUCAUAUAAUUUUUGUUUUAUGACAUUAUUAUGACCGUCUGAUACAAAUUUAAUGAGUUUAAUUUUAUCUUUACCAUUAAUACUAGUAUUUAUCAAAAUAUUAUUUGUAUUUAGUGUACUUUAAUAUUUAAUGAUAAGUAGAGAAUAUAUCUAAACAGACAUUCACUCCAUUCCCCAAAACUCCUUUUUACAUAGGUUAUGGUGCAAGAAGGGCCCCUGUCCCUGUUUUACUUAAUUUACUACAGUCAUAAGAACCCUCUAUAUUCAUCCUACCUGUGUAAUGUUGCAGUUCUUGUAUGAUUUGUGUAUCUAUGUCUGCAGCUUCUAUCAGUUAUUCGUUCUUUUAUAAAUACUGUACAUAUUGUAGAUGUUAUAUAAUAAUACUGGGUUUGUUUAGAUUGUGUGCGUGUAUGUACGUGUGUUUGUGUGUGUGUGUGUGUGUGUGUGUGUGUGUGUAUUUAUUAUUAUUUUAUUUUUAUGGAAAUUAAAUUUGUGCGUUAUAUACCCCUUGGGCACAGUAAAAUAGAGAAUUCAUGUUUUCACAAUUCUCCCAUAAUUCCCAGCUCUCCAUGCAAAUGAGCAUCAUGCUUCAGAUUUCCUUUUUUCCAGGAUAUGUAGAUAUGCACAACCGUCAUUUUUGCAUUUGCAUGAAUGCGUGGGUAGUUUUAUCGUGUUUGGUCUCACCACAGCUUGUAUAAGACUUUACCACCUUGUUCCCUGCUACAACCUGUACUAAUUAAAGAAGAUCUGUUACUUUUGGGAUGGAUUUGCAUAUUUUUGAAAGACCCCCCCCAAAGGUGAUAGCUCCAGUUAGGGGCUGGUGGCCAUGGGAUGCAGUGACAGGGAGGUUUACUUACCUGAACCUGUCCUUGUGCUGUACUCUCGUGCAUGCACGGAACACUGAGGUUUAUAGAGGGUCUCAGGAGAACCUCCCGGAGCCUCCAUAAAUAAUACUGAAUGUAGGGAAAACACAAAUUACAGAGUAAGAGAAAUAAGGGGGGAAAAGUUAGGGAAAUAAAUAAACUACUACAUUUUUGUUCCAAUGAGCAUCACUGAGGCUUGGGUCUAUUGAAAAUCACAUUUAUAUUAUACGUUCAUUUUGCUUGAUGUCACUAUUCUGCAAUGCAAAAGCUUCCCCCUUUUCCCAUACUAAAGAAUCCUGCAAUGUGACUGUCCAGAGAUCUUAAAGAAACACGCCUUACCUGCAAGUCAGUGUGCAGUUAUAUUUCAGGAUACACUUGUUAAUCUUUCUCUUGCUGUAAUGACUUAAAGAUUGUUUUCCUGUUCAUUUAUUAUCAACCUUUGUGAAUAUUCUAAACAAAAUUUUAUAAGAAUUAGAGUGUAACCCAAAUCAUACUCAGCUCGCUUGACUGGCUGAGUGUAUUGAGAGUCAUUAUGUAAAUAGCUGGAUCUCUCUUGCUGAUCAUUACAUUAUCAGAUGAGAUAAUGUGCUUCAAACAGAGACUCUAUCAGUAAUAUUGAUCUGACAUUUGGUUUCAGCUUGACUUGUUUGGUCUAAAAUGUACAAUUCUUUUCUCAUUUUACCCCGUGUGGUUUUCCUAAUUCUGGCUAGCGGAGUCUUGGCUCAAAGAGACAUUUGCACGGUUUUCCCACAGAUCUUGUACAGGAGAUGCAAUCAGUCCUAUGAUUGCACAAAACAAGAGCAUGCAAUGCCUGUCGCACGAAAUCCGGAAAUCGAAGCAAGAACAGAGAACUUAACAGAACAUCUUUUGUAACAGAAAAAAGGAACUAGAUGUAUUUAUGGCAACGAAUUCCUAACAACAAAAAAACACAGCAACUGAACAUGUUAUACAUCAACAUUCUCAACACUUGUAUUUGCAAUUUGUUCGUUAUUAAAUAACGUUAGCUACACUAGUCUCUCCGAGUGCAGCUGCAUUUUUCCAAGUCAUUUAAUUUAUUCACACUAAAUUACAUUUCGGUUAAUAUCAUAUCACAAAUUAAAAAUGUGAAUAGAAUGUUGUUCUGUUUUGUUUUAUUUUGUUUUUGCUAGGAGUUUGAUUGACAUGGACUUCCCCUUAUUUCUUAGGACCAGGCUUUCAGCCAAUCCCUAGUCUCUAACGUAACUAAGUAAAUAUAUUAUAAGCAUGCGCAGACAUGACUCGCAAAUUUCCAAUAUAUUAAAAUAACACUGCCAGUUAUUAUAAUGAAUGAAAUCUCAUCGUAAAGUCCAAUCUUCUCUCAUCAUUUAUCAGUAUGUCUAAUUAUAUAUCCAUCUGUCUGGAACAAAACCUAUGACUAACUGCUAACUUUAUAAUGUGCUCAGUAUGCAAGUGUUACACAAGUUUCAUUGUUUAAUAACUAUGCAACCAGUGCAUUGGUCGCAAAUUGCAAAAGACUUGAUAAUGACACAACUCUAAUUGGUAUAAUUUUCUCAAAACAACAUUAAUAUCCUAUGCCACAGGCCUGACGUCUGGUUUUUUUUGUGUGCCCAUGCCAACGUAGUGUGUAUCGUGGCAUGCCCCAAAAUAUUUAACUUGUCUGUUUAGUUUCACGCUGUGCGUCUCGGAGCUCCUUCGUGGACGUUGUAAAACGAUAGAUAUUCAAAGCCGGUUUAGAGAAUGCACAUUCUUUAUUUUUUUUUAUAUUCUCUCACAUGAAGCAGACCUUACUUCACCUUGCAAAUCAAAGUGUACCCUGGAGGGAGCUUUUCUCACUGCCUGGUUUGGUAUCAUUUUCUACCAAGGUGACUUCAUCUGAUGAAAUCUGAAGGUUGCAUUUGAUAUAGCGCAUUCUUUUUCUAAGUCCGUAAAACGAAGCUACAGAUCCUUAGAUCAUCACAAGUCCUCCUGCUCAACAGAAACAGGUGUUUUGUGUUUUUCAGUCCACGUUAAAUUCUAAAACAUACCCGUGUUCUCCUUUGCUAUCUCCCAGUAAGGUUGUGCAGUAUUUUCAAUGCUGCUCCUGCUUGGUCACAUCCUUUAUUAGUUUACAUAUCUUUUCUUCUCCGUAGUGAGGGAUGAGAUCACCAUGAAUAGGAAUAGGAGUUAUCUUCAAAGGCCGUGCUCACAGUGGCGAAGACCUGUCUGAUUAAUCUGUUCCAAUUCUAAUUAGUGUCCGUGGGUUUCCAGGAGAGGGGAGAAGAAUGACCACUGACGUCCGUGCAGCUGCAACCUUUUCCAAAAGCCUUUUGGAUCCAAUAUGGAUUACUUAAAUAAAUGUAAAAAAAUAAAAUAAAAUGUUUACAGAAAAAAAAUUACUCACUGAACGACUGACUUUAUAAAUCAGGAAAACAAAGCAAAACAACCAAACGGUGAUGUCUGAAGUGUUGCAGAGGGCAACCGUGUUCUGUAUUCACGUUUUAUUUAUUUAAAUUAUUUCUCAUCACCACGUGCAAGAAACCUAUCUGCAUGACCCAAUGAAAUGCAUUCCUUGUUGUACUGCACUUCUGCAAUGUUACUGCUGCUAUGUCCUACCACUCUUUUGGGACUUAUGUCCGUAAAUCAAACUUUUCGUAACACAAGGCUUGCCUUGGUUUUCAUACUGCCAUGAGAUUUACAUAACCCCCUAAUUAGAGAUCGACCGAUUAUCGGUUUUACCGAUAUUAUUGGCCUAUAUUCGGUAUUUUCAGCAAUAUCGGUAUCGGCCAAUAUAGAUACCGAUAUUGCCGAUAAUACCUCCUAGGGCCGCCAGGCUCAUUACAAGCCCGGUGGUCCUGUGGGGGCCGCAGGAAGCUGUUUCUUACCUUUCCAGCAGCUCCUCCAGCUCCCGAGUGCAAAUCUCGUGAGUCCCGCGGCCGCAGAGCGUUGCUACGGGUUACCAUGGCAACGCUCAGCGCAGCACUAAGGGCAGCGAGAUUUACACUGGGGAGCUGGAGGAGCUUCUGGAAAGGUAAAAAACAGCUUCCUGCGGGCCCCCCAGUACUUAACAAGCCACCGGACCACAAGGGAAUACCAUCCCCCCCCUCCCUGGUAAGAAGCAGGGAGGGGGAACUAAACAAACAAAGAAACAAAAAACAUUUAAAUAUUUAAAAAAGAAAAGAAAAAAAUUAAACACACUACACAAACACACACACACUGCAUUACACACACACACACUGCAUUAGAUACACACACUACACAAACACACACACUGCAUUACAUACACACACUACACAAAAACACACACACUGCAUUACAUACACACACUACACAAAACACACACACUGCAUUACAUACACACACUACACAAACACACACACACUGCAUUACACACACUACACAAACACACACACUGCAUUACAUACACACACACACACUACACAAACACACACACUGCAUUACAUACACACACUACACAAACACACACACACACACUGCAUUACAUACACACACAUAAACACUGCCUUACAUACACACACACUACACACACACACUACACAAACACACACACUGCACAAACACACACAGCUCCCCUGUCUAAACACACUUCAUCCACUACAUGUGGCAUGUAUAUUUUGUACAUUUACCUUUAGAAUUAGUUUAUUUUUUUCAAAAUGGUAAAUGUACAGAAUAUCGGCAAGUUAUCGGCUAUCGGCCUGAAAGUUCACAGAUUAUCGGUAUCGGCUCUAAAAAAUCAAUAUCGGUCGUUCCCUACCCCUAAUCAUAAAGGUCUUAAUUCAUGGUUUAACGUUAUCUGGUAUGUGUGCACCGUUGGUUAAUUAAUUACCCCUGGCACAUUCCCCAUUUUCUUACGAUGGCUGUCCUAAAUGGUUAUCCCCUUGUCAUGAAAAGGGUAAAGGGAUACGCCUGCUGUAGUUGUCCUUUUUUAGUGAAUUAUCAAAAACAGAAAAUGAAAAAUAAUCAUAAAACUGCUAUUUAUUUAUAAUUCCAGCAUUUGAUGCAAAAAUCAGGAAUUGACGUGACUCUUCAUGUAAUUUGUUUGUAUUUGUGUAGCAGUGAUGUGCUUAUUCAGUAGCAGUGCUUAAUUGGCUUAGAAAGCAAACAUGUUGUUUUUUGUUUUUUGUAAACACUUAAUACCUUUUCUGUAACUUAACCUGCACAUUGUAACUACCAAGAAAUACAUUGAACGUGUCUCUGGGGGUUAAAUGCUAGCUGAUACAACGUUAAUAAGUAGUUUAAUCCAAUCGGAUGACAGCGUAUAUGGGGAGAUUUAUAAAGGCGUCACAACCAAAAAGUAGGGAAAUGUUCUAAAAGUGAUAAAUGGGGGAAUGUUUCUGUCAAUUCCGUUGGUUUCCGUGGUGAUCGGUCUUUUUUUAAUUAAUUUUUUUAUUUAUGAAUCCUACUCUAGAUUCCAAGACUACCCCAGCUUUCAGUCAGAUUCUGAUGUAUUUAUUACUGUCCAGAAUGAUGUGCCAACCCAUCUUUAGUGAAACAUUUCUUGUGCAUUGCACUCACAGGGUUAAUUAACGAAAGUCAAAUUUUUUGGAAUUUUAGGAGAUUUUAAGCCCAAACUGAAAACCUAACAUGUUUUGUUUGCUUUAAAUUUGUCUGUUUUGAUCUAAAAUUUGAAAUUCACUUUGAAUUCACUCCUGAUUCACUUUAGUGACUAUCCCACCUUUCAUUUACCAGAAUAAGCUGGGCUCUGCCAGAAAGGGCUGUUUAGUGCCAACUUGCUGUACGAGAAUGUACUUCACAUCUUGAUGACUAAUCGCUCAGUUCCCUUAGUCAGCUCUGUGUCACUGAAUGUCUGGGGAGCGGGUCACCCACCAGACACACUGAUUGCUGUUAUUUGCUUGUAGAAGCUAAAAUCGACUGAAUCACCUAUGUAAAGCUAUGAUUUAUAGUAGUGAAAGGACCCUGAAAUUUGAGAACAAUGAAUAGAGCAAUUUCUGUCUCUUUACUGGGCGCUGCGUUGUAUCAGACUGUAUUUCGAUUCCAUCACCCAUAAGCCAAGUUACCAUAUGUUAGCAGUUGUCUGUUGCUGUCAUGAAACUACAUAUAUCUAACCCUGCUCUUUCUUAAAGGGGAAGUCGCUUGGUUUAGCAGUUGUUCAUUGAUUUCUUUGGCCACUGUAAACGACCAUUAUUCUAUACUAUUUUGUUAUAAAGGAAAAAAAAUAAAUCCCACAUUUCAUGACGUGUGGUGUUUAUCAUGAUUGUUUUGCUUGGUGUAGAUUGUGUGUUAUUAACGUUAAUUCAUAUUGCAUCAACAUGUAUUGCAGCACUCAAUGAAUUAUUUCAGGGUUAAUCAAUAAACUUCACGUUGAAAUCCGAAAGGCAAAAUUUGGGCUUAAAUAGCUGAUAUGGAAAAAAAAAAUCACCAUUUCAGCUAUAGUCAAAGCUUGCACUUUUUGGGGACAAUUCCCUGGUUUCCCCAAAAGCGGGGCGAAGGGUCAGGACCCUAAAAUAGGUACUGUUGGAAGGUCUGGAUUUACCAGAUCUGCCAUGGUUUCCUGGAAACGCGUCAUUCCUGCUGGUUAACGAGCAGCACAUAAAAAGUGCCAUGUUGCAGUAUGUAGCAUUGAUACGCUGCAAGAUUCCCCAUUAAUGAUUAAUUUACUACAGGCAAUAUUUGAAUUUUACAGGGCAGCACUUUUCCUGUGUUACCCACUACUAUGGAGAAGUACUAUGUGUCCAGGUGAUCCGGAAACCCUAACCACAUGCCCACGAACAUGUGUGCAGUUUAUCAUGGGGAGAAUGAUGUCUGGAGAACACGCAGGGCUGAGGGCAUGUCAUGAACGUGUCUAGAAGUGUAGCAGAUGUUAGUUUAUAGAGAAGGGCCUUUAUUAUGAGCUUUUGAUAUGUGAUACAACGCUUCUGUCUAACUCAAGCUGCCAUCAUACAUUAUUAUACAUUGUAUUUUACAGCGGAAGCUUCCCUUAGCCAUUGCAGUGGUAGCUGCACAUUAAAUAUGGACUGCAGGCCUUUUGCCUUACUCUGUUCAGUAAAGUGAGCGAGCACCGAGUGCGUUAGAAAACGGCCAACCAGCUCAGAAUAAAAUAUUAUCCUCUAGAAUGUAAGUUCUUUGAGCAAGGCCCUCAACACCUGCUGUUCCUGUGCGUCUAACUUGUCUGCUUGCAAAUUAUGUCUGUUAGUCCAGCUAUUGUACAGCGCUAUUGUCUUUGUUGGAACUUUAUGUAUAAUAAUCUGCAAAUUAUAAACUAUAUUCUCACAGUACCAAUAAUAAUUUAAAUGUGGGGCAGGCAGUGUAUUUUAUUGUCGCAUUAGUGUGUGCUGGGGGGUCUGUGUUCACCCUGCAGCACAGCGAGUCUGCGAUUUUGUUGUGUUUAGAGUUUGCUUACUCAGUAGAAAGGCCGGAUUGGGUUUCCUUGCAGCAUAUUAUAAGCAGUCCUGCUGGGACCGUACACACAUUCUGAUACCUCGGGUAAAGUCUACUGGGAGACAGGCAGAGUGCUUACCACUUAUACUGCAACUACUGCAGGAAAGUGGAAUACCCCAAUGAUUGAAAAUGUCACUUUAUAUGGGGAUGGGGGCCUGGAAACUGCACCAAUGUCAAAUAAUUAAAAUUGAGAGUUUCUCAAGGUGGCUUUUCCAAGUUUGAACAUUUACGUAGACUGAGGAUUAAUUCAGCCCCCACAAUGUGAUGGGAGUUUCAAUCUAAUGAGACUAAUCAGCUCGUUGCUGCAUUGUGAGAGGGGUACAUACUUCCUCUCAUAACAUAUAUAUACAGAUAAUGUAUAACGCAGGGCUACACUAAGUGUUUGUAACGCAGAAGAUUCCUUUUUUAAAAAUGUAUUAGCCAAAAAGGUCAAAUACAGUGACCGUGUCUAGUUCAUACUACCCAACUGUCAUAGAUAUGGCAGUGCAGUCCUGAUUUGAAAUCAUUGUCCCGGUUUUCUGUGAAAUCUCUUUACUAUUCCAUCACUUCGGAACCACCAGCAGAAUCAAAAGAAAUCUCACUACAGAAUGCAAACGCUUGUAAUUAUUUGAGGCACUCCUGUUACAGCGAUAGCAGGGGGAUUUUGUUUUAAAUAUACGCUUUAUGGGCCAGCAUUAGAACACCGUUGACGAAAUAACAAAUAAUGUAAAAAAAAUUAUAUUAAAAAAACAAAAACAUCUUAGCUAUAUGAGGCACUCACAAAUUCUAGACACAAGAAGGAGUUUAUUUUUGUUUGUUUUUUGUACUUUUCUCAAACUGCGCUAAUUAUAAAUUAUUCUAAAUGAUCAUCAAACCUUUCUCGUUCAUGACAUGUUGCAGAAAAAGUUAAACAAACUAACAAACAAGUUCUGGUCUUGAAGAGGUUAAUAGAAUAUGUCCUCCCAAAGAUUAAAUAGCCAAUGACCAACAUUAAUAAAUAUUAAAGUGUUACUUUGUACUGAAUCAGACAAACAAUCCAUUAUUUAAUCUUACGCAGAAGUUGAUCAGAGAGUGGAAGUGUAGCGGGGCGGUAAAAUACAUAAAUAAAUAAAUAGACAAGAUUGCGAUUGGCGGGGAUUUUAAAUGUGCAAGUGAUUCUUUGGUUUGUACUUGUUUGAGUCAUGGCAUUUCAGAUCCUGCCCAAAAGGUCAAUGUUUCCAUUCAUCGCCUGCUGAGAAUGUCACAGCUUAUUAUUGUGUGCGAAAAUCCUCGCUGAGCACGCCUAGUGUGUAUUUGCUAUGCAAUGAUUUGUGUCCUUAACACCUUCAUGUAGGUCCACUUCUGUCAAUUUGAAUUCUUUGUAAGCUCUUUGAUGCCAUCAUGUGGUGCUAAUAGGAAUGACCACUUGCUAUUUGCAAAAACCCUGUGUGUAUCCAACUUUCUCUUGAAUUGUCAGUAGAAGUGCAGUUUAAUUUGUCAAGGCAUUAAUACUCAGUAUGUUUUAACAUAUAUGUGAACCGUAUCUUGGAAUUUAGAGAUUUAUUCUGGAAUUUAGAGAUUCACUUAUCUAUACUCCGAAAUGUGUUUCCUUUCUAUUUUACAUAUAUAGAGAUAAAUUGCUUUCCAAUAAUAUUUUUCACUUUAUCAUUCUCCUGCCUGAGGUUGCUGCUGUAAGGUGUCAAGAUCACCAAUGUUUUCCUGGACCUACAUCAAUUCUAUAUUCUGUUUAGAGAUUCAUGAAAAUUGCUAGUGUGCUAUUUGUCAAAUUCAUAUUCUUCAGGAUGUUAGUCACUUACAUGCUCAAGGGAGAGUCACAAAGAAACUGUCUUGACUAGUAAAUGUAUGUUUAAGACUAGAGGGCAGCCCUCUUCAUGAUCUGCCAAUCAGAAGUACAAGUGAUAUGGGUGAUGUUUUAUACAAUAAUAUAGUUUGAUCUUUGAUGAGUUUCUAAACCCAGAUUUUUGUGUGUGUGGCUGUUGUAGAUACAAGACAAGUUCAGACGUCACCCUCUUGGUCGUACGAUCAGUCUUAUCAAUACCUGGGAUCAUCGCAACGCCAUCUGUGCACCCGGCUACACCUAUCUCCCCAGGACGCGCCAGUGGAAUGUCAUCGCUCAGCGCGGAGCUGUCCAGCCGCCUGUCAGGUAAGAUCCUCAAUAAGCAAUAUAUAAACAAGUACCUUUGAAAUGAUCAGAGACAGAAUGUGUGCCUCUACCUUAUAACGAUUCCUGGACAUGUGUUAUAUCUAAUGGCCUAAUAAGAGCAGGGGUAGUCACAUGGUCUAGUGAUUUUGUACUUGCCAUUAAUUUAAAUUGCAUUUUAAGUUUAUUAUGGCGAUAUGUGACUUGUAAUGGGUACCCUGCUUUUAUGCUGCACAGUGACUCCUGCAGGUAGGUACACUCACUAAUGUAAUAAGGAGAUUUUGCCUUGUUAUUGCUGUGAUUGUUAUAAAAUUAUUAACACAAAACAUGUAAAAACUAUUUUAAUAGUUCAAAAUGUGAGGUCUGUCUGAUACAUUGUUUACUCUGUGAUAUAGAUUCUCUGUAGCAUCUGUUCAAACGACAGGGUGGCAGGUUCUGUUCCUUGCAGGGCUAACUUACCCCUAUAUCCUUCCAAUAUCAAUAAAAUUAAUUGAUCUCGUUAUUUAUUAUAUCAAAGCCAUUUCCUAUAACCAGGAAUAAUGCAUUCAGAUAUCUCUUGUUUGAGAAUGUGGUCUAGGGAUUGGAUGUUAUCAUUACCCAACUUAAUAUUAAUUGUUUCAUUGACCUUGUAAGGAUCAAAGGCUGAGUCAGAGCUUACAAUCCAGUGGUUUCUAUUGACUUUUUUUAGCUGAUGCCCUAAACAGAUGAGCUAUUCAACUACCAGUAGUAAAAGUGGCAACAAUUUUAACAGUGCUAUACAAAGCGUUCGCGAGACAAACACCAGUAAGUUGCACAACGUAAGUUUGACACACAGAAAACUACAGAAAUGAGAUCUGUAAACUGUAUAUGACUUUAGUAGAGUUAAAAAGAAGGCCGGAAUUGAUGGAGACCAAAGGGGAUUGUGAUAGGGGAAAGCUGUUAAAUGGUUAGUUAAUAUGCCUUUCUUAUAAGGUUCAUUUUUAAGGCAAAGUCUAAUUAAAAUUAUCAGUAACCUAGGUUAUAGCAGUUUUGGUGGAGUGUUUAGACUGGAAGCCGUAAUCGAGAAAGUCAACGUGGAAGUUAGAUCUAACGUAGUUGGUUAGUCUAGUGUCUACAACCUGCUCAGAAGUGACACGAAUCAGUAAUUGGAUGGCGAAUCUGCAUCAAGUCAAAGUUUGUGUGUAGAAUGUUUUUAAAGGUGAGAGAGACACUAGAGAGAAAUUGCACAUACACUCCAGUCUAUCCCUUCUGGUAAAUUCCUUUGAUUGCUCAGUACAUACUUGUAGAAAUCAUUGAGAAUUCUGCUGAAAGCCUGGUAUUUUCUCUGUACUAAUCUCUUGACCUUUUUCUGUGACAUGUUUACUGUAUGUACAUGAAGACUGCAGAGUGGCAUGGUCCAGUGUUAAGUUGACAAUUCCAUAGAUAAAGAGCGGGCUUUCCUUUUGGGAUCGCUAUGGUUAUACAUUUAUCAUUUUUCCCAGUUUCACCUAUAACCUGCAGAUAUUGAACAUGCUCCAUUAUUUGCAUUGUGAUUAUGAGUAAACUUGUGUUCAUCUUAACCCCUGUAGGAAAAAAUACUGACUAAUUCUUACAUUUAAAAAAAAAUCACCUUUAAAGGGAUUCUAUAGUGCCAGAAAAACAAACCUGUUUUCCUGGCACUGUAGAAUUCUACAGUGCCCCCCUCCCGCGCGGCUGAAGGAGUUUAAACCUCUUCAGUCACUUACCUGAAUCCAGCGCUGAUGUCCCUCGGCGCUGGAUUCAGGUCAGUCGGCGGGGGAGACCUAAUGCGCAUGCUCGGCACUGGCCUCACUCGCAUUAAUAAUGCUUUCCUAUGAGGAAACACUGAUGCUCUAGGUCCUCAUGCAGAGCAUGAGGACAUCUAGCAUCAGAUAGACAGCCACUAGUGGAGGAGUUAACCCUCAGAGGUAAAUAUUGUAGUUUCUCAAAAACUGCAAUAGUUACCACUGUAGGGUUAAGGGACAUCGAACAUUGCACCAAGACCACCUCAAUGAGCUGAAGUGGUCUGGGUGCCUACAGUGUCCCUUAAACAGCUCCUACAACAGAGUUUUAAUGUGCCACUCAUUUAAUGGUGUCAAAGCUGUAUAGAUCUCCAGAGUUAAUUCCAUACUGGCGCAGGAUCUACAGAGAUCAGAUUGUGAUGACAGCAUGAGAUUGAGAUAUCAUUGAUCCUUUAGAAGGUAGACCGGUGACAUCAUACAAAUUGUUGCUAGAGUCUGCAAAGAUCUUAAAAAGUUGGAGACCAAAAAUAAAUAUAUUGAAAGAUCUAAUUUAAAUAAGCAUGAAAUAAAAAUACUAAAAGAUCUUUAUAAUGAUGAAUCUAUUGUCAUUAAACCUGCCGACAAGGGAGGAGGCUUGGUCAUAUUAUCAAAGGACCAAUAUGAAAAUGAGGCCUAUAAACAACUAAAUGAUGUUAAUACGUACACAAAACUCAGUAAUAAUCCCACACCAGAGAUGAUAUUAAAGCUUCAAAUGUAUCUAGAAGAGGGAAAGAGAUCUGGUAUCCUAAAUAAAAAUGAACUCAUAUAUAUUAACAUACAACACCCCCGUAUUCCGGUUAUUUAUUUUCUCCCCAAGAUCCAUAAAAGUCUAAUCAACCCCCCCGGCAGACCUAUAGUGUCCGGGAUCGGAUCUUUAUUUUCAAACCUGUCUGAGUAUAUUGAUAUCCUAUUACAACCAUAUGUUGUAAGAACCAAAUCCUACUUAAAGGACUCCAUUGAUCUAUUAAACAAACUCAAGAAUAUUCAAUGGGAGAACGAUUUUCUACUCAUCACUUGUGACGUCCAGUCCUUAUACACUAUUAUUAAACACCACCAAGGAUGCACAGCAGUAAGAACGAUGUUAGAAAAAGAAAAAAUAAUGCCACAGGAUCAAAUAGAGUUUCUAAUCAAAGGGAUAGAUUUAAUCCUCAGUAACAAUUAUUUCUGGUUCAAAGACAGUUUUUAUUUACAAAAAACGGGCACAGCUAUGGGCACCAGGUUUGCGCCCAGCUAUGCUAACCUCUAUAUGGCGGAAUGGGAAGACAGAUAUAUCUGGAGUGAGCAUGGCUGGGCAAAAAACCUGGUGUCCUAUUCAAGAUACAUCGACGACCUCCUCUUCAUAUGGAAAGGAAGUUCUACCGAAGCUAAUAAAUUCAUUUCCUUUUUAAACACUAACCAAGAAGGUAUAAUUUUAACUUCAGAAAUUAGUGACUCCCAUAUCACAUAUUUAGACCUAAAUAUUUAUAUAAAAAACAACACAAUUCAUACUAAAACUCACUUCAAACAAGUUCAUGUCAAUAAUUACAUCGAUACUAAAAGCUGCCAUAAUAAAGUAUGGCUUGACAGCAUCCCAAAAAGCCAAAUGCUAAGAUUAAGAAGAAACUGUACAGAAACCCCAGUUUUUAAACAGCAAGCAGAAACAAUAAAAGAAAGUUUUUUAAAAAAAGGAUACAAUAAAACCACUAUCCAAUCCACUUUUAAUCAAGCUUUGUCUAUUAACCAAAAAGACCUACUAACCAAGAAGAGAAAUCUAAAACAAAAUAUUUCAUUACCUGUCAUACUAGACUACAACAACAAAAACAAAGAAUUAAAAAAGAUUAUUAACAAACAUUGGAAUUUACUAAAGGAAGAUACUAUUCUUAAAAAUUUAAUACCAGAGAGACCAAAAAUAGUUUUUAGGGGAGCGCCCAACUUAAGGAUGCAUCUUACAAAAAAUUACACAAAACCCGAAAAAGAAAAAAAUAUAGGGACUAGUUUUUUAAACAAAAUAAAAGGUUUCUAUAAGUGCAACAUGUGUAUUGCAUGUAAAAAAACUAAAUCUACAUCUAGACUAAGAUCGAAUUUUAAAUCAAACAAUAACGGCAAGUCCUAUAACAUAAAAGAAAUAAUUACAUGCAACAGUAAAAGCGUUAUAUAUUUAUUGGAAUGCCCUUGCGGCCUACAAUAUAUAGGACGGACUAUUAGACCUUUAAAAACUCGUAUUGCUGAGCAUUGUAGAAACAUAGAAAAAGGUUUUAAAAAUCAUUCUGUCUCAUCCCAUUUCUGUAUCCAUGACUAUGACCCCAAAAAUCUCACCUUCACUGGUAUUGCUAUUGUCAAAUCACACUGGAGAGGAGGUGAUUAUAUUAAAAAAAUAGGACGUACAGAGAUGGAAUGGGUUUACAAUAUGAAUACCCUACAUCCAGAUGGUUUAAAUAUAGAAUUUGAUUUAUUUAAUUUUUUAUAAACACCAUUUUUUUUUUUUUUUUUCCAUCUUAUACCAUCCUAUUUCUUUCUUAUUCACCCCAUUUCUUUAUUAUUUUACUGUAUUCAUAUUUAUCUUUAUAUUUAUCUCAUAUUUUUCAUAUAUAUACAUAUGUGUUUUAAAUUUGAUUUUAUAUUUAUACACUUAUUUAUAUGUGUCUAUCCCUAUAUGUUUUUACCAUUUUUUUACCAUUUUUUUACAAUUCCUUGCUACCUAUAUAUGUACAUUUGUCUAUACAUGUACAUAAUAGGACCAUCCAUUUAUUCAUUCUACUUAUUUAUUUAUUUUUUAUACAUCCACCCCUUUUACAACAAAUUGGACUUAAAAAAUGAAUGAUGGACAUUGUAUGUAUUAUUGGAAGCUCAAGACUGCCUCCACAAAAAGGAUGCUAUGUACCCUAUACAUCUUUAUGCCUACAUCAAAGAAGAGGGAGGGGAAGAAAGGAAUAAGAAAAGGAGAAAGAAAAAAAGAGAAAAAAUAUCUUGUUGCCUCCAUACACAUCUUUAAUUUUCAAUUGAUGGGACACUCUUCUGCAACACUAGAUGUUUGAACUACCUGGCUAAAAGAAUUUUUAUGAACUUUCUAUUUCUCUUUUAUAAAUUAAGGAAGAAAAGCUCAUUUGCUAUUUUAAUCCAUAUGUUUUGCUUUUGUUUAUGUAUUACUCCCCCUUUUUUAUGUGAUAGAUUAUGUGAUAGAUUAUGUUUGCGGCAGCUAUGCGUUCCAUGCUGGAACGCAUGAUUUAUACUUUCCGCCCACGUGGGCGCCGCGUCAUUUCCGGUGCGACGCGUGCGCUUCAUAGUGGAUGUAGACCUACACGUUUACGCCGCGCCGCUUCCGGUCCUGACUUGUGCGCCCACGCUGGCCGCGCCGCUUUUGUUUAUGAUGCGUGCGUUCCACGCUGGUUUGCCUACACCCACGUGGACGCCGCACUACUUCCGGCUUUCGCCUAUGCGCGGUUUUUUGCCGAGGCACACCUGAAAGACAGCAAUUAUCAUUUUACUCAUGUAAGUUAUGUAUUUAUAGGAAGUUUUGGAUGUAUGUUUUUUACACUUCUGAUGAAGCCAUUGGCGAAACGCGUUAAGUGUUAUCUUUUAUAGCAUUAUAUUUUAUUAGAAAUACUAUUAAAUAUAUCUUUUACGUUAUAUUCUAUUUUAUUUCAUCUGUAUCAUCCACUUCCUGACCUACAUAUCCUUCAGUGGGGAUUAUACCACUGUAAGCCUUAUACACUAGAGCAAGUUGUCUGCUCUAGCAAAUGUGAGUAUAUUACUUUUAUUUAUUUAUUCAUAUUUGGAGUUGGAACUAUUACACUAUUGGAGUUUCCCUUCUUUUUCCAUUUUGAUUUGUGCCACCAUACCAUUGGAGUGCCAAGACGUUGGACCUUUUAUCCUUCAGUGGGGAUUAUACCACUGUAAGCCUUAUACACUAGAGCAAGUUGUCUGCUCUAGCAAAUGUGAGUAUAUUACUUUUAUUUAUUUAUUCAUAUUUGGAGUUGGAACUAUUACACUAUUGGAGUUUCCCUUCUUUUUCCAUUUUGAUUUGUGCCACCAUACCAUUGGAGUGCCAAGACGUUGGACCUUUUAUCCUAAGACGGGGAUUGUACCGUCCAGGCCAAUUACGGUAGAGCUCCUAUAAUAGCUCCACCAUAUGUGAGUUCAAAAUACCUCCGCUUUAUUUAUUAUCUUUUUCAAUAUUGUUAAACAUACCACACUAUUGUAUAUUCUCUUUUUGUGUUCUUUUUUUGAGGAUAUACUUACAACCAUCAAGAGACAUCAAGUGUAUGUAUAUAGAAUUUAUGUAAGGCGCGGUUUCCUCCCUUCUUCUUUCUAUACAAAUUGUAGUUUGCAAGAUUAUAAGGCAGGUAACGCUGAAAAUGUAACAAUAUGGGUGUCACUGAGCUGUAAAUCUCACACUUCCUAUCCACUAGUAGCUGGUGCCGGCUGAGGGUAAUGGAUGCUGGCUUCCAAGAUCACCUGCCUCUUUUACCUGCCUUUGUAGUAAGCACUGGCGGUGGGUUCCCUAUUAACCCUUUGAGUGCAAGGGAGCAUUCUGGCAUGGAAUAGAGUUAAAUCUGAGCUUUGGAGACACAAUGGAAGCAUUGUUCAUUUUCUUAGCGAUUUCAAGACUCCCUUUCCCAUGGAUAACUGUACUGUGGAUUUUAGUAAACAGUGCAAGACCAGACUUCCCAUUGAACGCUACACCAGAAAGCAGUGAUCGCUUGCUUUUCAGACAGACGCCACACCUUGUCUGAGCAGACGUUCAUACCUACGGGCUUGUUUGUUUUGCGUUAAUUGUACUGUAUGUUGCUGCCAAGAUACGGUCUGACAUGGUGCAUUCAUUUGUGUCAUGCUGAUGAGCCCCUUAAGUGGGACAUUACCUGUUCAAGUAAUUUAACCCUCUCUGGUUCCUGUCUAGGUCACUGUAAUUGUCUUCUCAUCCUUUUUGGCAGUGUCAAGGUUAACUGGCUCUUUAUUUUUUUAAACUGACUCUUGUCAUCUCCAUUGUGUCUCCUUUAACUUAUCACAUUCAGUGAAAAAUAAACUUUUUUUUCUUUCUGCUUAAAAAUAAAUCGUUUUCUUAAAUGUCUUUGAGUUAUUCUGUUGAUUUACGCCAGUCUACUAUGGGGGGGUGGGGGGGAAAUCAAGGAUUCCUGAAUAAACUGGCACUUGCUUUCUACGCUGAAAGAAAAAUGAUAGUCUUGUGUUGAGAGAUCAUUAUAUGUUUGUGAGCAGACUGGAGAUACAGUUUGAACAUUUUUUGAUCUUAUCUCACGAUGUUACUGUAGGCAAAAUAUCGCAUUAUCUGUCACAAAUACUUCUUUAUAUUAUAUUAUGUUUUUGUCUGAUGCAUUCAUGUAUGACUCCACUGUUAUAGAAUCCUCAUAUUACAUGAUUUACUACUAGACAUCCUGCAGCGUAGAAUGUGACGCUGUACAGGCAUUCCUACAUUGGAAUAGCUUGCACAUUGUCUAGUUUGGGUGCUAGCAAGCUGUAAAGAUGUUAUGGAGUGGUAUUUUGUAACUUGUAAGGAACGUUAAGUGACACGUCUUUUAUAUAGUUUUAGAGAAAUUAUUCUUGUAGGUCUUUUGCUGAAUAUAUGUAUUUUUUUAAAUACUUUUUUAAUUAAAUGGACUCCAUCGCAUAAACAGUAUGAAUGUAGGACUGGUACCAUGACCCCAUUAGAAAUAUUGUGCCAAAAUAUAAAAUAAAUAAAAAUAGCUGUUUAGUAGAUAUAUCCCCAAUGAAAGCAUACGUGCAUCUAAAUAUGCAUUUUUUUCAUUAGGGGUCAUAUCUAAAAACAGGCUUGUAAAACCUGCAGUUAUCUUGUCUGCUGCUUUUGCAAGCCCUCCCCUUCUAACCCGACCCAGACUUUCUAUUACUGUCCAAUCAUAGAAUUCCCAAUGCAGUUCAAUGAGAAGUCUUUGCAAGGUAGAUGCCCUGGGCAAUUGCUGCCUCUUGAGUUUAGCUCCACUGAGCUAACCAAACCAGGAAGUAACAGGACCCGUUGUCUGCAUAAAACCCUGGGGGUGUUACCUGGUAAAUUCAUAAAAGUGUCAGUUCUAAUUAAAUCUGUACUUCUUACAAAAUGAAAAAAGAGGACACACUCUUCACACAUAAAACUUUUAUGAAAGCUAAAGUGCUUUAGGGGUCUGGAGUGUCCCUUUAACCCCUUAAAGGAACACUAUAGUCACCUAAGUUAUUUUAGCUAAAUAAAGCAGUUUCAGUGUAUAGAUCAUUCCCCUGCAAUUUCACUGCUCAAUUCAUUGUCAUUUAGGAGUUAAAUCACUUUGUUUUUGUUUAUGCAGCCGUAGCCACACCUCCCCUGGCUUUGAUUGACAGAGCCUGCAUGAAAAAAAAACUGGUUUCACUUUAAAACAGAUGUAAUUUACCUUAAAUAAUUGUAUCUCAAUCUCUAAAUUAAACUUUAAUCACAUACAGGAGGCUCUUGCAGGGUCUAGCAAGCUAUUAACAUAGCAGGGGAUAAGAAAAAUCUUAAUUAAACAGAACUUGCAAUAAAGAAAGUCUAAAUAGGGCUCUCUUUACAGGAAGUGUUUAUGGAAGGCUGUUCAAGUCACAUGCAGGGAGGUGUGACUAGGGUUCAUAAACAAAGGGAUUUAACUCCUAAAUGGCAGAGGAUUGAGCAGUGAGGCUGCAGGAGCAUGUUCUAUACACCAAAACUGCUUCAUUAAGCUAAAGUUGUUCAGGUGACUAUAGUGUCCCUUUAAGGACACGUGACAUGUCAUGAUUCCCUUUUAUUUUAGAAGUUUGGUCCUUAAGGGGUUAAGGGAGUUGUGUUCAUUAGAUAGUCUCUUAUUUGGUAUUCUUAGGGCAAUUCUACAUAAGCAUAUCAAAUAAGGGAGUUAAGUAAAAAGCAGCUGUAAGAUAACAUUUAAGAUAAGUCACUAGGGUUGACAAUAUUUAACGAGACAACAUUAGGGAGCUGUUCAGUAGUUGGAUCCCCAAUUUGGUCCUCCUAGAUGGGAUUUUUAAAGAUAUGAAAUAAGUAAGAUGCCGCUGCAACCCACGACAUAGAUCAGCAUUUAAUUAUUUCGAAUGGAAUUCCAAAAUGAAAAAAAAUAUAAUUAUAUAUAAUAGUUAAUAGUCUGGUGAAGAUUCAGAUUUGCAAAUGUCUCCACUGGGUUAUAUGUUGGCUACUUACUGUCUGCAAAGCAGGGGAAGGUGGUCUGAAUAGUUUUCUACGUAGAGAGAAAUACUGGUUUGUUGGGAGCUCCCCUUGGCACUUAAAUUAAAAAAAAUUAAAAAAAACAGGUCUGUGUGCAUUGUUAGGUCAUCAAAGCAUGAUGUUAUCUUAAACCUCUUUGUGGCAAAGGUCUAGGCAAGUCCCAUUGUCGUGAUGCUCCUGACAUGACAUUUCUUACGAAGGGGUUAAAACCUAGUCUGUAUCGGGUUCUCUGAGGACUGUGAACCACAACGUUAAGGAAAAGAGUGUUUAUUAAUUCCUAGACACAAACUAUCACCAGCUUUUCAUGCAACUGUUUUUUGAGUCUGAAAUCGUUAUCACAUAGCACAUUAUAUAGUCAGUUGUUGUCAGCUGUAUAAAAAGGGACUUUUUGUCUGACACAAGGAGCAAUGAAUGAAAGGUUUGAAGCUUUUAACGGCCUCCACAUUCCCUGAUAAUCAGCAGAUUAAUUUUCUCCAGAAAAUGCAUUUUGUUUUUAUAGCAUUUGGAGAACAGACAAUAUUCAGGCUUGUGGGAGUCGAGAAUGUUUUCUCAAAGCCAAGAAAAUUACGGAAUCUGUACAGCUUGGGGCUCAAUAUUCUACAAAAGAGUUAUAUUAUUUACUAUUCCAUCUCUUAUACAAGUAUCAUUUUUACCAUGUAGUUAUUGCUCAGUCUAUUCUACAGACAUGGCCAAUACAAGUUGAUGUUUGGUUAGUCUUCCAGAUCCGGGUCCUGGUUAAAGUAGGGAUUUGACUAAGAUGCCAAUGGCUCAUUAGCCAUUAUCCUUAGAGUCUAUUCUUUAAAAUAAAACAAUCAUGCCUUCUCUUAUAAUAAAUAAAAGCAAAUAAAAGCACCAGUUCAUACAUUUAUUGCAGAAUUCAACCCCAAAUCAAAUACUGGCUUAAACUUUUGUGCAAUAGAGGAUCCUGCCUAAAUCUCAUAUAUUAACUAGAUUCUCAUACCAUAAAUUAUAAUUAAUCUAUAUAGAUUAUUGCAUCUAGCCGUGUGACCAGUUAUUUUACCAUAAUAUCGCAUAUCUCACGUUUUCUCAUUUGGAAAAAAAAUGCAAUUUGUUCUCCUUGCUAUGUCAACUGAUUCCAUAUAAUAUAUUUGGACCCCAUUUUCCCUCUCCCUUUAUGAUUUUGUCACUUAGUAUCCUUUCUAUACAUAGUAUAUUGGCCUAUUCGCUGUGUAACAUCUCAGCUAUUAAUAGGAAUUUAAAAUACAGUAUUAUUUUAUAACUAGUGGCUAGAAGAAUUAUUUGAUAGUAAGAUCUCUGUGAUCAGAACACUUUUCUCCUUCCUAAGUAGUUUAACACUCGCAGACAUGAUACCAAGAAUAGGAAUUCAUGGAUUCAAACUCAGGUUUAUUAUUUACAUUCAUUUCUUGGGAUUAAUGUGACAAUAUCGUAAAGUUUGUUUUAUUCUCAAUUAAUAUUUCAUAUGUUUAACUGUUAUGUUUUAACUCUAAUUUUCUUUCUUCUUUUUUUGCCCCACAGGAGCCUCUGACCUUACAGCAUUUAGCGACCCUCGAGUUGGGAUUGAUCGUCAGUUUUCAGCACUUCCUUCAAUAUCAGAUCCACGUAUGCACUACCCGGGGGCCUUUACAUAUACCCCAACUCCAGUCUCUUCAGGAAUAGGAAUUGGUAUGUCCGCAAUGACUUCCGCCACAAGAUACCAUACCUACUUACCACCUCCAUAUCCAGGAUCAUCUCAGGCUCAAGGCGGUCCUUUUCAGACCAGUUCACCCUCCUAUCAUCUGUAUUAUGGAACAUCAGCUGGAUCGUACCAGUUCUCCAUGAUGUCGGGGGGAGACAGAUCACCACCUCGUAUUCUUCCACCUUGCACUAAUGCCUCGACAGGGUCCACUCUCUUGAACCCCAACCUUCCAAACCAAAGUGAUGUAGUAGAGACUGAGGGAAGCCACAGCAAUUCUCCAACCAACAUGGGUACCACACCGAGGUUGGAAGAAGCAGUAUGGCGACCAUACUGAGAAGGACUGAGUCUGGAAGUCUUAUGAAGUCCAAAAGUGAAUUCACUUCAUUUCAUGGACAAAUUGGUUUACAUGGCUGCUGGAAGAUAUGUUGAUGAAACUGAUUACUUCUGGCUUAACAAUGCUGUGAAAUCACAAAAUGAAGAGAAGAGAAAUGAUUUCAUACACUUGUCUUUUCCAAGUAAUAUAUGUUUCAGGACUUCAAAUUUUAAAGAUGGAGUCGGGGAAAACAUGUUUUCACGUCUAACUUUUUAUUUGCGUUUCUGGAGGAAUUCUCAAUCUGUACAAGGAGACCAAGAGGACCUUGUAACUGAAACUUUAAAUUAAAUUAUUUAAACAUUUCGUAGCAUCGAUAUAAAUCAUGGAGCUUGUGAACCAAUCAUCUACUGUAAACCAGUUUAUAUUGAGUUACAUUUUGGCUGUUGUAUUAAAAUACAGUAAAAUACAGUUUGCCUUGGACGUAACUUUUGUAAAUUUUUUUUAAAAAAAACUCAGAAAGGUUGCCCCUGUCUACUGGCACCUUAGGCUUAUUAUUUGCUUUUCCUACUGCUUUCUGAUAUAAAUUGCCCUCAUUUUUUUUACAUAAACGUUGUAGCUUUUUAUGUUGAUUUCAGUACUCCUCAAUGACUGUUGUUAUAUGAACUGCAGAGCCCCAUCUGGGAUUUUUUUUUUUUUUAAUUUAUUUUUUUUUGUGUGUAAUAUUUGGGGCACUUGUUGAGGAUGCUUGUGUUGUCUCUUUUAUACAUGAACAUUGUUUACAAUUUAAUGUUUUUGGAUAAUUUGUCCAGAAAAUCUACUAUGUUUUCCAAAAUGUCUUGCCAAGUCUGCAGAUUAUUAAUCUGUUACAAGUAACCUGUGAUAAUAUAAUGUUGUGCAUAGGUUAUCGGUGUAUUUUGCUCAGCCAACCAAAUAACAGUGAUGGUGAUCCUUGCCUGGUACCAAGAUCCCAGUGUGUUUAAUGCAUACUCUCAGCUCUCUUUAGUUGAAAAAAAAUAAUCAUUUUUUAAAGUCUUAUUUAAAUAUUAAAUUUUUAUUGUCCUCCGCUAAGAUCACAUGAAUAAAAUAGAUCAUGGAGUUUAAAGUCCCCAGAUUGUACGAUGUGAAGUUACUUUUCUCUGUUUAGAAAGAAAUUUCACCUUUACUUCGAUCGAGUUGUCCGUAAGCCUCAUACAUAUAUGAAUUUUUGGGCAAGCCUCACUCUAUUUCGAAACAUCUAAUUUGCCAUCUUUUCUUCUGGCGUAAGGGUAAUGUUGGCUGGUGAACUAGUGAGGCUAUGGAGGAGAAAAAUGACUACACCUAUAGUGGCACAGACUGCUCUUUAUUGGUGCAUAUCUAACUCAACAUUGUUGUUAUACACAUUGGUGCAAGAUGCGAUAUCAGGUCACCACCGUGCUUUCUAAUAUAACAUAGCUAUCUGGACAACUGCUGCUCAAACUACAUUGCUUGCUGUUGUUAUUGCUCUGUCUGAAACUGCAGUAGCUGGCAAGUUCGGAUGAGCAGCAGUUCGUCAGAUAAUAGUCGAGUCUGACCCAGCAUGGCUCCACAGACAGAUUAAAAAAAGUGAACUUUUCUCCCCCCCCCAAAAAACAUAUACAUGAUUUAGAAAAAUAUCAUUAUGUUUCAUUAAAUGUAAUAAACCUUUAAAAAAUGAGAAGUGACAAUUUGAUGACAGUUGCAUUUAAGUUAAAUGAAAAAGUUGCAAAGACAAUAAAGUAUCCAGACUUUCAUAGGAAAUAGGUAUUCAUUGCUGGGUCGCCGGACCUUGUAUUUGAAGAAAUCCUUCCAGAUUCAUAUUUAUCUGUCUGUAGUAAAUCUGAAUCUCUGUAUAAUCCAAAGCAGCAACAAUUAUUCCUGCAUUACCCCUGUAGCCGGAUCCUACAUUUAAGAAUAGCAGUCAUUGGGGGUAUUUAUUAACAUGGGAUCAGUAUUAAGAGAAGGUUUGUCUGUGAUUAUAGAAUGUUUAUACCCGUUACGGAACCCAAUGUAAUUGAGUAUAUGUUGUGCAUAUGCUAAAAGUACUGGACAUAUCUUUCCAUUCUAUCAUACUUUUUACGAUAGUUUAAUACUUUGCUUCAUACUGCGGAGGCAUAGGUUUUGCACACCUUUGAAUGUGGGAUUCUGAUAUAGAAACUCCUGGACUUGAUAGCUCAAUAUUAGUUCUGUGGAACAUCUAGUGUGGUGUGUAUCUAUAUCCACACCUAGCUAUAACCUGUCUGUUCUUGUCCCUUGUCUACAUACUAUCACUUUUCACUUGUGUAUUGUUGCAUACUCACAGAUGAUAUUCACCCUGAUAGGUCUCACCUUGCCCAGUCAAAACUUAGUAAGUAGGAGACAAGAAACCAGGCUAUUAACGCACUGAUGUUUCCAGAGUAUGGGAGAGAAAACCAGUCAAUUGCCAUAGCAGUUUUGCCUGAGUUAAUGUGAGGUCUUUGGGGUCUUGAUCUUUCAAUAUUUCCAAAGUACGGAACAGAGUUCCAGCCCAAUAAACCACCAAAUAUCUCAAAGUAAAGACAAAAGGUCAAUUGUCCACCACUGUUCUCAGAUAAAGGAUGAUGGUCCCAAUUUACCAAUGAUCCCAGACUUAAGGCCAAUAAAUAAGCAAUACUCUUGGAACAAGGUUCAAACUUAAGUUCCACUAAUUUACCAAAAUUCCAAGAUGGCCAACCCCUAAUGGUCCACUAAUAUUCACAAAGUAAGAGUGAGAACACAGAGCCACUUGUCCUUGAAUUUUCUCAGAGUAAAAUGUAGGUCUUUCAGCUACUGUUCCACCAAUGUUGCCAGCGCAAAAUAUAAGAUUCUUGGCCAUUGACCCACCCAUAUUCUCAGAGUAAAAUGUAAGACUGCUGCCCACUUUUCUAUCAAUAUCCCCAUAAUAUGAACAAGGACACUAAUCCAUCAGUAAUCCCAGUGUAAGACCAGGGACAAUGGACCAGUGAUUUACCAGUAUGCACAGAGUAAUAGUGAAGAAACCAGGACUACGAACCACAACUAUUCUCAGAGUAAAGAGCAUGGUCUCUGAGCCUCUGGUACACCAAUAUUGCUAGAGCAAAGGAUAUUACUAGUUAUACAUUAUUUUUAAAGUGUCAAAGAUCAUUUUUGACUCAUUAAUAUUAUGCAAAAAGCAGAGUGUGACUGAGUGUGAUAUAAUUUUUACAACUUGUAAUAUAGACGUGUUCAGUUGCCUUGAACUGACAUGGAACAAACUAUGAUGGCAAAUGUUACUAACAUGAAACAAACUAUUUGCAACUCUAGUCACUAGAUGUGGUUGAAUGUUAGCCCUUUUGGUUUCUAUCUCAUACACGCUAUAUCACGUCAUAUAAAAAAGUGGCUUCUUCACGAAACGGUGAAUACUGGUGGAUUGAAAACCGAAUUACAAAGUUUAGGUCAGACAAAGCUUGUUAUAAAAAGAUAAAUUAGACAUUUUUGCAAUGCAACUGUUUUUCCUUAAAUUUCAGAAGCUGGAUUUCGAUUCACCACAACUCAGUGUUUAAAGGGACACUAUAGUCACCUGAACAACUUCUGCUUAAUGAGGUUGUUCAGGUGAGAACUAUAGCUCCCUGUAGCCUUUCUCGUGUAAACACUGUAUUUUCUAAGACAUUGAAAGCUAGGAACCUCUCCAGUUGCAGUCACUCAGAGUGAUCCAGAGGGACUUCUGAGUUGAUGGGGUCUCCAACCCCACGUUUUAUGAAUGCCAGAAUCAAGAUGACACCAUGUUUGUAGAAAUUGUGCGUUUUCAUAUCUCAUUGAUCUUAAAGGAGCACUGUCGCUUAGCUUAUGUAUAAUAAAUAUAUACAUGAGAAAAUGAACCAUGAUCUAUGCAUUGAGCUAGCUUCAAGUUACGCUACCAAGAUUGCACCAAACCUUGUAUGCAAAUUAAUUGAAGUUUGUUUCCGUAUGAAGCUGCAUGGUGAUUUUUCAAAGAGGUCUGCGGCUAUACAUUUUCUACAAUGUUAAUUCUUAAUUCAUACAUUAUUCUACAGGUACAAUAUAUACAUGAUGUUUUGUUGUUUUUCUGUUGUUUGAUUUUAAUAUUUCUUAUGCAUGUUUAAAAGCUGUUGACACUUUGCCAUUAAGCCAUACAGUGUGUCAAAUGUGUAAUUUAAAAACAUUAUUAUUAAUGCAGCCCCUUUGGUGCUCAAAGACAUUUCUUUCCUUGGCACAGAAGGGGUUAAAUAAUGUAGGUUAUUUCAUUCCACUGAGUGUAAAAUGAGAUUGCAUAUGCAACGGAAGAGAUUUGUUUGCUUGGAUGCAGUGGUAACAUACAAAUAUAUAGAUUGCUUGUGUGCAUUUAUGUUUGUUUAAAUAUGUAAAAAAAAAAUGUUUAUUUAAUGUGCUUUUAAAAAUAUUGCUGGUCAACUCAGAAGACUAUUUGAAAGCAGGGCUUCAAAUCAGUGUUUGAUAUAAAAACAACUUUAAAAAAAAUUAACAAAAAUAAAAAAAAAAUUCCCAGCUGCAGGCAGCUCAGCAUUUGGACUUAUUUAACAUUGUUUUCCAUUUUGAUUUUUUUUUAC
Molecule: messenger RNA, 94355 nt
Organism: Pelobates cultripes (western spadefoot toad)
Lineage: Eukaryota; Metazoa; Chordata; Amphibia; Anura; Pelobatidae
Source: the annotation of a GenBank genome assembly